AUGAAGAAGCAAUUCAACCGCAUGCGGCAGCUCGCCAACCAGACCGUGGGCAGGUAAGGGAGGAAAGUGGUUUGGGGCUGGGGGGUCCGAGGUAAAAGCACAUCGCCUCGGCUUCCAACGCCCCUUUCUGCCCCAGCGGACGCUGGUGCGCCAAGGAGCGGUGCGCGGGAGGGUGUGGGUUAGGUACCGAGUGCAAAUCAUCCCCCUCCCCGUCUCUAAACUCGGUUUGUUUCGAGGGCUGUUUUGGUGAAGCUGCCUCCAUUACAUGUUUUGGUUUCUAUAUUCCUUCGGUCACAGCUUGUGCAUUCCCCUCCUCCAAUUUCCUAUGGUUCUUCCCGCCUCUCUCUCUCUCUCUCUCUCUCUCUCUCGUUUACACACCCGCUGAGAGGCUGCUGUGGUUAUAUUGGGAAAGAGAUCUUCAUCCUUUGACUGCUAGCCUAUGCUUAGAAAAUGGAAGGGCUUCUUUCUGCUACCCCAAAGCCCUUACCUGAGGCUUCAAGGUGCUUCCUAUGCUGCCUGGCCUCUGCUGGGUUUGUUCCCCAAGUAGUUUUAUUCGGGAAGCUCUCGCGGUAUGAAAACUCUACCAGUUCCCCUCUACUUGUAUAGGUUUUAUCAGAACCAGCUGCUGACAGGCAGGAGGGACAGGUAAGCAAGCUAACAGAAACCACUGGAAGGCAUAAAAAGUCUGGCAAGGGGCAGUAAUGGCAUUUAGCAGACUUUGCCUUCCGAGUUAAGACUGUGGUCCUAACAUCACUUAGCUGGGAGUAAGCCCUAUUGGUUACAGCUGGACUUAGUUCUGAGUAGACAUGGUUAGGCUUGCAGCCUCAAGCUGGCAGAAAAAUCUCCCUGGAGAGUCAGCUGCUCAGACUAUAGCUAUGGGGUGUCCUUUUCACCUCAGUUAUUGCUUAUCUCAGAAUUUCUCUCUCUCUUCUCACCUCAGGAUUUAUUGCUGUUUAUGCUAGCGAAAAUCAGCUGUUAUUGGUUGGGGAGCUGGCCUAGCCGGCUUUCGCUCAGCAGCUGGCUUUUGAAGGAAGGAAAGGCCGGUGAGCCCUGCUCCUGCAUGAUAAGGGAGACUUGCUUUUGGAUAUUGCAAAUCUGAGCAUCUUUCUUCUGCCCUUGCUGUGGCGGCCAGGAUCAGUCUGGACCUGUGAGAGUGCUGUGCAGGCUCUGAUAUGCUGGCUGGGCCUUCUGUUCACAGCAUUUGCUUGCUUUAAUGGGAAUGCUUGCUGCAAAACCUUUUGAGAAUUAUACCGUGUCUAGAUAGAGGUUCUCUACCCCCCUCCCCAAUCUUAUUCCUGAGUUAUGUCCCAAUUUUUGGAUAGAGGUAUGAGGCAGAUGGAAGGGUCAGUGGGAGAGGGAGGAGCUAUGUGGCUUUCAUGGAAUGCUAUAACACAGGGGGCAAAAAUUGUCUGGGGAGAAAUCUCGCUGUGCUUUGCAACCUAUUUGUUUGAUUUCUUUUCUUCUCCUGACAGCCUUAAUGGGGGGAACAGGGGAUGCGCUGAGCAGCUCUUCCAGUGUUAUGCCUGCGGACUGUCCAGAUGGGCAGUGCAUCAUUCAUUUGCGCCAAUCUAUCCAGCUGACAUGUGUCCAUCUUUGCAUCGCUUCCUCUAAGCAGCUGUGAGCACUGGCUUUCCCUACAGCCUCCGGGGAUGGCUAGCCAAAUGGGUCUGCCUCUAUCUAUGGCUUGCAGUAUUAGGGAAGUUUUUAUUCUUCAUUUCUCCGGAUAUUGCAGCCUGGCCCUGUGCUAAGGCUCCAUUGCUAGCAUGCCUUUCUGGUAGUUGACUCAGUCCUUGUUGAGAAAUCCGAUCACGUCAAACUUGGGUUUAAUUGUGGUAGCAGAGGUGGCCCUGCUGUGCAGGCUGCUUUUGAUAAGUGUGGUGAAAAAGCUCUUCUGCACAGGCAGCAACAAUCCCACCCCCAAUUUAGUGGUCCAUUUCGAAUCCCCAGGAAAAAAAUGACUCUGCCUCUGAAACAAUGAGGUGGGGUUGGCUUGUUUUCCUUUCUCGGCAAUCAGUUGGUGUAAGAAACCAAAUGCCUUAUUGGUCAGUGACUUGGCUGUGAAAGCAGGCGGCUAGGCUGUUUAGCCGAGGGCAUGUGUGCUACUUGAUGGGGAGACGGCUUAAGGCAUUGGUUCUGCUGUUGCAAAGCCUGUCAAUGGGACUGGGGAGCCAACAGGCAUAAUAGCAGCCAAUUUGCUGAACAAAUGACCUACAUUAGACAUUGUAGUGGGAGGUGGCUUGGUUGGGGAGGAAACCGAUGGGCAUAGAUGUAAUUGUACGAUGUGCAAAGGUAAUGUGACAGGAGUCAUGUGAUGGGUUGAAGCUCUAUCUCUUUUGCUUGUUGUCUGAAUAAAGGUACUACUUCGACCAGCACUAAAAAGGGGGGGGGCAUCCAUUGUGAGCCAGAAGGAUGCACCUAGUUUUCAUGUUAGUUGCAUAUAAUAACAUUUGUGUGCACGCAGUUGGUGACCUCAGGCCUAGAUGUAUUAUGCAUUUGUGUAGAGUCCUUUGUCUAACUUUCAGCAUGAAUAGCUGCUUUUAGAUAAGCAGCAAUUAAUUGCCCUGAUCCAGCUUAUCCACAUGAGCCAUGCAUAUUUUGGCUGUCCCCAGUGUGACAACCUCUCGUUAAUUUUGGGUGGGGGCGGUGGCCGGGGGGAGGGCAGUUGAGAAGAACAGAUAUUUGACAGACCUGCUGAAACUUCCAGCCAGCUGAUGUGACCAAAAGGUUCUGUUAUUGACUAUCCCUGGGUUUCAAAACCAUGACUCAGAUCUUUAAAAUCACAUAAUAGGUUUAGAACCAGUGAGAUUAUAUAAAUCCUAGUUCACUUUUGUGCAUUUUCCCAUUUGUGGGAAACAAAAUUGCUCUUUCUGGGAGCUUUUCUGCUGUCAGUGUUAACUUCCACUCCUUCUGUUCCUAUUUCUAUUAGUAAGCUGUUAUUUCUGAUUAAGUAUCUGUCAGUUCUUAGUCACUUUGGUGCCAUUCACUAUAGUUAAACAGGAUGCCUCAUAGACAAUAUCCCUUAUCUUGUUUUGAGUAUGUUUGUGUGCACAUGUGGUAACAGAUCUUGGGCAUUGGCUAUGUUGGAGCCUGGCCACAUGGCAGCAUUGCAUGCAUAGAGACUGCACUGUCCCUCAGUUACUUUGUUUGGAGUCUGUGAGUUUUAUAUUUAUUUUCCAUGGAAAUAGGAUGUAUGAUAGAUAACCUUAUGGCCUUUGUUCUGCUUGGGAUUCAAAGAUAUUGAGAAAGAAUUGCCGUUGAGUUCACAAGGCAACUUAGCUUGUGUUGGAGACAGUGAGAGAAUUUCAGGUUCAGGUUCAUUUUGCUACCUUUCUACUCAAGGCAGUUUACAAGCUGAAGAAACAACAACAUAUACAACAAAGAUCAUACAUCAUAUAACAAUGCAAUCCAAUACAAAUAAGCCAUAAUAAGAUAUGACUUUAAAAUAAACAAUUUAUAUUAAUUAAUGUAAUAUUCAACAAUCCAUUAGCAUAUAAUAAUACACAACAGCGUUAACUCUCAAAAUAUCAGCAAACAAUAAUUAAGCAGAAAUUCACUCUCAACAAUUACAUUGAAUAAUUACUAAACUACAAUCAAUAAAAAUAACAGCAAGUCACAAUACCAAAUACAUAAAAUGCAUUACACAAUACAAUACAUUUAAAAAACAUUGACUUGAGCAACUAUUAUGAAAUUAUUUUUGAGAGGCUGAGAUGUUUUGUGGUUGUUAGAACACUAGUUUGAAUUAGGUGGUCAUUAGAUGGAUAAACCAUGUUAGUUUUGCUCUCUGUAAUACAGAACAAGAGAUAAUAAAAUCAUAGAAUUAUAAAGUUGGAGGGGAUCACAAGGGUCAUCUAGUCCAAGCCCCUUCAAUGCAGGAAUCUUUUACCCAGCGUGGAGCUCAUGCUCUACCAACUGAGCUAUCCCUUCACUUGGCAAACUUCUUUUGCACUGUAUAUAUAAAGGAAAUUUGGUUCCACUCAUAAUGGUUGGAUGGGAGGUUGCUGGAGCCAGCGAUUGCAGACCUAGAAGGGAACAGUUGUGGGGAGGAUGUCAUUAGAGGCCUCGGUCUUGCAAAAAGUGUCCACCUUCAAAUUAUAUUCAGACUUUGGUGUUCAAGGCGGCAGUAUACAGUGGUGCUUCGCAAGACGAAAUUAAUUCGUUCUGCGAGUUUUUUCGUCUUGCGAAUUUUUCGUCUUGCGAAGCACGGUUACCCUGGGUAUUAACGGUUUUAAGAAAAAGGAAACAAACUUGCAAGACAUUUUUGUCUUGCGAAGCAAGCCCAUAGGGAAAUUCGUCUUGCGAAGCAACUCAAAAAACGAAAAACUCUUUCGUCUUGCGAGGCAUUCGUCUUGCGAGGUACCACUGUAUACAGGCUCUUUUUCAUUAAGGCUCUGAAGUGCAGGCAGAAAAUGCAGCAGAAAGUGGAAUUGCUUAUGGCUUCCUAUUGUACUCUUUUCCAUCUCUGUGCAUGUCCUCAGUGGCAAAUGGAAUGGGUUCUUUCCAUUUCUCUACUGCAUUCUGAUGCCUCAUAUGGAAAAUGAGGUUGCUGGGUGCUGCCCAUGAUGACAAUAAGCUAGAGAGGAAAGGGCUUCCCCUUGCACCUCUUCAUUUACACAGUGCGGUGGCCUUUGUUCCCAGGAAGCACUGAGAGGGAUAGGGAACCUGGCCUUCUAGAUGUUCUUCACCCCAGCCAGCAUAGCCAGUGAUGAAGGAUGAUGGGAGCUAUAGGUCAAACAGUAUCUUGAGAGCCAUAGGUUCCCCAUCUCCGAUGUAGGGUGUGGAUGUGGUUUAUGGAGUCUCCUUAGAUCUUAACAAACCUUGCUAUCUUGCAUGACUGCCAUUGCCUGGUGACAGUUCAUCCUUUCCUCACUUUCUCGGUUGGGGGGUGUUCAUCCAUCUUAUUUUCCUUAAUAUUCAAAUUUCAGGAUAAAAUGAGGGAGGAGACACAAGGGUGUGACAACAGCACAUCUUGCGGGCCUCUGGUACCACUGAGGAGAUCUCCUUUCCCCUUACUUUGCCUCCAUGUAUUACCUGCUUCAGGAAAGCCUCCAACACCAUAUGCUGUAACACAUGCUCUAGCUGAGUGGACAUCUGAGUGGACAUCUCCACUGAGCUGUGAAAUAAAGGAGGCACUGGGUGAUUAUUUCUUUCCUUUGCAUUCUAACCAGCUUGGAUCUGAGGCUUCUGCUUCCUUGACCAUCACAAAAAUCUAUAAGAACUAUGGCCCAUGCCUAGCAUCCUCUUCUCACAGUGGUUGACCAGAUGCUUGUGGAAAGCCAGCAAGCAGGAUUCAUGCGCAAGAACACUCUGCCUUCCUGUGGCUUCCAGCAACUGGUAUUAAGAAGCAUUGCAAAUAGCCAUCGAUAGCCGUCUCUUUCAUCAUACCAGGUUGCCAAGGGAACCUUCCUUUAACAAGGGUGAGCCAAGGAGCCAAGGUAAUCUUUCUCUCAGUUAGACAGACAGACAGACACACACACAAACACACACACUUUCCUGGAUUGGCAUAGUAGAUACUGUUUUCCCCCCUCUUGCAUUUCAUUAGAACUUCCUUCUUUGAUUGGACAGAUUAAGGCUGUCACUUGCUCUGCAAAAAAGAGAUGGAGAGAUGAAGGCAGAGGAGACCAUGUUAAGUUAAUUUGCAUCCUUUCAGCUAUGUGUGUUCCAACCCUCUCCCCUUCCACAAGUUCAUCCUUCUGGAAGGAUGGUGUUCCUCCCUCCCUCUGCCAGAGUAUAAGAGCAGUAAUGGCUAAUCUGCAUUGCAAUCUCUGCCUCUGCCUGUCAGAUCUUGACCUUUUCUGUAUAAAACAGAGGUGAAAAGCAUAAUAAACAACUUCCUGGCAAUUUACUGUGGAUAGCUUUUCUAUCAAACUCCUUUUUUUUUAGUGGUAUGAAGCUGGUUUCAAUCCAGAUGCAGCAGAAACCCUGGUUAGUCUUAGUGGGUGAGGUGGGUGUUUGCUUUGAAGAAGAACUGAGACAAAAGCAGUCCCACAGACCACAGUUAAUUCCUUAUUGGGCUCUUUCAUAUGAGCGUACAGAAUUCAGGUUGGAGUAUUUGUCCACUUAGUCCUGUAGUGUCUACUCUGACUAGCAGAGUUUAGCUUCUCAAGAAAGAUGUUUCACAUCACCUGAUCCUUCUAACUGGAGAGGCCAUGCAUGCAAAAUGUGUGCUCCGUGACUGAACUAUGGUCCCUGCUCCUUUUUUAACAUUUGCAUUAGCCUUCUGAACAGGGUUAUGGAAGUGGAUCCAGCCAGCGGGCCAGGUUAUUGAGUCCCCCCCCCCCCUUGGCAGGCUGUUUUGAUUGGUGGGUGGAGCCUAAUGACCUGUCAGUCAUAGUGAUGCCAGGUGAUCCGUGCCACAAACCAAGCCCAGCCAAGCGAGCCUGGAAGUUACCACCAAUCAGCUAACUGGCACAAUCUUCAAGCUCUACUACCUGCAGGGGUCAGCUACGCUAUUGAGUUCCAGAACUUUAUGGCAUAGCCAAUCCCAGCUGCCUUGCUCUGGCCACUGACAGCUACACUGGCAACCUCACCUCCACUUGCCCCAUAUCUGCCAUCAUACAUAUGGGUGGGUGUGCUUUGAGGAAAGUGGCCUCACAAGCCAAACAGAGACUUGUGCCAGCCCUAAUUAGACUCAUGGGUCCCAGUUCCCACUGGCACGCUAUAGAGUUUGUAUGCCUCUGGCUAGCAUAUGUUGGGGGAUUAACAAAUAGCUGUAUCAAUCUCAGUAUCAUUCCCCAUUUAUGAAUUUCUCAGUAGCAUCUGUCUGGCCUUUGUGGACUCACAGCACGCUGAGGCACAUGGACCAUUGAUCUGACCCCACAUGGCAAUUCUUAAUGUCUAUGACAUUGCCCUGUUCAUCUCUUGUAGCAACCUUAGAAAAUAACAUUUUUUAAAUGGCACAAAUUUUCAUGGACCACAGGCCACUUCUUUGGAUGCAUGGCUGUUUUCCUGGAUUACAGGUACACACAUAAUUCUUUGUAAGGCUGGAUGGGAGAGGAAUAAUAAAUGGUGAGGUCAGAAGGAAAUGGAAUGCAGGAAUUACCAACAAUGAUAAUUGCAUUAUUAAUGGUAACUUCUCUCUCUCUCUCUCUCUCUCUCUCUCACACACACACACACACACACACACACGAUAACAUAGACAUCCUGGCAUUGAUAAGCUGAUUAACACAUGCAGCAUGGCUAGAAUGGAUUGUGUCAAUGACACAAUCCAAUUAUUGGAUGCCUUCUGAGGUCUGUCACUUGUGGUGGUGCAUUGAAAACAGGUGUGGGCAAUAAGCAUGGUUAGCUGGAGGUUCAGGAAGAGAGCAAUAUUCUCCUUCCCUCUAUCCCUCUCUCUCCUGCUCCCCUCUCCCCUUGAAACACACCAUAUGCAGGUUUAAAGCCUACACCACUAUGACUCUAAGCAAAGAUUAGAUUCCACUGAAACUUGGGAAGCGUUUCGUCUUCCUCGAUUCCUACAUUUUUGUGUUUCAUUUACUAAGACUCCAGGCAAUAAAAUGCUGAAACUGUAUGCUAAAGGAACACCAAAAGGAGAUGUAGAUGACAGAGGAAAUGGGCUAUUAGGGGAUGGUUCAGAUGGUUGGAAAGGAGCUUUGUGCAGCAGAGAGGCUCCCUCCACUCCUUUAAGCAGGUGGUUGCCCAAAGACCGUCAAAUACAUUACGUGGUAACAUUCCUGCAUGCACCAACUAUAUUCUUGAAGAGCUUUCAGCCAUGAUGGUGGUUCACAUGCAGAAUGUCCUGUGUGUUUGGAGCAGGGACUGAGAUACUAGGCACCAGCACUGGGCAGAAAUGUUUUGUGCAUGCACAACACUUAGGUGUAGGAGAAAUGAUGAAAACCUCAUGUAGGUUUUUGUGUGUGCCACAUACAGCUCUUGCACCAUGUAUGUAUAAAUGCAUGCUGAAGAGCCACAGCUAGUUACAAACUCCUAAAUGCAUGAAUGUGCAUUGGAUUAGAUGCAUGUUUAUGCAGCUUGUGCAAUGAUCUACCACGUGAUUUUCCUGUUGCUGUUAUUUCCUCCUUUUUAUAUGCUUGAAGCAGUCCAGCCCCUCAGUUGCGUCCAAAGUACAACUUUCCAGCUUAAGUGUUAGGGCUUGUUACUGCCCUCGGCUCCUUUGGGAGGAAAGGCAGGAAAUAGACUGAAUAAGUAAUUGGCAAGAUAGAGCUGGGUUUGAGUUUUUAAACCCUAAGCUACAACUUGGGGUUUGUAACCAAUAAGAAGCAGGCCAUUCAGGAAUUCAAAACUGGUCAUGAAAUGAUAUAAUAUGUGUGAAAUGAUAUGCAUGCCCUUACCCCAAACAGCAUACAUUUCAUAGAAUCAUGGAGUUGGAAGAGACCACAAGGGCCAUCGAGUCCAACCCCCUGCCAAGCAGGAAACACCAUCAGAGCACUCCUGACAUAUGGUUGUCAAGCCUCUGCUUAAAGACCUCCAAAGAAGGAGACUCCACCACACUCCUUGGCAGCAAAUUCCACUGUCGAACAGCUCUUACUGUCAGGAAGUUCUUCCUAAUGUUUAGGUGGAAUCUUCUUUCUUAUAGUUUGGAUCCAUUGCUCCGUGUCCGCUUCUCUGGAGCAGCAGAAAACAACCUUUCUCCCUCCUCUAUGUGACAUCCUUUUAUAUAUUUGAACAUGGCUAUCAUACCACCCCUUAACCUCCUCUUCUCCAGGCUAAACAUGCCCAGCUCCCUUAGCCGUUCCUCAUAAGGCAUCGUUUCCAGGCCUUUGACCAUUUUGGUUGCCCUCCUCUGGACCCGUUCCAGUUUGUCAGUGUCCUUCUUGAACUGUGGUGCCCAGAACUGGACACAGUACUCCAGGUGAGGUCUGACCAGAGCAGAAUACAGUGGCACUAUUACUUCCCUUGAUCUAGAUGCUAUACUCCUAUUGAUGCAGCCCAGAAUUGCAUUGGCUUUUUUAGCUGUCGCGUCACACUGUUGGCUCAUGUCAAGUUUGUGGUCAACCAAGACUCCUAGAUCCUUUUCACAUGUACUGCUCUCAAGCCAGGUGUCACCCUUCUUGUAUUUGUGCCUCUCAUUUUUUUUGCCCAAGUGUAAUACUUUACAUUUCUCCCUGUUAAAAUUCAUCUUGUUUGUUUUGGCCCAGUUCUCUAAUCUGUCAAGGUUGUUUUGAAGUGUGAUCCUGUCCUCUGGGGUGUUAGCCACCUCUCCCAAUUUGGUGUCAUCUGCAAAUUUGAUCAGGAUGCCCUUGAGUCCAUCAUCCAAGUCGUUGAUAAAGAUGUUGAAUAAGACCGGGCCCAAGACAGAACCCUGUGGCACCCCACUAGUCACUCUUCUCCAGGAUGAAGAGGAACCAUUGAUGAGCACCCUUUGGGUUCGGUCAGUCAACCAGUUACAAAUCCACUGAGUGGUAGCAUAGUCAAGACUGCAUUUUACCAGCUUCUUUACAAGAAUAUCAUGGGGCACCUUGUCAAAUGCCUUGCUGAAAUCAAGGUAGGCUACAUCCACUGCGUUCCCUUCAUCUACCAGGCUUGUAAUUCUGUCAAAAAACGAGAUCAGGUUAGUCUGACAUGACUUAUUUUUCAGAAAUCCAUGCUGACUAUUGAUGAUCACAGCAUUCCUUUCCAGGUGCUCACAGACUGUUUGCUUAAUGAUCUGCUCCAGAAUCUUCCCUGGUAUUGAUGUCAGACUGACUGGGCGGUAAUUAUUUGGGUCCUCUCUUUUCCCCUUUUUGAAAAUAGGGACAACAUUUGCCCUCCUCCAGUCUGCCGGGACUUCGCCUGUUCUCCAGGAAUUCUCAAAGAUGACUGCCAGUGGUUCUGAGAUCACAUCUGCCAGUUCUUUUAAUACUCUUGGAUGCAGUUCAUCUGGCCCUGGAGACUUCAAUACAUCUAAACUAGCCAAGUAUUCUUGUACUAUCUCCUUAGUUAUUCUGGGCUGUGUUUCCUUUGCUGAAUCAUUUGCUCUAAAUUCUUCAGGUCGGGCAUUGUUUUCUUUAUCGGAGAAGACUGAGGCAAAGAAGGCAUUGAGGAGUUCAGCCCUUUCUGUGUCCCCUGUUUGCAUUUCACCAUCUUCUCCUCUGAGUGACCCCACUGUUUCUUUGUUCUUCCUUUUGCUACGAACAUACCCAUAAAAACCUUUUUGUUGCUUUUAACCUCUCUAGCAAGCCUGAGUUCAUUCUGUGCUUUAGCUUUUCUGACUUUGUGUCUACACGUGCUGGCUAUUUGUUUGAAUUCCUCUUUGGUGGUUUCCCCCCUUUUCCAUUUUUUGUACACAUCCUUUUUUAAUCUUAACUCAGUUAAAAGUUAUUUAGAUAGCCACCAUUUGAUUACUUCCAUUUGCCUGGCUCUUAAGGCUUUCUGCUUGCAGCAAUGCAUUUUAAAAGCAAAAAUAGUCAAUUAAAAAGCAAUAAAUAAAUGACCAGUUAAAACAUACAUCAUCAUCCUUUGUCAAACCUUUGCCAGUUGGCUUAACUCCUGCUGUCGAAAGCUGUCUCCUAAUAUCAAAGUCUUGCAAUGUGUUCAGAAGAUGCACAGACUCAAUCUUAGCCAAAUCUCCCGGGGGGGGGGGAGGGGGAAAGUUAUGGAACAGCUUCUGUUAGAAAACCUUUCCCCCCUACAUGGAGUACAGGAAUAUAGGAAGCUGCCCUCUACCAAGUACUGGUCCAUCUAGCUCAGUACUGACUGGCAGUGCCCCUACAGGAUUUCAGACAGAAGUCAUUCUCUGCAGUUUGCCUGGCCAAAAAACUCACACCCAGAAUGUAUGCGAAGGGUCAUUGUGGGUCACAGUCUGUAAUGGCAGCAUUCAUGUGAAUUCCUAUAGGGUUAGGGUCUCUUCUGUUUCUUAAUUUUAUAGGGUGCGGUGUUGCCCUAAAUAGUGUUUUUUUAAUACCAUAAAGCAGAAUUUAAUUAGUGAUCCCAUUGAUGACCUUCUUUCACAUGCACUUUGGGAGGACUUGGGAUGCUGCAAAGGACAUUUAGCUCCCUCAAAAAGAAUUCAAUAUUUUGACUGAUUCUGGUGAUGUAGGUCAAUCAGUGUGUGUGUCCUGGUCUGCAUCAUGCCAUCUGAGCAGGUCAAUGUUUAGCAGAAAUCACAAGGAGCAUUUUCUUAAUUUUGUUAUGACUUCACUGUUUGUUUAAUAUUACAUUUAUAACACACUUUUCCUCUAGUGAGCACCAGUAGCCCCUUUUAUCUUCACAGCAACCCUACCAGGUAGGUCAUUCUCAGAGAUAGUGGUGGUUUGUCCAAGACUGUCCAGAGAGGCUCUAUGAUUUUCUCUCUCCAUUAGUAUCCUCAUUAGUGCUGCCAGAUCUUCUUGUUUUCAUACUCCAGAAAAUAAAAUUCAUGCUCCUAAUGGCAGCUGAGCAGCUGAAAAGCUCCUCUUGAGAUGAGAAAGGAAACCCUGGAGCAGAAUUUAACUGUUCCACAGGUUGAGCCUGCAUUACACAGGUUCCCAAGGUCAUCUGGGUGUAAAAAGGGCACACCAUAAUAACCUUCAGCCCAGACUUCCAAACAGAGGCUCUGUGUCACUUAGGGCUGCUUGUGCAACUGAGCGAUUGUGCAUCUAUGUGCACACAGGCAAAGUUAUGAGAAGCUUGUUUUGAAGCUGGACUUGACUGUAUUUUCCCGGGUAACUUUUUACAGACAGCAUGCGAGUUCUGGUACUGGACACAAUUUGAAUAUGUGCUGCUACACAUAGCGGUUGGAGGGGGGGAGAGAGAAUGAAUCAUUUACCUACUGAACAGAUUAAUUUGGAGGCUAUGUAUUUUCUAUAAAGCGUUGCUGCCUCAAUUGCACUGCUUUCUUUCCUCCUCGUACUCUGGUAUCUCCUUUAGCUGAGAUUCCUGCAUUGCAGGGAGUUGGAGCAGAUUGCCCUCAGAAUCCCUUCCAACUCUAUAAUACUGUGAUUCUAUGAUUAAGACUCCUCCCCCCCUUAUUUAUCUAUUAGGAAAAGUGUUCUGAUCAUACCAAUUUCAUCGUCGGAGAUGGCUGGAAUCGGCUUUGUCUAGCAAGGAGGAAGUAUAAAUUAAUUCAGCCAGAUCCUCUUCCAUAUUGCAACCUGCUUGUGAAUUUCUCAAAUUAUGAACAUUUAUUAGAGUAAUUAGUCUUGGGGAAUAAGUAGUUGGGCUUUUUCCAGCUGUGAGAAUCAGUAUAAAUGUGCUUGAGAAGUAAGGGCUGCUUCUUAUAUAGCCCCCCCCUUUUUUUUCAAAAUGAAGAUGACAAAUCUAAUGAUCAAAUAUUAAUGGCUAAAUGUGAUGAGGAUUUUGCUUUUGGAUUUGAAUAUAAGACACACAAGCACUUUCUGCCUGCCUUGGGGAAAUGGGAAACACAGUUGCAGUAAGCAUGUACAAAUUAGCAGCUGUUUUAGAGUAUGUAGACAGGGAGUAAACAAGAACCCCUCAGGGAUACUUCCAGGCAAAGAGCUUUUCCCAGAAAUUGCAGCAGGGAAACCUGCCCUAACUUUGGAGGGAACUCCUGCAGUUCAUUCGCAAUUCUGACAGCCAUCUGAAUCAGCUUUCCCCAUCUCCAUCCUCCGUCUGUUGACCCCUGAUAUUUUAGGACUCCGGCUCCCAUUAGUUAUAGCCAGAAUGGCCUGUGGUCAGAGAUGAUGAGAGUCCAACCACAUCUGGAAGGCACCAGGUUGGGAAAGAGGCAUGGAGUGGUGAGAGGUCAAGUCCAUUGCCGCUUGGUAGCUGUCUUCCAAGGAACUAGAUCAACCUUGUCCAAUCUGGUGCCCUCCAGAUACUUUGGAUCAUCCCUGAUCAUUGGCCAAUCUGGCUGGUCCAAAACAUCUAGGAAGCAUCAAGCUGGGAAAGACUCAACUGCAUGGAUCAACGGCCUCCAUCAGCCCUUUUCAUGUGCUGUUGCAGACAGCACAUCUGCCACAGCUUUGAGGAAGACUAAAGAAACAGGCAACCGCUACACAACACAUCAAGCCAACAGCUUGUUGGAACAUGAGGCUGGUCCAUACUUUGUAUCUGAGUCUGCGGUUGCACAGUAGAGGUGUUUUGUGACAUGCCAAGCAAGGCUCUUUGCCAAGGAGCCUGCGAUGUGUGGACUGAGUAUAGAAAAGGUUCUGCAAGGAACCUGAUUUCAUAGCACCUACAUGUUGCACCAAAUGAGGAUAACUUGCAGCCGUUGGCCAUUAGCUGCAGAGCCCACCAAGCCCCAGGAGAGACCUUUCCAAUCCCCUGCUGCCCAGCUUAUCAGCCAUCAGCUGAGUGCUGAGGAGAACAUUACUGUUCCUGUGCUGUGGGCACAGCAAUCUCUGCUGCCCAGGGAUUGCUGAGGAAUGAAGGUUUCAUACUCCCCCCGCCACACACACACAUCAACCCUGAUACAGCCUAAGUGAGGGGGGCAGAGAAGGGAAGAUAUAUGUUGAAAGGGGAAGGUGAAUAGUACUAGACACAACCACUGCUGCAUGUGGUUCUUGGGAACAAAAAGCCUGCCUCAAAAUCCAGCAAGCAGAGGAUGGAGAGGAAAUGUUGGCCAGAUAGGGGUGGGUGGCUGAUGUGGCCAGAGAACAAACAGGGGUCAGAACUGUGAUUUGCUCAUCCUUCCUGCUGACCAGGAGAGCACACUUCAAUGUGACUAGCCCCAGUUCUCAAUUUAAUGUCAUCCGAUUGGCACAGAGUGAAGUUCAGGACCCUUCCACCCACCCUGGGUAAUGCCGUGUGCCAGGGCAGCUUUGCUCCCUUCUCUUUGACUCUCCCCACCCCCACCCACCUCCUCUUUCUUUUUCGUCUGUGCAAGCAAGUUCAUUCCAUUCAUCACAUGAGCAGCACUGCAGAUAUUAAUUUAAUGUCACACGUGGCUGCAAAAAAAAAAAUGGCUCUAGACCCACAGGAGUUUCCUUGGCAAAUGCGGCAUACAUUGAAGAGUGGAGAGGCGCUCCUUUAAAUAAAUCAUCCACUUCAAUAAUUGAUGUGAGGAAACCAUGGUGAAAACUUUGUGCAGGGAGCUGGGGGCAGAGAGGAGAGGCCUGCAAAUGGGUCUUUCUUUAUGAUGACAAUAACAGAAGCAGGUGGGACCUGGUUCAUAUUAGUAGGACUGUGUUGAGAAGAUGCAAGUUCAGCCCUUUGGGAGGUCCAUACUUCUGGGGAGAUAUUGGAUAUGGUUAAUGAUGAUAUAAAUGAGUUUUCUGAGAAGCUGUUAAUUUAAUGCUUCCUUCCCCAAAGGCAGGUUAAAGGCUUUUGGACCCGACGUCUGAAAUGAGAAUAGCUGGCUCCCUCGUAUGGAUGGGGGAAUUGAGAUCCAUUUUGUUUGCAUUGGUUCUGUGUCUUUCCUUGAGAAUGAAGUUUUUAAUAAAUAAAUAAAAACUGCCAGAAGUAUGACAGCAAGAGUCCCACUAGUGAUAACCAAGUGUACUUGCACUUACAGAAAUUAAUAAUGUCCAUGCUGGUAUAUAUAAUGCCAGUGGCAGUCAUCUUAUUCCUAUUAUUUAUAGAACACCAUCAAAGUGCAUAGUGUUCUACAGAGCAAUACAAACAAAAAGGGAGAUCGUUACCCAAAGUAGCUUGCAAUCUAAAGAUUGACGGUGAGGGAGACAAUAAAUAGGGAAGGGAGGGAGGCAAGGUGGAGGAGACCAGAAUAGGGAGGGAUGGAUGUGAAUGGAGGCACAGGGUAGAAUCCAACAUGGCACUGAGGCCAACGUUCUGUCAGCACAAUGAUUUUAUUAGGAGGAGGACUCAUUAGUAGAAGACAUGUGCAUGAGCCUCUGCUUUUUCAGCGGAGGACUAGGGGCUUAUCAGUUGAAGUAUUCAAUGGAAAAGGUGAAGUCUGAGAAGGGAAUUUGAAGGAAGGUGGAGGCAAGAGGUUGUUCAGCAGCAGAGGUGUUCUGGGAAUGAGUUCCUGGCAAGUCAGGACCAAGUUGGGCUGCCCCCAGGUGCACAAGUAUCUUACUGUCAAGGGAUCAAGCCAAGGCUUUCUGGUUACUUUUCCUUGGGCAGCUUGCCCAAGGGGAAGGCAUUGCUCCUGCCCAGUGCAGUGCUCCAUAGUGAGGCUUUAAGGGGGUGCAGAGAUGAUACGUGUGAGCUUCUAUGACGGAGCAUAUUGCAUCAACUUAGGUGUGGGGAAGUCCCUGGGUAAACUGGUUGCCUGAGACUCCUAAUGUGCAAGGGAUGCCCUGUACUUCACAGUAUCAGAAUUCCUUUGUUGACAGCCCCUUGCUGACAUGUGAUGUUUGUAGACUGCAGUAGAAGGACUUUUAUCUCUUGCUGACUUGGCACUUCCCUCUUUGGUUCUGUGAAAAGCAGGAGGAGAGUGUUAUGAGGUCCCGUCAUACCUUGGAAGUCAAACGGAAUCUGUUCUGGAAGUCCGUUUAACUCCCAAAAUCUUAGGAACCCAAAGCGUGGCUUCUGAUUGUCUGCAGGAAGCUCCUGCAGCCAAUUGGAAGCUGUGGAAGCCCCGUCGGACAUUCAGCUUCCAAAAAUAGUUUGCAAACCGGAACAGUCACUUCUGGAUUUGCGGCAUUCGGGAGCCAAAACAUUUGGGAAUUAAGCUGUUCCAAAACCAAGGUACAACUGUACUUUGGAAAAGUGAUGUGGCAGGGAAGGAAUUGUGCCAAUGCCAUUCCAGCCCCGUGAUUAUGGCUUUAGCAGAGUUGCACCAGUGAUCACCUCAGCCUUUUCUCUGGAUCUCUGGCUUGUUGCUUAGGUCCUUGUUUCAGCUUCAGCCUGAAGCAGUCAUUUGCUGCACAUCCCAUGGAGUUCUUGUGAAGCAGCAUGGAAUCAAUCUUGCUACCUCAGGAAAAUUGCCUUCUCUCUUACUGUGGACAUUUUUCAGGGCACACUGAAUUGAGUAUGUGCCAUAUGCCAGACAUUGGGCUGGUACAAGUAGAAGCAGAGCAUAGCACUUUGAGGAAAGAUUUUUGUGAAUUAUGUUCCUCUUGAACCUUAUAAGAGGAAACAAUAUGCCUCUAAGGACAUGCAGAUAUGCCUCUCUUGGUGGGUGUGGGAACCUCAUGCCUAGGUGCUGAAUGUGGCCCUCAAUAUCUCUCUGCUUGGCCCUCAGAGAUCUCCCCAGACAUGUGCCCUCCCCAGACCACACCCCUCACAACUGCUGCUCUGCAAUUUCCUUAAGUGCUUCUGCCUAGCUAGAAUAUGGUUAUGAACUGUGAUUAAGCCUCUUUGUUUGCCUGGAUGGAGAGACGUGAGUGUGUUUGAGUGAGAAAAAUCGGCUUUUGUAUGGCAGGAGUCUAGACUACUGUGCAAAAGUAAGAAUCACAUCUGGUGCUAUUCCCCCCCCCCUGUUUUUUGCAUUGGGACCCACCUACCUCUGGCAAGUGGCCCCCAGAAGGCAAUGUGGCCCUCAGGCUGAAAAAGGUCCCCCAGCCCUGGUCUCAGACCAGUUGCUGCCUGACAUAAGUAGCAUGCAGGCCUGGAAGUCUGUCUUUGCCCUGUUGCCUCUUGUUACAUUUUAUUUAUUUCUUGGAUAAUCCCUCCUUGUUUCCCAUUAUUCCAUCCUUUGUUGCUUUCUUGCACAUUUUGUAACAUGCACUGAGAUUGCAAGGGAGUUUCCGGGGAAUUGAGUAAUGCAUUAAUGAGCUAACAGAUUUUCCAGAAGAUGCCUGAAAAGUGAGCCCACAAUUGGCAAAUCCACUUAGGGUGAAGUGCGAGCUGCCCCACUUUCCCCAGCAUGUCCUGGGGAGAACAGCUGGCGCUCUCAUUUCUGAAGCUGGAGCUUUUUCUUUCUUUCUUUCUAGUAUUUCUUAACAGAGAGUGGAUGUGCUUCUUGAGCCCCGGGGAAUGUCAUGUUCCAGAAACAAAAGAGUGUGUUUUGCAUUCUUUCCAUCUAUUCGGUGCCUGCCUGAAAUUUGCCCCCUCAUCUGCUCAGCUUUUCAAGCUCUGCCUUCCUCUUGUAUCCAAAGGCUGCUGUAAGUGUUUUGAAGCAAUGUCAACAAUUAUCCAAAACAAUGGAUUUAUUUCCAAAGCAUUUUGGGCACCCAGCAAUCUUAAUUUCCUUACCUGGAGUCUAUGUGGAACUUUGGACUAGACAGUGGUUUUUGAUUGUCUGAUUGGCAUGCACUGCACUUUACAUAUCUUUAACCAACUCUGCCCCGAGGACCUGGUGACUAUAUCAGAAUCUAAACCAGGUCUAUAGUACAGAAAUGGAAUGAACCAUGUCAAAUGUAAAACUGUCCAGCAAUUGCCUGUAGCCUGGACUGUAAAAGCUGGCCCAUAUAGAAAGAUGCUAAAGUGCUUUGACUCAAUUCUGAGAAAACAGAGUAGUUGCCAAGAACAGGAACAUAAAAAGCUUCCUUAUGCCAGGUAAAACUAUUGGUCCAUCUAGGUCAGAAUAUUAUCUAUGCUGAGUUGCAUUUCUCUAUGGGUUUCAGGCAGGGUUCUUUCUCAGCCACGGAUUGAGAUGCUGGGACUUUCUACAUGCAAAGUAUUUGCUCUAAAUCCCCCAGAAUGCUGUUCUGUUUGGUUUCAUCCCAGUGUCUUGAUAAGAAAAUUAGGUAGAGAUGAGAAGGUACACUUAGACUACAGUCCUUCACACAUUGUAAAGGUAAAGGGACCCCUGACCAUUAGGUCUAGUCGUGACCGACUCUGGGGUUGGCCGAGGGAGCCGGCGUACAGCUUCCGGGUUAUGUGGCCAGCAUAACUAAACCAUUUCUGGUGAACCAGAGCAGCACACGGAAACGCCAUUUACCUUCCUGCCAGAGUGGUACCUAUUUAUCUACUUGCACUUUGGCGUGCUUUCGAACUGCUAGGUUGGCAGGAGCAGAGACUGAGCAACGGAAGCUCACCCCGUCGUGGGGAUUUGAACCGCCGACCUUCCGAUCAGCAAGUCCUAGGCUCUGUGGUUUAACCCACAGCGCCACCUGCGUCCCUCUUUACACAUUGAAGGAGUAGUAAAACCAGUGGCCUGCUCAAUGGUUUUAGCCUUGAAUUUUGGGAGGAAGGAGAAGCAACAGCAGCAAUGAAACACUAGGGACUGAGCUGUCCUCAGCCAGUUCUGCUUGCCUGUAACAAUGAGAACGACAGAUCAUGCCCAGAAUUCCAGCAAACUCUUCUCUCUGGUUCAAAUUAGCAGCUGAAGCUCAUCCAAUUAGAUUCCUCCCCGCCCCCAAAGUACCAGGCAGAUGUGUUCUUACAAUAGGACAUUCCCAGCCUUUCCGAAUUGCUAGCCCUUAUGGCUGCAGAAGGGCUAGAAAUCCCACUGAAAUCCCAGAAGCCAGAGAGAUGGCUUAAUAACGAUGCACAAUUAAAAACCCAACAAUCAAUUUCUGAACAAAUGAUGCAAAAUGAGGAAGCACAUAGUUUAUUUUAUUUAUAGAGGUUGCACAAUUUGGGGUUUUCUUGGGGCAGAAUUUGAAUGGCUGUGGCACAGAAUUAUAAUUUUUGUUCAGCAUGGAAUAUACGUAGUCUUGCCUGUUCAGGAGUUUUGGCAGCAUCAAGCUUAGAGAUGGAGGAGCAAUGCUCCUAGAAUUUUCUUUGUGGAAAAAAAAAUCAUUCCUGAUCCUGUUCUGCAUAAAAAAUUUAAUGUACCGCUACAUCCAGCUACAUCCCUGUCAGAGCUUUGCUGGCAAUGUGCAUGCAGAGUUGCAGCCGCUGGGGACGAAAGCAGCAAUUUAUGACUGCGAUGUAUAUUUCAUGUGGCUUUAGUGCUUUUCCUAGUAAGAGGCACACUACACAAGGAAAAACUUGAGUGCUAAAACAUUUUCUUGCGUCAGAGGAGCAGGCUUCAGCCAGCCAAUCUGAGCCAGAAAUCCCUACAAUGUUUGUUCAAUACUCUAGCUGCUGUGUUUACUACUCAGAGUCUUAGAAAUCAGAAAUGUCAGAGCCGCCAUCUUCACUGCCUUGCCCAGCAGUGGCUUUCCCUCGUUGCUUCAGGGGUUAAAAGCUUUUGUGAUGACAAGUAAAAUAAAUAAAUAAAAUGGGUCUGCUAGGGAGGAUUAUCCUUGCCCCUGGUGGCUUGUUACUGCUCAAAAGAUGGAUGAGUGUCUUUCACUGUAAUAUGUAUUCCAGCUUGUGGGAUGGGGAACAAGAAUCUUUGCCUUCUUCCUUCUAUUGUUGCCUCGUAAUUUUAUUCCUCUAAAUGUCACAGGAACUUCCUCUUCUGUUGCAACCCUCAGCUUUUGUCCACUGGAAAAUGAUAAAUAUUAAUCAGAGAAUUAUAGAGUUGGAAGCGAUCCCAAGGGUCAUCUACUGAAGUUUGGUGAGUGGAAGGGAGUCCAGGAAAAGCUGCAACAUUUUGUUCUAAUGAGGGUUCUCUCAGACUGCAAUUCUAGACAGGCUCGCUUGGGAUAAAGUUUUAUUGGACAUGCUGGGACUUGCAGAGGAUUGUACCAGGUGUGGAGAAUUUGUGGCACUCCGGAUAUUGGUUUACAACUGCCCUUGUGGCUGACCACAAGUUAUGCUGGCUGGGACUGAGGGGAGUUAUGGCCUUCCAAAUGCUGUUGUACUGCAAGUUCCCCAUCCCUUCUCAGUACCAAUGAUGACUUCUGCAGGUGGAGUUCAGAAGAGAGAACAAAGUCUGGAAGACUGGUGUUCUUAGGAACUGGUUUCCUCAAAUAAGCUUUGGUUGCAGAGUUAACCAGCACUUGCAUAUGAAUAUUGCAUUUAGCUGUAUUUGGUCCCCAGCUGAGAGUCCAGAGGGAAGUUUGUUUGUUUGUUUUAACCUGCUGCUGUUUUGUUUUGUUUUUGUUUUUGUUUUGUUUAAAAAAAACUAUUGUUAUGGCAUUAGCAGAUACAAACACAUGCCAGGAGGCUGUGGAACUUUAAAACCACAAUAUGCAGUAAACUCUGUGGGUUGCCUGGAGAUGUGUUAAUGGUAUAAGUGGAAAAACACACAUAAGACAUCAGGAAGCACCCAUCCAAUGAGCCACCCAAAAGAGAGACAAUGUCUCAUGAUGCUGAUGAGUUUUUAUUAUUAGUUAAAUGGCCUUCUACAGAGGCUUUCUACCAGAGACAGUAUAUGUAUAAUAUAUUUAUCUGUCUCUGAUAGAGAGCCGCUGCAGAAGGUCUUUUGGCUGAAAUGCCUAGGGCUAUUAAUAGAAAUUGAUCGGUGUCUGGAGACACUGUCUCUCUUUUUAGCAUAACUGUAUAUAAGUUCUGUGUCUGCUUGCCUGCUGCCCUGGAACCUCUGCCCUUGUUAAAACUGUGCUUGCCUGUUAAUGGGUUUGUGACCGCAAUGAAGCCAUUGGGGGUCAGCUGGAUAUCCAUCGGACAACUUUCUUUCUUAGGCUUCUCCAUGAGGCGUUUCCAAACUGUAGCCCACGAGUUUCACUCAGGUCAUCUGCAGCACAUCUGUGGAUUUGUGGCAAAAGAAGGCAUUGAAUAUUCAUAUUGAUUUUUAAUAGGCAUUUUUGUUGCUUCUUCUAAUGAUUGUACUACAUUUGGAAUUCUGUGGAAUUCAAUCUGUUACAGCGAUGAAAUACAAUAUGUAAGAAGCAAUAAAAGUACAAUUAAUAAUCACGCAGCAGCUACAGCAGGUAGAAAGAUCAUCAGGGCAGCAGCUGAAGAAGGAGCAAAAAGGGUUUUCUUGUGUGUGUGUUUCUUUGUGGCAGUUUGAUCCAGCUUUUAGAUUUAGGGGAGCUAGUCUCAAACGUUUGUUGGGGGAGACCUAGGUUUUUUUGUGGGGGAGUUAUUUGUCCUGUCUUCACGCUUUUUAUGAUGGAGGACCGCUGUAGCCACCCCCAACGACACGUUCUUAAGAUGGAGGGGGAGGGAACAGCUGCAGUCACCUGCGGUUCCUGCGCAAUGUUUGUCAUCUUGCCAAAGGUUGCAGGCAGCUUUACCUGCAGCAAUUGCAUGUUGAUUGCCCUCUUAGAAGACAAAGUCCAGCAACUGGAGGAACGUGUAGCUGCGCUCCAAAGAAUUAGAGAGCUGGAGCUCUUCUUGGAAGCAAUAGAGCAAACCGUCUCCACCAAGGAGGAGACAGGGGACUCCCCUGAGAAGGAGGCUAGUUCACCAACACAGGAGCCAGAUAUAUGGAGAAACGUGACUCAAAGAAGUAGGAGGCCCAGGGUUCGCUCUGAUUGUUUAGAAAUACACAAUCGCUUUGAGGUCCUCUCCCCUAGCAUGGAAGACGAAGAGCAGACUCCAUUUGAGGAUCGCUCCCUCAUUACAGUCGAUCAGGUAUAUGAAGAUGAGCAGCAAAGUCAGUCCUCAGGGAAUGUGCAGGCGACCUUGGAACGGACAGCUCACGGAAGAACCCCGACCAAACCUAAGAGGAGGCGUGUAGUGGUGAUAGGGGAUUCCCUACUGAGGGGAACAGAAGCAGUGAUCUGUGGGCCUGACAAGAUGUCUCGGGAAGUGUGCUGUCUCCACGGGGCUAAGAUCCAAGAUGUAACUGAAUGACUGCAAGGAAUCAUAAAACCCACUGACAAAUACCCCUUCCUCUUGGUUCAUGUGGGAACCAAUGACACUGCAAGCAAUAGCCUCCAGAAGAUCAAAAGAGACUACGAGGCUCUGGGCAGGAAAUUGAAGCAAUUAAAUGCACAAAUUGUCAUCUCAUCUGUCCUCCCAGUUGAACGACAUGGCCCAGGGAGAGAGGGAAAAAUAGUGGAAGUGAACAGCUGGCUUCGCAAAUGGUGUAAACAGGAACGGUUUGGAUUCUUAGAUCACGGACUGCAGUUUCUUGAAGAUGGACUUCUGGCAAGCGAUGGGCUGCACCUCACAACGGUUGGGAGAAAUGUUUUUGCCAAAAAUCUCAGAAACCUCAUCAGGAGGGCUUUAAACUGACUAAUGUGGGAGAGGGAGACAGUGCUCCUGAAGGUAGGAGUCUAUCAAUUGAUGAAGAUGAUCAUCCAAAUGUCAUAGACCAAAUGGAGCAAACAGCACGCAGACCUAGUGGUGGGAGGAAAAAAUCCUUAAAUAAGAGACACGGGGGAAUGAUUAAUGGACUUCAAUGUCUGUACACUAAUGCGCAAAGCAUGGGAAAUAAACAAGAUGACAUAAUAGGCAUCACUGAAACCUGGUGGGAUAAGUCCCACUAUUGGAAUGUAAUAAUGGAGGGAUACAAUCUAUUUCAGAGAAACAGACCAGACAAGAAAGGAGGAGGAGUGGCGUUAUAUGUCAGGGAUGUGUAUACCUGUGAAGAGAUCCGAGAUUUAGAACCUCAAAGCCAAAGUGAGAGUAUUUGGGUCAAAAUUAAGGGAGAGAAGAAUAACAGUGACCUCAUUGUGGGAGUUUACUAUAGAUCCCCAAGCCAAACGGAGGACAUAGAUGAUGCCUUCCUGGAACAGAUGGCCAAGCAUGCAAAAGGAAGGAGAUAGUAGUAAUGGGGGACUUCAAUUACCCGGAUAUUUGUUGGAUGUCAAACUCAGCCAAGAGCAUAAGGUCAAACAGAUUCCUCACUGGCCUUGCAGACAACUUCAUUGUCCAGAAAGUGGGAGAAGCAACAAGAGGAACAGUCAUUUUAGAUCUGGUCCUAACCAAUGUUGAUGACCUGGUUAGUGGGGUAGAAGUGGAAGGCUCAUUAGGCGCGAGUGAUCAUGCUCUUCUGAAGUUUACUAUAUAGCGGAAAGGAGCAGCCAAGCAUACUAGGACUCAAUUUCUUGACUUUAAGAAAGCCGACUUCAUAAAACUUAGGGAAGUGCUGGGUGAGAUCCCAUGGACAGUAAUACUAAAAGGAAAGGGAGUUCAUGAUGGCUGGGAGUUUGUUAAGAGGGAGAUAGUAAAAGCACAACUUCAGGCAAUACCAAUGAGACGGAAACAUGGAAGGUGCCUAAAGAAGCCAGGGUGGCUAUCUAAAGAACUUUUAACUGAGUUAAGAUUAAAAAGGAUGUGUACAAAAAAUGGAAAAGGGGGAAACCACCAAAGAGGAAUUCAAACAAAUAGCCAGCACGUGUAGACACAAAGUCAGAAAAGCUAAAGCACAGAAUGAACUCAGGCUUGCUAGAGAGGUUAAAAGCAACAAAAAAGGCUUUUAUGGGUAUGUUCGUAGCAAAAGGAAGAACAAAGAAACAGUGGGGUCACUCAGUCUCAGGGAGAAGAUGGUGAAAUGCAAACAGGGGACACAGAAAGGGCUGAACUCCUCAAUGCCUUCUUUGCCUCAGUCUUCUCUGAUAAAGAAAACAAUGCCCGACCUGAAGAAUUUGGAGCAAAUGAUUCAGCAGAGGAAACACAGCCCAGAAUAACUGAGGAGAUAGUACAAGAAUACUUGGCUAGUUUAGAUGUAUUGAAGUCUCCAGGGCCAGAUGAACUGCAUCCAAGAGUAUUAAAAGAACUGGCAGAUGUGAUCUCAGAACCACUGGCAGUCAUCUUUGAGAAUUUCUGGAGAACAGGCGAAGUCCCGGCAGACUGGAGGAGGGCAAAUGUUGUCCCUAUUUUCAAAAAGGGGAAAGAGAGGACCCAAAUAAUUACCGCCCAGUCAGUCUGACAUCAAUACCAGGGAAGAUUCUGGAGCAGAUCAUUAAGCAAACAGUCUGUGAGCACCUAGAAAGGAAUGCUGUGAUCACCAAUAGUCAGCAUGGAUUUCUGAAAAAUAAGUCAUGUCAGACUAACCUGAUCUCGUUUUUGACAGAAUUACAAGCCUGGUAGAUGAAGGGAAUGCAGUGGAUGUAGCCUACCUUGAUUUCAGCAAGGCAUUUGACAAGGUGCCCCAUGAUAUUCUUGUAAAGAAGCUGGUAAAAUGCAGUCUUGACUAUGCUACCACUCAGUGGAUUUGUAACUGGUUGACUGACCGAACCCAAAGGGUGCUCAUCAAUGGUUCCUCUUCAUCCUGGAGAAGAGUGACUAGUGGGGUGCCACAGGGUUCUGUCUUGGGCCCGGUCUUAUUCAACAUCUUUAUCAACGACUUGGAUGAUGGACUCAAGGGCAUCCUGAUCAAAUUUGCAGAUGACACCAAACUGGAGGGGUGGCUAACACCCCAGAGGACAGGAUCACACUUCAAAACGACCUUGACAGAUUAGAGAACUGGGCCAAAACAAACAAGAUGAAUUUUAACAGGGAGAAAUGUAAAGUAUUACACUUGGGCAAAAAAAAUGAGAGGCACAAAUACAAGAAGGGUGACACCUGGCUUGAGAGCAGUACAUGUGAAAAGGAUCUAGGAGUCUUGGUUGACCACAAACUUGACAUGAGCCAACAGUGUGACGCGACAGCUAAAAAAGCCAAUGCAAUUCUGGGCUGCAUCAAUAGGAGUAUAGCAUCUAGAUCAAGGGAAGUAAUAGUGCCACUGUAUUCUGCUCCGGUCAGACCUCACCUGGAGUACUGUGUCCAGUUCUGGGCACCACAGUUCAAGAAGGACAUUGACAAACUGGAACGGGUCCAGAGGAGGGCAACCAAAAUGGUCAAAGGCCUGGAAACGAUGCCUUAUGAGGAACGGCUAAGGGAGCUGGGCAUGUUUAGCCUGGAGAAGAGGAGGUUAAGGGGUGAUAUGAUAGCCAUGUUCAAAUACAUAAAAGGGUGUCACAUAGAGGAGGGAGAAAGGUUGUUUUCUGCUGCUCCAGAGAAGCGGACACGGAGCAAUGGAUCCAAACUACAAGAAAGAAGAUUCCACCUAAACAUUAGGAAGAACUUCCUGACAGUAAGAGCUGUUCGACAGUGGAAUUUGCUGCCAAGGAGUGUGGUGGAGUCUCCUUCUUUGGAGGUCUUUAAGCAGAGGCUUGAUAUAUGUCAGGAGUGCUCUGAUGGUGUUUCCUGCUUGGCAGGGGGUUGGACUCGAUGGCCCUUGUGGUCUCUUCCAACUCUAUGAUUCUAUGAUUCUAUUAUUAUGUACACCAAGCAAGUUUCAAGAGGCCCAUGGGCAAAAAAAUAAACAAAUUUGGGAACCACUGUUUUACAGAGUCUGUGGCCUUGACCUAAGUAUGUUUAUGCAUUAUACUUAUAUCCUACCUUUUAUGGGAGAGGCUAAGAUAGUAGUGAUUGGACAAAGGUUACCUCAGCUCCAUGGCUGAGUGGGGAUUUCAACCUGGAUCUCCCCAGUCCCAGCCACUCUCAUGACUGGCUCUAUGGUUAUACCUCAUUCUGUAUCUAGGAUCCUCCAUUCAAUCAUUCUCACUAUUGGCCUUUCAUGUUAAGUUGCCAUCCAAACAGCUGCCAAGUCUUUCUUCCCACAUACCCAGCUGUGUUGUUGGAUGCACACUAGUGACUAAUGUACCAACAGGGUAGACCAUCCUAGUUUUAGGCAUUGGCUCUGCUGUUGUAGUGUGGAGACUGUCCUGGAGCAUAUUCUUCCUUGGAAGUUCAUAUAAGGCUGCAUGGCUUAUUUGCUAUGGCUCAAUAUAUUUUGCACCUGGUCUCUUUUCUUACCAGCUGAACUGCUGAUAAAUUGAGCAAACCUGAGCAAAUGGCUCAGCUUCUCAGCUUCUCUCUGAAGCUGUUUUCUCCCUUCUCUACUCAGCCUCCCCUCCCCCCCUUGCCUCUUCAAAGUAUGCAGCUCCCCUCAAAUUGGAAGUGUUUGGCUGAGAACAUUUAGCUGAGCUCUGCGUCCUUAGAUUUAUUCUCUCCCAUCCGCGACUGAAGAAACAUAAUCUUCCUCCAUGCUGUUCUGUCCCCAGUCUUUACCAAGUCAUCAACCGCCUGCCUCCUCUUCUCCCCACCCACUGCCUUAAGGUCAUGAACCUUUUCAUUCCUGAAAUAUUUGAUUUUAAGUCUUUAGUUUUUAAAUAUCUCAUGAGAAUCUGUGAGGGGGAGGGAUUACGGAGCAGGCGAAGGAUGAUUCAGCUCAACAAUGUAGCUGUGGUCGGGUUUUACUGCUCUCGUGUGAUGUCUAGGAUUCAAGAGUUGCCAUGGCAUUUCUGAUUCUCAGAACCAUGGGGAACUGCUCUGGUAGGCCUGAAUUCUGUGAUUACUUUUAGCAAUUGCCCUCUCUUAAAGUCUCAUCACAUGAAUCAGCACCAUUUGUGUAGUUUUGACCCUGACUAGCCUCUUGGCUCUAUACCAUUAUACCCAGUUCCUUCAACUUUUCCUCACAGGAAUUGUUUUCCUGUGACCAUCUUUGUUGCUCUCCUCUGAACCUGUUUCUCUUCCACUAAACCUUUUCAAAAUUGUGGUGAUCAGAACUGGACACAAGGAGAAUAGCGUGCACUUGGAAAUUCAGAAGGCAAACGGCACAAUUCGCUUUUGUGGCUUGAAGAAAAGUCAGGAACUAUAGCAAUUGGUGGAGUAGAGCAAGAAGAAAUCCUAGAUAUUUUGUUGUUUCCUGUUUGGUAUUUGUGCUUAAAACUAAUAAAACAGAACUACAGAGAGAGAGAGAGAGAUGGUAUUGGUGUACAUAAAUGACUUGGGACCAAAGUACUUAAAAGAGCACCUCUCCCAAUAUCUACCAACCAAAGCCUUUAGGUCUUUGUGGGAGACCCACCUUGCAGUGCCACCUGCAGGUAUAGCUCACUGUGUAUUGAUGUAGGAUGGAGCCUUCUCUGCUAUGACACCCUGGGUGUGUCAUACCAUCCCUAUAAAGAUGCAGGUGGUCCUUGGGCAGACUUCUCAGCAUCAGUUGAAGAUGCACUUGUUCCUUCAAGCCUUUGGAGAGUAAAUAUUAUCUGGAGUACAACAGUUACUAUUCUGUUUACUUCUCUAUUGAAGAUUACUUACAGUAGUAACAUUUCUAUAUGCUCUUUUUAUGUUUUAAUAGUUGUUGUGUGAUACCUUGUAUCUCGUCUGAUUACUCUGCAAGUCACAUGGGAUGAAGGGUAGUUCCGAAAUGAAAUAAAUAAAUAAAUAAAUAAUGAAUGGUGGUGUCCAGAUCUGAUACCAGAAGCAUGACUUUCAUACUGUUUUGUGAAGAGCCAUUAUUUUGCACCUUCACAGUGCCCUGUCCAAGGUGCUGACAAAUGGACCACCUUGUUUAUACUGGACCCUGCAGUACUUGCCAUCACUUCUGUUUUACCUGCUGUGACCUGAACUUGACUCUGUCCUGCCUGUCUUGAACUCCCCUUACUAGAUGUGACUCUGCCUUAUCUGUUGUUAUGCUGCUCAUCCAGUAAGUGCCACUGUGCCAUUAUCACUCAGGUACUGUGCACACCCUAAGUUAGCUGUGCAAAUGCAAGACUGAGGGCAUGAAUAGUUAUAGCCAGAUGUAGACAUUUCAAAAUGUGUGCUUUCAAAACCAGGAUUGCAGGGGUUUAGUUGCUGGAAUUGAUGUCUUAAGCAGAAGAAAGUGUGGACCCUGGACCCUGAGAGGGCAGCAGGCAGAACUUUCUGCUUUAUGGACCAGGAAAGGACAGAGGGCCAGGAUUCAAGUGUUUGUUUCAUGUGUGGCUCCCUGCAUUGCCCUAACCUCUCUUCUCCUCCAGUACUUUAAACUGCCGUCAACCUUUCAGCUUAAUGGAUACUGUGGAAAGGCCCAUGGACUCUGUGGCCGUUUCCUUCACCAUCUCAUCAGGGAGCAAGCAACAGACCACUUACCUCCUUUUGGCUUAACUGUAGGGUUCUACCAUUGUUGGGCUUAUGUAUGAUGCUGCUCUCUGCUGCCAGCAUUCAUUAGAAGCAUGAGGACUGUGUGCAUAUGCAGUAUUUUCUGUCACAGCAGGUUAAGAGUGUGUGCAUGGGUGAUUUGUUUGUUCAAACACUACUUUCUUGCAUACCUCUAUGGGUAUGCUGGUAGGAAGGAUUUGACUGAAUGCUUCCUGCUGUUUUCUCACACUAGGCAUCUGCAUGUGGGACAUCCCAUUUGAAAAUAGGAUGCCCCCACUUGCUCCAUGGCAGCUGGGAUUCUCCCACCACCCAUCCUCAACCUAGAAUAUGAAUCCAACCCAUUUAGUGUAGAGAACAAAGAUCUUCCUGAACUGAGAAGCCACUUGGUCACAUGGAACAUGCUCAGCUUCUUUGUUUUCUUACCAUGGGGAAAACAGAGCAGAUGAGAGUAGGAGAUGAGAUGAAAAGCAAAGGCGGCAUGGGGGCGGGAAUGAGCCUCUCCAACAAGGAGAGAACAUUCUCCCUACUAAGCCACCUACAAAUAUAGCUCUUAAUAGAAAAGGCAGCUCAUUUGGAAGUGCUGUUUUAGCGACAUGUUUGCUGCAUGUGCCAUUGCCGAGUCUGGAUCUGCUGGAUCUGGCUCAGGAACCUCUUUUAUUAAAAGAAAGAGAGAGAGAGAGAGAGAGAGAGAGAGAGAGACUCUAAACCGUAAUUUGUUUGUGAACAGCAACCAGCAAACACUUAGAAAACUGGUCUUAGUGAUUGUACAGUACUUACCAUGAUUUAAUUGUCUUUGAAUGAAAUCUCAUUGUUAAAGGAGGACUCCAAAGAUGACCAAUCUAACAAGCUAUGUUAUAACUGUACCAUGGUUAAGAUCUAAUCAAAUGUGUGCAGGGGAGAGACAUGCUUUUAAAUGAACUGUUGUCUGUUGAAAGCUAAGCAAAACAAUCUACGAAGCUGGUUAAAAGUGGAGAGUAGAAGAGAAUCAUGCUGAGUUGGUGCAGUCUUAAUUGAAGUAAUAAUAAUAAUAAAUAGCAGUGUGCAUCAGAAUUGGAUGAAUCAUGAAGCAAGGCAGCUCAGGUGAAGCAGGAUCUGCAUGAGUCAAAAUGGGGGUUGGGGCUGAAGCGCUUCAUGGUCCCUCAGCAAUCCAGAUAUCAAAAAUUGCUGCAGACAAGCUCUGCUGAAAGCAAAAUUAAUGUGUCUCACCUUAUUACAAUGCCAGGGUAGUGAGAUGGAGCAAUUGAGAGCAAUCACUAGAGUGGUGGCAAGCCAGAUGACGAGCUCCAUUGACAGUGGGCAAGCCCCACUGACAGAUCAAGUUCAUAAUCCAGCAGUGGGGAACCUCUGCCCCACAAACCUAAUUAGGCCCACCAGCCUCCCAUUUUAACUUCCAGAUAUGAUGUCAGGUGUGGGGCAGGUAAAGAUGGGGUUUCCUGUCAAAAACAGGAUUUUCAGGCCCCACCAAUCAGCUGAUCUUCAGUGCCUGCAAAGUCCUGUGCCAUUGCAAGCACUGCUCUUUGCAAGCACUGCCAAUCUACUGAUUGUUGCCAUCUGCAAAGCCCUGCAGUUUGCAAGCAUCACCAAGCAAAUGAUCAAUGGAACAUGCAAAGUGCUGUGCUUUUUGCCCAUGUACUUUGAAUUCAAACUGCAUGGACUAAGGAAAGCAGGUCACCUGUCAUUGUGAUGUCAGGUGACUGACAGUAGGCGUGACCUUGCCUGCAACUUUCAUUGGAUUCCACCAAUUAUUAUUAUUUUUUAAAUCUAUAGAUGUUUAUGUAGAAAUAUAAAUAUAAAUAAAUAUAACGUAAAGGGUGCCCAACACAAAUAUUCCGUUAUUUGACAGGCUCUAGCAGUUCGAAAGCACGUCAAAGUGCAAGUAGAUAAAUAGGUACCACUCCAGUGGGAAGGUAAACGGCAUUUCCGUGCACUGCUCUGGUUCGCCAGAAGCGGCUUAGUCAUGCUGGCCACAUGACACGGAAGCUGUACACCGGCUCCCUCGGCCAAUAAAGCAAGAUGAGCGCCACAACCCCAGAGUCGGUCACGACUGGACCUAAUGGUCAGGGGUCCCUUUACCUUUACCUUUAUCCACUCUUCAGGGGCAAGUUUGCCUGCAAAUUUUGGCUACUUUGUCAAAAGUAGGGGUAUUACCACUAUUUAAAAAAAUCAGUAGUAAAUUGGGAAGAGGAACAAUGCAUACUUGAAGAGACACUGAGACAAGUUAGGCAGUGUACAAGAGCAAAGGUAGGCCAUUUUCUAAAAUGCCAGAUGGGGCUCUGAACCAAAUCUUGUGGUUGAUGCACUCCUCUAAUAAUAAUUCUUAAAAGCUCAACAAAUUUCAAAUACAGCUGUUCUCAGAGUUAUUGAGCUGUAACUUUCUGAGGAUUUUCUUUGAAAUUGUAGGAGGGAGGCACAAGGAAGCUAUUGCUCCUGUGGAUGGUUUUAAUUGGAACACACUGGGCAUUUUAUGACUUCAGUUUUCCAAGAAUAAGCUGCCUAGUACCAGCUUGUGACUCACGCACCCUCCCCUCUUUCUCGCACUUGCACACAUUUCACCAAAUUGCUGCUGUCUCUCCACUUUGAAGGAACAGGGGAAGAAUGUCUGGAGUAGGCAUUUAAGGAAGAUGAUGGGACAGGGAAGGUAGGAGCCAGUUUUUCGUUAACAGGUGAUUGAGUGCCAUGUAACUAAGCCUGUACUGGGGUGAGGAACCCGUGGCUCAUCUGAUGUCUCUGGACUGUCUCCCAUCAUCAUUAGUUAUUACCAUGUUGGUUGAAGCUGAUGGGAGUGGGAGUCAAAUAGUCCAGGUUCCCCAUCCCUGGCAUUUGCAAACUAGAGCAGCCUCCAAAGCAAUCUCCUUCCCCACUGUCUGGGAGAGGUGUGCCAGUAUGAGCACAAAAGAAAGUGCCAUGUGUGCUUCCCCAGCCUUUUCUUUUCUACUCCAGCUAAACAGCCCUUCAUAACCAAUAUGGUGUGCAAAGAGUUCUCAGUCCAACAGUGAUGUUAUAGUAAUGUCUGCAGUGUCUUGAGGAUGCGUUUAGUCUUCUUUGAAAAAUGUCCUUUCAAGAGCUGUAGCCCAUAGCUAUUCCCCACUCAUGUGCAGAGAGCAAUUUUAUUUUUCCCCAUCAUGAUGCAGCUGUAGUGACAACUUGUCGGACCGGCUUAGCAUCACUUUGGAAGUGCUAUGACAUCCUCUCCUGCUCUCAGAUGCAUUCUUCCCUCCAGGCACAAGAGCAUAUCGAGAAUGAUAUAUCUUAGGAGCACCGCCUGGCUUGGUUUCCUGGCCCCCACUCCCAUCAUCAUCAUGGCAGACCGUGGUUGGAAGUGACACGGCUUUGGAUUUGUAGAAUGUCAGGGUUCUUAGGAUGGAUGUAGCAAACUCCCUCCACCCACCCACUGUCAGAGUGAGAAACCACCCACCACCUUUCCAGAGGGCAGGAGCAAACUUUUGUUUCUUAAUAAUGCCACACAAUUCUCCUCCAGCCUGUACUUUCAGAAUGCUGUCAGUAUGCAGGCCUGUUGCUAGUGGGUGUUGUCAGCCUUCUGCCUAUUCUGUCCAAUGCCAUCUUGGAAGCAGAUUUAUAGUGGUGGACAACAGAAUGAGUUCCAUUCCCAUAUGGCUUGCAGUGCGCAGAUGGCUUUUCUGAGAAGUUGCUUCAGCUACUCAUACAUAUGUGGUUUCUGGUACAAAUUUCAAAACUGUGGCACCCAAUGAAAUGUAAAAUCCUACUAUCUGUCUCAAACCCGAGGGUGUGGGGCAUCACCAAAGAGAUCCCAUUUUAUGCCAUGCUAGGAUUGCACCUAUAACAGCGUUUGAAAUUCUCCAGGCGUCAGGCACAUUUUGCACCUGGCUAUCAGCCGCUUGCAAUCAAGUGAAGCUGCCCAGGUGCCAGGAUGGUGCCCGAUGUCUCCACCAUCUGGAGGUGCAUGCCUGAGGAACCUUGGAUCUUGACUGUUUUCACACAGUAGCAACAUACCCUGUAGAUUUCUUUUCAUAAUAUUUUAUCUGCACAGCCAGAAUGAAUUUCAACAACCAACUUGAAGCCAUUGAAAAAUAUGACUUUUGAGCUGCCUGGCCUCCAAAUGGCAACUAGGUAUAAUAAUAAUAAUAAUAAUAAUAAUAAUAAUAAUAAUAAUAAUAAUUUAUUAUUUAUACCCUGCCCAUCUGGCUGGGUUUCCGUUUUGGCAACUGUAACUCUGGUUUAAGGAGGCAUUUGGUACCUAGCUUAGCGACUCACUAAGCUAUAUCUGAGUUUCUAACACUAAUCUGUAAUAGCGAAAGUUUCCCAAAAUGCGUGUCAUGAUCUCAGUGAAAGAGGGGAAGGAAUUGGGUACCUGUGGUGACAUCCUGUAGUGGAAGAACCAGUCCAAACUUUUCCUUAAUCCAAACAUUUUGCAGUUUGGCACUAGCUUUGAGGUGGUUUGAAGCACAGAGAAAAAGAAACCACCCAAUUCUCAUUCACCACUCUCUCCUAGGGAACUUCCAUUCCUGGACUCAGAUACUCCAAAGGCUCUGCACUUGAAUCUGUUGCCAGGAUCAGUGAAUGGCCUUUGAAUGUGUGACAAAAUUGUCUGCUUCCUUAGCUGUUCUAUUAACCAGUGAAUGGUUGAUUGAGAGAUUGCCUGCCUAUUUCCUGCUCAUCUUCUUUUGGAUUUGACACAGGGCUCCCUGUUGUGACUUGGGGGGAGGUGUGGCAACAAGGUCUUCAAAGCCCUCUCACCCCAAAAGGAAUCUUGUACCUAUAUGUGGCUUUGAAGUGCAGCAGCCCAUGUCUAAUGACUUCCCUAUUCCUCUGACACUGAAUGUUCCAUUACCUCAUCAACACACUGGAGAUAAUUGGCAGGUUGUGAGGAAUCUAUUGCCUCUCUAAUUGGACCCAUACCUUUUAUGAAUGUACAGGGCAAGGUUGAUUCCAUCUCUCAGGAUAGCGUGAGUCGGUGUACCAACCUGACCCAUAUAUUGACAUCUGGUUUGUGUAGCCCUCUCAGUUCUUUGCCGGCAGCAGUUUCCACACAGGCUACGACAGGCUUCCGGCCAUGUCAUUUUGCCACAAGUGUAUUGCCAAUAUGUGCCAGAUUCAGCUCAGAUCCCUGUUUGACAUAUGCCACCACAAAUGUCGCUUUUUGAGUCCAGCUUGUGGCUGCAGCAUACCAAUGUCUUGUUGGGUCUGGCGUGGUUGGAAAUCCACAUGGACUGACUGAAAACCUGCUCUUAGAUACUGAAAUUGUGAAUUGGCCCAUAGGGAAUGGAAAGUAAGAGCAACUUUUUAUAGCUGGAAAGGGAAUUCUCAAUGGACACAGCUGAAAUAGAACAAAAAAUACCCUGCACUUAAAUAGAAUUCAGUAUUUAAUAUUUACUGGCUGUGGGGGCAAUGUGGGGUAGGGAGGAAAAGUUAGUGCUUCAGAAUUUAGAUGGAAAGUUUGCUUGGCAAGCAUGCAAAUGCUUCCAGCACUGAUUCGUUUUUUAAAAAAUUCCCCGUGCCAAAUAAACUUAGGGAUCAUUUCCCACUUCUAGAUAACAUGAAUAUGCACAAUAUAUGAGAAAGAUGCAUCUUUCCCCCAGGAAGAAUAUGCAGCCUGUUUCUGGAAGUUAGUUAGUUUGUAUGGGAUAGAUCAGGCAUCCUCAACCAACCUUUGGCCCUCCAGAUGUUUUGGACUACAAUUCCCAUCAUCCCUGACCACUGGUCCUGUUAGCUAGGGAUCAUGGGAGUUGUAGGCCAAAACAUCUGGAGGCCCACAGGCUGGGGAUGCCUGGAUAGAUCUAACUCUACAAUGUGAAUAUCACCACUUCCUAGGCACAUGCCUUUUUCUUGCUACCUCCUUGGGGAAGAGCAGAGAGAGAGAAUCUGAAGAGGCUUAGAACUGUGUCUUGUUAUAUGACUUUUAAUAAUGCUCCCCUCCCCUUUAACGUGCUUUUAAAAAACUAUGUGAAUUUGUUCUAAUGUAUCACGUAUCCAGGGAAACAGCCAUUUAUAGCUUGAUCCAUAGUCCCUGGAAAUCUGGUUGCUGAAUUUCAAGUGAUCUAGUGGAUAUGUGAUUUUCUUUCCUGUGUUCAUACCCAUUCUUAGCAAUGCUGUGAUUCUGCCAUAUUUGCUCUAGAGCAGCCUUCCCCAACCUGGUGCCCUCCAGAUGCUUUGGACUACAACUGGUAGGAGUUUUGGUCUAAAACAUCUGGAAGGCACCAGGUUGAGGAAGGCUACUCUAGAGAAACAACAUCUGGGCUCUUCAAGCGAGGGGGCACAUGCAUUGCCUCUGCCUUGUUUGAAAACAGUGGGACUGAAUAUAUAUGAAAUGGGGUGGGGUGGUUUAAUUAUGCAGAUUAGGGGAAAAUAAAAAAAACAUGUUGGGGUAUAUUUGUGUGCCUGCAUGGCACACCUAACUCUCAAAUGUUUUUUAAUAGCCCAUGUUACCUUACAAGCCUCCCCCUCUGUCUAAUCUCUGUCUACUUUGAUCUGCCCUUGGCAAUCAAGACAUUGCAAAUUUUUACCAAUGUCCAGUCAAACAGCAGUUCAGAAUUCCAAGAAUGAUUCCAAGUGGAAUAAGCAUAAGUAAAGUCCAUCCAUGCUGCCAUUUCAACGUUUGACCUUCUCACAUACUUACAUGUCUUUAUUUAUGGCAGAGCCUGAUGUUCCAAAGGGAAAAGGGGCCAUUAAACCAGUUUCAGAAUUUAAGGAUGAGAAACCCUUCCUGAUCCCAAGCAAGACAGUUUAAAGCCUUUUAUUCAUCCAGUUCUGUUUAGAUGCUAUUUCAUGUGUAUCUCAAAUUUUAUAUUCCUUACCUUCACCUCCCUGAUAACAGGGGAAUUGUCUUUUGAUCUUGAUCCUUAAUAUAUGAAUGAGUUGGCAAAAUGUCCAUCAUUGUCACCAAGGUAAAUGGAAGCAAAAAGAGCGCCUGCAAAUUGCAAGGCCCCCUGGAUUCAUUUGCUUCCAUCUGUGGUGGUGUCAAUCAGUGGAAGCUGGACCACCAAGUGUCAGGGGCAGCAGAGGGAAAGCUUUUCUCCCUGUGCAGUUGUAUCUUAUGUGCAGCCUUUUCCUUUUUCCUGUGGGAGAGGAUGGCAGCCAUUCACUUAUAUGCAAUCAGCUAAGGAGUCUGCUCAAUGACACUUAAUCACAGAAAGACUAUACCUGCCCCCUGAACACUCCAGUUGGCUUGGGAGCUCAUAUUUGGCCCAGCCUUCAAUGGUCUUGCAAAGUGCAUUCUACUUUUUGGCAGAUAGUAGCCAUUGAGACUCAAGCCUACACUUCUCUUUAUAGCCUGCUCCCUCAUUCCAUUUCUCGGCUACUGUAGAUGUCAGGGAAAUGCAUUAACUGCCUCUCUUUGUGACACAGAUUACUACAAGUACGCCUCCUCAGGUUCUAUGAAAAGUAAGGUACAAACAUAAGGGAAAAUAUUAAUAGCCAUUAUUGUACCCAUUCUUCCCUUUAGCUGAAAGAGGUGUGUUUGAUCAAGCUUUUCUUGUAACAUGAGUUCUUCACUUUUAAGAUUGUUCUAGCUUCUGUUCUUUGUAUUUUGUUCCAGUUCGUCUUUCUUUUCGGUUCAUCAUCGGUGCUCAGAAAUUUUGCGCCAAACUUUUGCAUGUGCCUACUUGUGUGCCAUUUAGCAGCACCCAGUUCUAACUUGGCUGACGCUGCAUUUCAUUGCUUCCCUCUUAAAGUGAAGCCCACUCAGGAUUAGGAACAGAAAAUAGGCAAAUGCAGAAUUUUUUGGCUCUGGGGUAAUUCAUCACUGCUUCCCCUCUUUCCUCUGAACAAAAGAGAAGCCAAGAAGCAUUAAAGGAGCUUAUUUCUGGGUGUCUAGUUCAGCCGAAACUUUCACACUGAGGAAACUUACCCAGCCUGUCUCAAUGCAGAAGCUGCUCCCCAUCUGUCACCAGCAUUGUCAGCACUGCUGGAGAAGGAAAACACUUCAGUUCAUUGACAGCUGGAGCUGUGACACGAGUGAUUUGGCGGCGGCAGAGCUGACAUAGGGAGCUGUGUUUUGCAAGGGCAAGCAAAGAGUUGCAAGAUGGUAAGCCACCAUCUUGCAGAACUCAUAUACCUCUUAAGCACAAGGCUUCCCCAAAGAAUCAUGGGAACUGUAGUUAAGGGUGCUGGGUAUUAUAGCUCUGUGGGGUGAACUACAGUUCCCAGGAUUCUUUGCGGGAAGCCGUGUACUUUACAUGUAUGAUGUGGCCGUGACUCUUUUUAUGUUUCUGAUGGAAGCAACUAAUGGAACCAAAUGACCACGAUUCUUAGGACCUGAGACACAUGGCUCUUGGGAGGUGUUUCCCCCUGCCACCCUCCACAAUCCCUUAUCUACACUGGCUCCAUGCUUGUGGUAAAUAGUCUGGUUGUUUCAACAGGUCUUUCUGAGCAGAAGCUGCAGUGUCUAGGGAGUCACAAAUUUUGACAGACCUCAGUACCCCCCAAAAAAAUUGUUGCCACAACCUACCCCUGCUCACUCCGGCAAAAAAGGGAAUGGCCUUUAUUUAUUCAUAUAUUUCUAGUAUUUCUUACCUGGGUUUUGUUUGACAUCAGCCUGUACUCAAGGCCUUGGUGACAGAGUGAGUGUUUGCCCUUUUUCCUAGCUCUGAACUGAGGAGAGGUCUCUGCUUUGUUGUGCCAAGUCUCAGAAACAAUCAGCAGCAGGAAAAGAGAAGAAGAAGAAACCUCACUGAUCUUUCAGGUGUCUCCAGGGCAUAACACACAUUCAGGGAGCCUGGGCUCCAUGUUCAGCAGGAGAAGGGUAAUUGUCCCUGAUGCUGCACUUUCCAGAUAAAAUGAUGUGAAGGGCAUUUGUAGACCCUUGGCACUGCAGUGUUGGGUUCUGCUGCAAACCUGAGCUGUAGUCAAAAACAGAGGGAUUUUCAUCCAAACACAGAUGGCAACUCACAGCAAAUAUAUGCUGAUAAAUUUAAACUGCAUAAUUUGUUCUAAUCACAGGACUUUGGUUCCUUUUUGAAAUUAUUAUACAUUUAAAGGUAUAGUUAACAUGAAUAAAACCCAUAUAAAUUGUAGCAUUAUCUAACAUGUUCUGCUUACCAGUGAACUUGGAAAACUGGGCAAUUCAGCUUGCUAUGUAUAUGGUUGUGGUUUUUGUAUAUAUUUGCUUUAAAUCAGUAACCAUCGCCUUGCAAAUCAAAUGACAAUCUUGAAAUUAAGGAUGAUUUCUGCUGAAAGUGGUUGGGAUUGCAUCGUAGUCCCAAUGGCUAUGGCAGCAUUUUUCAAUGGAGACUCGUUAAAGAGAAUUGGUUUCUAAAAUCCAAGCUGGAUUUAAUGUCCAAAGCUGCUUCUUUUUGUCAAAGUCAAAUGCUUAACAACCACAUCUAUGCCCAAGAAGAAACCCACCCUAGUAGAUACUAAUUUAGAAGGGUCCAAUGCAAAGGUCUAGAUGUAGCAAAUGAUUGAGGCCUUGGGAUUGAGCAGGAUGUCUAGGGGUAAGUCUUUUGACCAUUUAGGUUUUCAUAGGAGUUUAUAAAUGUCCUCAGGAAUCCAAUUUGUUUGCUUCUGGUCUAAGAUAAGAAAGAGGCUGAUAAUCCCACUUUCUAAGUAUGUUACAUGUUGGGAGAUUUGUGUUGAACCUUUUGACCAGUCUUGGAGAUGACUUUUUACAAUGGAAGAGGCAAACUCCAUGCCUGAUUUCUAACAUGGAUCAGAAGUGGGGGGCACACCUGUCUACAAAUUGCUCUGACCAGGAAGCCCAUACCCAGAGGUGUGGUGGGAAAGCAUUUUGCACAUGCUCAAGUGUAUGCUUAUCUCACCUCUUUCAGAGCUGAGCACUCGCUCUGGAAAUCUGUUUUGAAAUACGCUGGUUCAGGUUAUGCCUUGUUCACACAUCUUGGAAAGGGAGGUGCUACAAAGAAGCUCCCUAGCUUCCACAGCCCCCCCCCCACAAGGUAGGACCACUGAGAGGAGCCCUUUGUGUAGUUCACACAUGGGGGAGAACCACCACCACCUGCAUUCUGAUACCUCAGUCUGAACAUGGAGAAAUAUGAAUUUCAAAUAUAUGGCAGUUCAGUAGCUUUAGGCAGAAGAGUGAGCAUGGGUGAGAUCUUCCAAGUCAAGGCCUCAUACUUGACUUUGUGUUUCUAAUUUAGGUAUUUCAUUAAAGAGUUAGCAUAAAGCAAGACAGAAAGUAUAGGGUGCAAUGAAUAAAUAUAAGCAAUAUAGUCUGCUAACUCAAGGUCAGGGAACCUAUGGUCUUCCAGAUGUUUCUGGACAUAGACUCCCUUCGUUUCUGACCACUGGCCAAGCUGGUUUGCGUUGGUGUGAGUUAUAGUCCAAUAACAUUUGGAGGGCCACAAUCCCCAACCCUCACUGUUAGGCUCCAACUGACUGGUCACUUGCUUCCUCCUGGCCCAGAGCACCACAUAAAAUUUGCUAGCCCUUUGCUAGCCAUUGAAAGUUUGCUUGUUCCCUGCCAGAACAGAACCUAUGCCACUGGCAUGAAGAAUUGUGCUACACUGGAACUGAUUUUAGGGUUUGUCUAGCCUCAAGAGGUUAGACCACAAGACUGUCUCACUUGCUGCCCUACAGAGGUUGCUGCACUCCAACUCCCAUUGGCCCCAGUAAACAUGACUUAUAAGCAGGGGUGAUGGGAGUUGUAGCCCAGAAACAUCUAGAGGGCUGCCGAUUAGCCACUCCUGGUUCCACAGGUAUGCAGGAUGGCCAGACUUAGCACGUUUUGAGCCCGUGGAAAAAGUUAUUGGGAGGUGUAAAGGGAAACCAUCUACUCCUUGUUUACCAACAGGAUGGAACCAAGGGGAAAGUAUCCAGGUGUGCAUAUGUGUUUCUGAUAAGAUUGAGAAGGAGAAGAUUGGGGUUUUGCCUUGUUUCAGGUGGAAAGGAGGUCUUUGACUGUUUGAAGAAUCAAAACAUCCGUAUCAGGAUGAGAUUAUCAGGAAAGUUGACCCCAGAACUACUGCAAUACAGUGUUUUGCAUCAUUCUGGGUAGAUUCACAUAUAAAUGUCAUAUGAAUUAUAAAUUGCAUAUAAAUGCAUGUGUAUGUAGUCUUCCUCUGUUCUGCAGUGAUGGCUUGGAGCCUGCAAGGGUAGAAUCUGAACUGGUAUAUUGGACCACAUCUGCUCAUUAGGUGACUCACAGUUAGGGAACAUCAGAAGAUAAUUCUAGAGCUGUGUUUAAUGAACUAAUGAAAUUCGCACAGACACAUGGAGAGGGGGAGAGUAUGUUUUUUAAAAAAACAAAAAACCUAACAACAUAGACCGCAGCCUAGCAACAGCAUGAUGCACCAAUAGAGAAACUGGAACAGUCAAUUCCUCUGGGGGAAAACAAAUGUGUUUCCAGUUUGAUUUCCUUUGAAAACUGCACAAAGGAAAUAAGCAAGGAACUGUUCCUUCCACUCUUCCUGAUUUGUUAUAGAAGCAGAUAAAUGUUGUCUGUAAAUACAGCAUGCAAGUUAAUUCAGGAAGCCCCUUCUGUGCAGAAUGAUAAAUGCCCAUACAGCCAAUAUCCUUGCCUCUUGUGAUCUGGACUUGUUUGUAGAAAGCAUGUCCCAGAAGGAAGCACUAUGGAAUUACACUCUCCCCCCCAACUGCAUGCGCAUAGCAAGGUUGUACUGCAGUGGCCUCUUGUGGCACUUUUUUCCCCUUGGCAAAAGCAAGGAGAGGAGCUGGAUCUCCUUAGGAAGGUGAGGCCUAGGCACAUCUGAUAAUGGAAGGCCUUGGGUCAGUCAGUCUGUCGGUAGGUGGCAGUAGAGAGAUUCCUUUGGUAUAGUACGGUGGUAUCAAUUUGUAGGUCUCUGUAUCUUAGUUCUCUGGUUUAAAAUCUGUUGUCAGGGAACCAUCUGAGAGAAAUAAUCAUUGUGCUAUUGGCUCUUCUCUCCCAUGUUGUACAAAGCUCCAUCCUCUACAAAAGCACAUGUGUCACUUCCAAUUCAUCUAUCAUGGCUGUGAGGAAGGGAAGUAAUAUAUCAACACUCAGACCUGCCAGCCAGAUGGCAUCUGUCCAUGCCUCUGUGUUGUUCUAGUUAUUGCCAACACCUGUCUCCUAUCUCCCACCCAAACUGGAGGCUGAUGACCAUUCAGGGGUUGAAAAGGCAGCAAUGGCUUCAGCCCUUUAAGUAUCAAGUAGGCAAAGGGAAGCAUGAAUAUGGAAGUUGCCUGGUGGGUGAUUCCUGGCCAAGUGACUUACCUCAAGGGCUUAGUGCACGUGUCAUAUUCUCAAAGGGCCUGUGAUAGGCUUUGCCCAGAAAGACUCUCCAUCUCCUUUAGUAGGGCAUUCUGUUUGAAGAGUGGCAAAAGGAUAAAAUGGCUGCUAGCAAUUAAUUAAGUGUGUGUGUGUAAUUUAUAUGCUGCUUUUCAGGGCAAAGCUUACAAGAAUGAAAACUACAACUCUUCCCACCAGCCACUGGCAUUCAGAAGCAUACUGCCUCCAGCUGUGGAGGGAGUAGAUAGCCAUUGUGGCCAAUAGCUUUAGAUAGCCUCAUCCUCCACAAAUUUGUCUAAUCCUCUUUUAAAGUCAUCCAGGCUGGCAGCCAUCUCUACCUUUCAUGGGAGUGAAUUCUGUAACUUAACUUUGUCCUGUGUGAAGAAAUUCUCUCAUUUAUCAGGCCUUAAUCUUCAUUGGAUGACCCGAGUUCUAGUACAGUAUCUAUACUUCUAUAAUUUCUCCUUUUACUCAACCUUUAUGUAAAUUAUCCCCCCCUGCCACUGCUGCCAAAGGUUAUGCCCUUUCCUCAUUGGGGAGUUGAUCCCACCCCUGGUAAUUUUGGUUUUUCUCUGCCUUCUGAAAGGAGUGAGGCACACUGUCUUGCAACAACUUUGUAGAUUAUCUACCUGCAGCCGCUGCAUUGCUUCUGUUUGCUCUGUAUAAACUGAAUGAUUUUUUUGCAUUGUUUACUCUUGCUAACAUCCUGUCUGAUAUUUGAACCCUCUACUUUGCUCAUUUUCCUUCGCCUGAGCAACCACAGUGCAGGUAGAUGGCAGCAUAUGUCUGUUUUUAUACUCCUUCCCUUGUGCAGCAUGAGAUAUCAGCAUGGUAAACUUGCCUCCCACCUGUGCUAGCUCACCUACAGGUAGAAGGCCAACUCAGAAUGACACCCUUGGGGAAAUGAUCGCUGUACAACCUAUAGGGGAGCCUCUGCUGCUUCUCCGUCUGUGGCAAUGUGUGGAUUUUUAGGCCUUUCCUGUCCCAUUUUCUUCUUCUACGGAGCAUAAUUUGGAAGUGUGUGAGUGUUUUUGAUUCUUAUCAAUUCCAUAUGCAGUGUGCCAUCAUUGUCCCUCUAGCUGUCCUUUCCCACUGCACUCAAGCUGUCCCUGCAGACUGCUGGAGUGUAGUCACAUUCCCUUCAUGCCUUCUUGGUUGCUGUGUGCUCAUCCUGGCCACUCUGCUUUAGAGGAAAUGGAAGAGAGAGAGACUGAUUUGAUGCCAUUGCUUACAACUUCUUUAGAACCUGGGGAUCUGGGUAUGCAGUACAGGCGUUAUAGGAGCACAUUGUAAGCAUGUAGUUAUCCAGACUUAGUGGGGUCCUUGAUGGGACCAUUGACAAAUCUCUGCCCAACCGACCAUGUGAGGGGGGGGGACCGGGGGAGUGAAGAAAAGAGCGCUCAAUGAGCUUUUGAUAUUCCUGGCUUCUUUUUGUGAUGGAUUUGGCAGCUCUCCCCACCUCUCUUUCUCUCUAUCCCUCUCUCUCAUCCCUGCACCUGAAGUGACUGACUUACGGAAAUUAUGCUUGUGCGCAAUUCUGACUGUGAUUGCAAAACCAAGAGGUAUGUAAUGUGCAGCAAUUAUUUGAGAGAUUGCAGACCUUCCGCUUAUUUUUUGAGAUGAGUGUUGAGAUAUUUCAUUUCCUUUUACCUUGCCGGAACUAUUAUUCCCUUUGUCCCUUUCCAUAAUGUCCAUUCCUGAGACCAGCCAUGGCAUUCCAUGAAACCUGGCUUUGCUUGAGCUUGUUAGUGUUGGGGUGGAGGACAGGCUAGUUCCCUUCAUUCUCAGCUCCUCCCCACCCCUUCCUCCUGGGAGCACCAUUAUUUUCUGCUACUAGAAAUCCCUGUGCUCUCCAUGUCUGUCAUGUUGUGUUCUUCAGCAGAUGUUUUUGCCCACACAGUCUGGCUUAGGGUGAGGAGAGCAGAUUGCUGGCACACACUCAUCAAAGCCAUAAAGAUGCAGCAUCAAUGUUUUCUUAUCCUCAUUUCCUUCUUAAUGCUAAGUAACUGGAUCCAUUAGAGGAGCACCAGGAAGUUGAUACAGCAAACCCUUUACUAUUUGCCAACAGUGUAUUACGGAUGCACAAGCAUCUCUGAAGGUUUUAGCCAAUCCUUUUUAAUUGAUGUGUGCCAUGGAAUCUGGAUGCCCUGUGGCUGCUCCCAAGCUGAGGCUGAUUCCUAGUAUCUACAAGUGGUGAUUCCUUUGGGUGAGUUAUCUGUUCUGUUCUGGUCCUUCGGAGAAGCCCAUGGAGAAAGUCAGGUCAGUUGUCUCAGCACCAUGGAGAGCUCCGAGUGAGCAACUUGCACUGAUAAAGAUUGAAAGUGAACCGAGAGUUUUUGAGACAAUUUUCCCAAUCUGACACUCUCCUAUGUUCUUCCUCCCUUUGGAGAACUAGAGUCUUUUAAGAGUAUUAACCCUCAGGCCUGAAGAUGGUUACUUCUCCAACAUACACUACCCAUACCAUUGAGCUAGUAAGAUAACGUGAGAUGCGUUCAGUUCCUUAAGCCUGCAGGAAGGCACUCAUGGAGCUUUGGUUCUAUGGGCCAUUGUGCUGUGGCAUCAGGUUCGUUGGACUCCUGUCUGCCAAACUGGUUCAGUGGUACCCUGCUCACCAGCAUCAAGCUCAGAGCCAGAAGCCUGCCUGACUCCUUUCUCAAUGACACUAUAGCUACAGACUUUGUUUUCUGGUCACUGUUGGACUCCAUGGUCAUGACAUUAUGCAGCCAACUUUUUAUUUAACCCCCAUUUUCUCUUCUCCCCACUUCUACCCACCACACUGCAGCAUCCAACUGUACUUCCAUGUUUUCAUUCAGCUGAUGUAUACACAAAUGCAGAAUUUACAGAAACUUAACUGGUUGGGUGUGGAUUCCUCUCGUCAUUCAAUAGCUUUCCAAUGGGUGUUUAUCAGUCUCUAGUAUUUGGAUGCUGGAAAAGUUUGAGAAUGGAUAAUUCAGUAACCUGUCGACUCUGUGCAACAGUGUGUGCUUUGUGUUGUGCUGUUCUUCAUUAAAUAAAAUGGUUGUGCUUUGAUCAUGCAAAACCUGCUAAAGUCAAACAUUAGCCUUCAUUAAAUAAAAUGGUUGUGCUUUGAUCAUGCAAAACCUGCUGAAGUCAAACAUUCACCUUGCAGACUGAAAUGCACAUUCCUGGUAUAUGUGGGACCAUUGACAACUUGAUAUUUGACUGAGAUUCUUUUAAACGGAAUGCCUUCUGGUACACUAUGGGCAGGGGAAAUCUGUCACUUUUUGUCAGCCUCCAGUUGGGUUCAGAUCAUUUGUCCAAUUUCCAACAGUUUUGGGAUUGUUUCAAACCCACCAGUUUUCGUGAGAUCACCAGCUGUACCUCAAACUAGGAGUUUGUAAAGAUGGGUGUGGCUUGUUCAUGGGAGAGCAGCAAUUUUGGGGAGGAAUCCAGCUUGCCAGAUGCCGUGUGUGGGAGAGAUGCUUAUUUUGUUCUUGGAGAAGAACACCUACCUGCAGCAGAGUGGUAAUUCUUUAUUUAAGGAACCUUGUAAUGCAGCACUACCUUUAUCAUACUUUAGCAUAUCAUUUUGUCAUUUCUGGCUAAGUCAGGCUUUGUAGGUAAAGUUCUAUGCUAUUUUUGUUACUUGUUUUUCUGAUUUGUGUUCCUUUUUUUAAGCUCUUUAUUUGCAUGGCAGGGAUUUUUCUGAAGUUCUUGCUUUACAUGGAACAUUGAGCAGAAUUCAAUUUUGUGAUAUUUCAAGCAUUCCAUCUACAUAAACCUUUCAGCUUGGCAGACAGAACAACCCCCUUUCCUUUGUGCUGUUCUGAAAGUUCUCCUGAUGCCCAACCAAGCCAAUUGUGGGAGCAUGGGCGAGGAAAAAGAAGGACAAAAGCCCCAAUGUAUGAGCAGAAGCCCUUGGUGAUAUUGGAAAACCUUGGCCUUAAAAAUAAGGAAAUAGUGCAUUCCUGGUAUUCCUCAUUUGCUGUUACCAUUUAUCUCUGCCUUCUUGGAUAGAAAAAUGUGUUGGGAUGAUAGCCACUACCAUGGAUUAAGCAACCUGAUUAGCCUUUUCACGUCUAAAAAGUCACUCAGGGAUUGGUCCAAGUGUGAUCUUGGCAGGAUCAUUGCUUGAGACCAUAAUAAAGGCUGUCCUCAAAUACCUCAUUGUGAAGAUGGCACAAAAGGCGUAAGUCGCUCUCAAGACUUGGGAGAAAGUCCACUUCACUGGUUGGGAGAAUGAAUAGGGUGCUAGAAUGAGGGACAUGGAGUAUGCUUUCACUGUACUAAACUAUAGAGCAGCAUUCAACAGCCUCUGGUGAAAAUUGUUUUGGUCUGAAAUAGCUGUCUGAUGUAGUGCUGUGCUGUAAAUUCCUCAAGGACUAACUGUGAAGAGUGAAAAUGACAUCAAAGAUGUGCCAGUGGGGACUCAAAAAUAAUAAUAAUCUACAUAGGUAGAAAGAAAGACAUCCCAAUUUCCACAACGCUAACUCAUCUACGGCUUCUGAAUUGUGGCAAGUGUACCAGAGCCAUGCUGAACUUGCUUUCACGUCAGUUGUGUUAUGCUCAAUAACAUUUUCUUCCAAGCAACUGUUCUGCUUAUGUCUGGUACCAUAAGAGGUUGUUAGAAGCAGCCAAUCCCAGGAGGAAACAGAUAAGCUCUUCAAUAUUUAUGGGGCAAAGAUAUAUUCAGUAAUCCCACAGGGAAGGCACAAAACAGUGGGAAGAGUGUGUGUGUGUUUGUUUUAACCUUUCCAGUGAGUGGAAGCGUCAUUGUGGAGGAGGCUGUAUGCUACUCUUCUUCCUCCAUUUUUUAUUGUUUUCUCUCUCUGCCCCUGUUUGUGGAGCGUGUAGAACAGCUCAUUUUCUUAAGCCGUCUGGGAGCUUCUUGCUAAGCCUAUUUCUCGCUUUCUUUCCAGCUGGCACUUAGAACAUUCUGUUAAAAAUAAGCCAACUUGCACAGAAGCACGUUGGCUGGCCGUCCUUAGCUGCUUCAGAAUUUGACCAUUGUUCCAUCCUCCAUUCUUAUUGCUGCCAAUGCUUGGCUACGGUGCCUUGCUACCUUCCUUCCUUUAAAGAAAAGGGAAAAAAACAAGUUACAAUUUUAUUUGCUCAGGUUGACAUGUGCAAUUUGGGAACCACAGCUCAGUAAUGAUGGGAGAUGAUCUUCAUUGCUAGAGUGUUUGCUUUCUGAUUAAGACAGAACUUGUUUGAAGAUAGCAAGGCAAAGCCAAGGUUUGUUAUUCUGCUUAAAACAUAAUCCCCCCCACCCCACAAUUUCUUGCAUACUGCUCAUAAUAUUACAGAGUGCCCUAUUAUGAAAAGGAAAGGGCUCUAGCUUUUAAACCCAGAGGUGGAGAACCAGAAUCCAAAACCUAGAGGGCCACAGGUUCCGCAUACCUGUUUCGAGUGACUGCUACAUCUGUAUUUCCUUACUGCAGAGAACUCUUAAGUGGAGCACAUGAGGUAUCCAGAUAUCUGCCUUAAUGUCAAUAAGCAGGGAGUUCCAAGGCGUAAGUGCAGCUACGGUAAAAGAUCAACCCAACAAAUGAAUGUAGAGGAAGAGGGCAUCCACAAAUGAUGUAACAGUGCCGGCAACUUGGUGUGGGAAUCGCCAUUACUUUGGGCACAUUGUUGUAUGCGGAAAGGAGUAACCGAGAGAGUGAGAGGAGGAUAUUCGCUCAUGCAAGGAAUGAUGUUGGUUCAUACUGGCUGGUUUUAUUCCUCCACUGCCUUUUAUGAAAGGGGGAAUUGCUGUGCAGCAGCUGCUGCAGAUCGCUCUCCAGUCUUCUGCUCCUUUUAUUUGGCUUGCUGGCUCAUAAACCUCAUUGUGCUCUACAAGGCACAAACUGUAAAUAAAUAAAGAAUAUCACCGCCUUUUUGUCCAGACCUGAAAGGCUAUAUUUCCUGAGAAACCAGCUGGAAAAGGUUGCAGGCCCAAUAAAUUAAAGAAAUAUAAGAGAAGUUCUCAUGGAACCUGUCUAUUUAGCAGCUUCCUUCUGAUUCAGGGGCAGCCCAGCCCAGCCCAGCAUUAUACAUUCUGCUCAACUCAUGGUAUGCAGGUUUAUGAGCUAUGUCACAAUGAACGGUGGGUCCUCUUGAAAAACCAGGGAGAGCUAUAUGCAAAAGGGCACAAUUACUUUGUUGUAUGGUUGGUGGUGGUGGUGGUGGUCGUUGUUUGUUGGGUUCUAGUUUUGCCGCCUUCUUGCUAAAUUUUAAAGUGUGACAUUUGGGAGCAGCUGAAUGGGGAACCUUUAACUUGGCUCUUGAUGAAUGAACUGCAAUGUCAUUAUGGAGAGUCUCUCUAGGAGUCUCCCAGGUGCUCCCUCCAGGUCCAGAGGCAGUUGUUAUGCUCUGCAUUUCAGUUGCUGGGGGAGCAGCAGUGGGAGGAAGGCAGCUACUGCCUUUUAUGUCCAGCUUGUGGGCAUCUGGCUGGCUGCUUUGGAAAAUAGGAUGCUGGACUCGAUGAAACUUUUUGGUCUGAUCAGUGAGGUUCUUAUUUUCUUGUCAAGUGUCACCUGUGUUUGGAAGAUCUGAGAAUCGGUUGGCGCGCUGUAGCUGAGCUGUGGAGGCUUCUUUAAUUGCUCCUUUUGGUAGCUUUUAUCCUGUGUUAAGCAGUUGCUCUGUGGGGUUUGUCAUCUAAAAGACUGACCAUCCAAUCAAGCGAGAAGCUUUCUUCCAUACAAACUUGCAUCCUCUCACAGUCCUCAGUUCCUGCUGGAAGAAAUGCCUUAAAAGUUCCCCUUCUCCUCACAUUUUUGUUAAUUGUUUCAUCUGAGAUAGCGAGUAUAAUCCUUUAGAACUGCCUCAGAGAUACAUAACCAUAGUGUUGAUUGUAAUAGCUUUCUUGGUAAUAUGAAUGGUUCGUGAGAGUGGACGGGGAAUGGAUUAUUUUGAACCAUUUCAGAGGUUUCUAGGCAUAAUAGCAGCAGUAACACUGCAUAGUUUGAUCUAAUUCCCAUCAGCCUUACUCAUGCACAUUUAUUCUCCAGGGCAGAAUCACAUAAAUACUUAAAGCACCUACAGCACAUGCCUAUAAAGAUCUUUCUUUAAAUCCUUCAGUGAAUCACACUCCAAAGCUCCUUGUUGCUUAUCACUUGCUUUUUCCUGAUAUUUAACCCAUAUUCACUCUUUGGAUGAUUGGGCCUAUUUCUUCUUCUCCUUCCCUCCAUCCAAGUAGAUCUUCAUUUCAAAUACAGCUGGCAUUCUUGCACUGCAUCCUUGUGCCAUUUGUGUUUUUUUAGGCUAAACACAUGCUCAGCGACAUGCCUUCUGCUCCUGUUCUCAUCCUUGCAACAUUUCAGCAUUUUUAAUUUGUGAGAAGUACUGUGUUUUUGAACUGAGGUGUAUAGAGCUUGCUACUUGCUCUAGUAAUUCUUAUGAGUGCUAAGCAGCAGUAAUGAAUGCCCAGUGCAGUAACAGCUCAUGGAGAGAUGGGAAUCUUUGGCCUUAUUUAGGAUGAGGUGAUCAAUGGCUGCUAGCCACAAUGGCUAUGUUCUACCACCACUAUCCAAGGCUGCAUGCCUCUGAAUGCCAGUUGCUGGGAAUUAUAAGUGAAGAUCCUGCUUGUGGGUUUCCCAAAGGCAGUGGUUGUCCACCGUGAGAGUGGGAUGCUGGGCUAAAUGGACAUUUGGCCUGAUCCAGGAGGACUCUUCUUGUCUUCUUAGGUCCUCAUAGCCCUGUAAAUCUGCCCCCUACUUACGUGCUACGAAAUAAGUUCCUCUGUGCAUUACUAUAUGGCUCUUCCUACAGAGACUUAUUCUGCACCAUUGCUACAUUCCCUGAGGCUGCAUCUCUCCCUUCUUCCCUACCUGCCCCCUGCUUCUUGCAGUCUCCUGCAUGUACAACUUUAUUGGAAGGUUAGAGGGUUAGCCCAAGCUGUGACUUUUAGUUGUUCAGCUAGGCCAUUUUUUUAAUGCAGAUAUUGCAGGGGUCUUGGGGACCACCAAACUGUGAUCAUGAUGUGGUGGCAUCAUAGUAUCAUGGCAGAAAGUUGAUAGGAACAGUUCACAUAAUACUUGAAAAUUAAGAAUUGGAAAAUUGGGGAACACAAAGGGGGACACAAAAAACCUAUUGGGGGCAGAUGUGACUCAUAGGUUAGGCACCCCUGAUUUACCUAUGCUAUCUUCAGAGCAUAACAGAAGUUUCCUUACAUCAGAGCUAGAAGUUACAAGGCUUUGGCUUCUGCUCAUUUGUCUAAAAAGGCAACCCAGAAAGUGUAAGUACUUCAGAAGCUUAGUGAAAAGCUUGUGGCACAUUUAAGAGGUACUUAGUGGUGCUUCUGUGUUGUGUGUGAUCUGUGAUUAGAAAGAUAAAAGCCACAGAGUAGGGAGAGUGGUCUUUUGUAAUACCAUCCUCCGCAGCAGUCUUGUGUAUUAGUGGCAAUUUGGCUGGCCACAGGUGCAUCUUCUGCAUGCUUUAAAUUGCUGCAUGCAUUGCUUAGCACAGAGCCCCUUCCAUGAGGGAAUGGAAAGGGAUCUAAAGAAGUGUGAGCUAUUCCUCCUUCUGAUCCUUCUCCCAUCGAGGGUGACCUUAGUUGCUCUGUCAACAAGCCAGCAGGGCUUGAAGAGCUUUUGUUUUCAUACAAGUUCAGGAAAUCCUGGCUGAUGACUCUGCCUUCGUUCACAUUACCAUGACCUGGUGGAGUUAUUCUAUCCCAGUUCACAUUUUCCUGAAAUCUCAGUGCAUCACCAACAUAAGACUUAGUUGUCCAAGAGGCUUUUGGAACUAACUGCUUUGCAUGAGGUGUCAGGUGGUGGGGGGAGGCGAGGUAUAAAUAAUGAUUAUAAUGAUGAUGGUGGUGGUAAUGUGGCUCAUCAUUGAUAUGAAAUCAUUGGGGGGAGUUUUAGGGGGAUUUGGGACAGAGUGUCAUUAAUGUGCUGAUGACCCCCAACUCUUAAGUACCCUUCGCAUAAUUCUCCUUUUUCUCUAAAUUGUGAGUGCUGCUGGCAGAAGUUUUAAACCGAUGUCCUGAGUUGGUAUUGAGCUGGUUGAAAGCUAAUAAGCUGAAAAGCAAUUCAGAUAUGACUGAGGCACUGUUUGCGGGUGGUCCAACUCUCAUAAGGGCAGAUAUUCAAAGAGUUCUGAGUGGGCUGGAACGCCCCUUGCAGCUUGCAGGAUGAUUUUAAAUCCAGGUCUCACUUUGGCUGUCCUGGUAGCAUCUGUGGCAUGAAGUGCUUUUCACUAGUUUAGGUUGGCUCCUUGCCAAUGGAACCAACCACCUUUAUUCAGGUUACUGCGAUGCAUGGUGUGUGGGGCUGCUUUAGAAAAUCAUUCAGAAACCUCAGCUGAUCCAGCACACAGUUAACAGCUUGCCUGGUUGCUGUAAGAUGGCAAAUGGAACAUUUGUUGUCUGUACUUGAGUCAUCUUUUAAGAGCAGGCUAACUAAAACUCUGCUGAGGCAUAUCAUUGCAAGAGGACACUCUGACCGCACAGGUCAUCUUAGAGGGAAAAGCAUUCUGAUAGUGACAGUGUAUAGGCAGAAUAAACAUAAUGUUGUGCAUUCUUCUUAAUAAGUUAUCAGCGGACUGAGUGCCAAGGUAAUGGUGACAUGCUGAAGUCGCAGUGACUCUGUAGUCAUGUUAAUAAAUUAUAAAAAAAAAAUAUCUGCAUAGUGAGGGCAAAACCAUAAUUUAUAAGCGACAUGGAUGGAGGAAUUGAGGGGAUGCUUCUCCAAUUUGCAGAUGACACUAAUCUGGGAGGGGUAGCUAAUGCCACAAAAGACCUAAUUGGGAUUUAAAAUGGUCUUAACAGAUUGGAGAGCUGGGCCCAAACUAACAAAAUGAAUUUCAAUAGGGACAAAUGUAAGGUUCUACACUUAGGCAGGAAGAACAAGGUUCACAACUACAAGAUGGGGGGCACUUGGCUUACUAGCAGUACAUGUGAAAAGGAUCUAGUGGUCUUAGUGGACCAAAGUUUAACAUAAGUCAACAGUGUGAUGCAGCAGCAAAAAAAAGCUAAUGCUAUUCUAGGCUGCAGCAACAGAAGUAUGGUGUCCAGAUCAAGGGAAGUAAGAGUACCACUCUAUUCUGCCUUGGUCAGGCCACUCCUGGAAUGCUGUGUCAAAUUCUGGGCACCACCAUUUAAGAAGGAUGUUGACAAACUGGAACGUGUGCAGAGGAGGACAACCAAGAUGAUCAAGGGUCUGGAAACUAAACUUUAUCAGGAAAAGUUGAGGGAGCUGGGUAUGUUUAGCCUGGAAAAAAGGAGAAGAAGCUAUGAUAGCUGUCUUCAAAUAUCUCAAGAACUGUCACAUGGAAGAGGAAUCAUGCUUGUUUUCUCCUGCUCUGGAGGUUAGGACUCAACGGCCAAUGGCUUCAAGUUGCAAGAAAGGAGAUUCCGACUAAACAUUUGGAAAAACUUUCUGACAGGAAGAGCUGUUCAGCAGUGGAACAGACUCCCACAAGAGGUGGUGGACUCUCCCUCCUUGGAAGUUUUUAAGCAGAGGUUGGAUGGCCAUCUGUCAUGGAUUCUUUAGCUGAGAUUCCUGCAUUGCAGGGGGUUGGACUAGAGGACCCUUCCAAUUCUAUGAUUUUAUUGAUACAGCAAGCUACUUGUCUAGACAUUCUGCCUCACAAUACAGUAUCAGCAUGUAAGACCUGGGUGUGUCAAGAUCUGGAGGAGGGAAGAUGCCAUGCUUACACUGUUACCUUCUGGGAGAGUCAUUUAUCUUGCUAACUGUAUUGCAUUGCAGAUCAAUUUCACAAACAAAUUUUACUGCUUGGCACAGUGUCAGCUAUGUUCCACAUGACCUUAUUAGCACCUUCAUUUCAUACUGGUAACUCUUUCACUAGUUUCAGUUGUGGGAUGGGAGACAAUCACAUUAGUGUAGGGGAGCAAAAACAACAGAUCCUUGUGACACCUUAAAGACUAACCCAUUUAUUAUGGCAUAAUAUUUCACAGACUACAUUCUGCUACAUCUGAUACGUGAAAUGUUAUUGUCUGUGUGUGCAUGCACAUGCUCACACACAUGCAUAUAUGGUUGGCGGCAGCGACUGUAAUCAGUGAAGUCCAGUCAGAGAGAUGUGUGCAUGUGCGUUACGUGAACUGCAACCCCUUCUUCUGUUCUGCCUGCUUAGGCAGCCCACCCUAUCUCUGAACAGCCAGUGCUGAUGCAACCUUUUUGAGAUACAUUAAUAUGUGGUGAUGCUGUCAUUCCGCAAACAUGGUCCCCAUCUGCAUGGGCAUCACUGUGAAUGCUAAUUGUGUUGGCUUGUUAAGCACGAAGUCACAAGGAAGCAAAGCAUGAACAGUUCUGGGUUCAUGCAGCUGCCUUAUUAGCUGCAAGGCUGCGGGCGCUCAGCAUUUAACGUGAUCAAGUUUCUCUUUUUAUAUAAGUGUUCUUGUUAGGGAUGCAUGACGGACUCUGUUUCUGCUGGCAAGCUUUCUAGCCACAGUUUCCAAUAGGAAUCUAUGCAGAAGGAACUGAGAUUGAAGCACAGCCUAGACUCUAGAGCAGUGAUGACCAGACUUGGGACUACAAUUCCUAUCAUCCCUGACCACUGGUCCUGUUAGCUAGGGGUGAUGGGAGUUGUAGUCCCAAAACAGCUGGAGUGCCAAGUUUGGCCAUCACUGAUCUAGAGUAACAUGCUAACGUGUGUGUGUGUGUGUGUGUGUGUGUGUGUGUGUGUGUGUUUUCCGGUGGAGAAGGAUUUCUGUUGUGUGACUCAGGGUGAUGCUGGGAAAACUCUUAACAAAGGCUACCUGGGCUCUGACUUGAUUCACACACACAUUUGUUGCUUGAUGACUGCAACCUCAAAUCUUGGCUUGCAUAUAUGAAUGAGCCAUCGCAGAUAAAAUGCUUCAUGGAAUUUUCACGUUCCGUCACCUCGCUUUACCUUGAGUACAAUGUAUUUGGUUUACAGUCUCCUCAUUUCACCCUCUGAAUUUCUGCAGAAGCAUGCCUUGUUGGUGAAAUUCAGAGGUCUAGAAAUUUUCUGAUUCAUUAAAUCUCUGCACUCUGCCCCCCAACCCCUGCCAAGUACCGUACUUUUCUGUGUAUAACACGCCCCUGUGUAUAAGACACCCCCUAUUUGGGGGGACUCCAAAUUAAGAAAAUGGGGGGAGAUUGCCCGGAGUUGUUGAGCUUUUUUUAGGGGGGAUUGUUGAAAAUCGCUCACCUGACUGUCCUACGCUGCCACUCGCACGCGUCACACCGAUUGUCUGUCCCCUCACCGGCAGACACCAAUCAUUGCUCGCCCAAUUGACGCAGAGACACACAAUCAAAAACAGCCAUUGCCACAGCCACCAAUAACAUGCCCGAUAGCCGCUGACAAUCUCCUGCUCAUGGAAGCAACCAAUCCCACGUCCCCCCUAUGUACUAUCCGUGUAUAAUACAACCCCAAAUUUUAAACGUCCUAUUUUAAUUUUAAAAAAACCUCGUCUUAUACACAGAAAAGUACAGUAAAUAGAGCAAUCCUUUGCUAUGUGAUGUAUCAGAAUCAUGCAUCUUUUUUUGAAGUACUAAUAAUUGGCUCUUAUCCUGGGGUAAUAGUGGCUAAUGUAACCAAUUGGUUGAGGCAGUGGGAGGAGGAAGGGGGUAGAAAGUUCAUCUAAUAGAUGCAAAUUUGGCAAACAUCAAUAUAUAGCACUUCUAUUUGAAGAAAGGGAGCCUACACAUCACAGCUGUUAGAGACAGAACUGACAUAAGGUGUUUAGAAAGCUUUCAGAUGGGUAAAGGAUCUUCAGUGAAAUAUGAGUUUUGAAGCCUUUAGAUUUUAUGGUUUCGCUAUGAAGAUCAAACUGCUGUAAAGCUAAAGGAGAAAGAUCUGUUCGGGAGGAAAGUACGAUGGGUAUACGUGGUCUAGAGACAAAAAAAGAUGAAGAGGGAAGAAAGCAGAGUGGGUGGUUACUAAAAAGAGAUGAAGGUUCAACUAUUAUGUAGAUACCAAAGGAAGGAAAAAGAAAUAAGGUGGGAGUAGCUAUAAAUUUAAGGGACGCGGGUGGCGCUGUGGUCUAAACCACAGAGCCUAGGGCUUGCCGAUCGGAAGGUUGGCGGUUCGAAUCCCCGCGACGGGGUGAGCUCCCAUUGCUCGGUCCAGCUCCUGCCAACCUAGCAGUUCGAAAGCACGUCAAAGUGCAAGUAGAUAAAUAGGUACCACUCCCGCAGGAAGGUAAACGGCGUUUCCGUCCGCUGCUCUGGUUCGCCAGAAGCGGCUUAGUCAUGCUGGCCACAUGACCUGGAAGCUGUCUGCGGACAAACGCCGGCUCCCUCGGCCUGCAAAGCGAGAUGAGUGCACAACCCCAGAGUCAUCCGCGACAGGACCGAACGUUCAGGGGUACCUUUACCUUUACCUAGCUAUAAAUUAGAUAUUAGCUAAAACCAUCCUGACAGAUAAUGGGUUGAAAAGGUUAUGAUUUAGAUUGGGUAGCACAAGGAUGAUGUUGGUUUUAGCGCUUUGUUAAGGGAACGGCUUGAGGUAUAUGCCCGAGUCAGGGAUGCUAGGCUGAUUUAUGUACAAGUACAACAAAAAGCCACACUUAGCUGCGGUUUGCCACAUGGCAGUUUUAUUUACAUUUGAGGAAUGCAUUAUACAUAAGGCAAAGGAGUACAAACGUUCGAUCAGUGUACUAUUAUAUUGAAAAGGGUCAUUUCUGUGUUAGGAACUCAUUGGUUCCCCCCCCCCCUUUUAAAGCAAGUUUCAUGGAUCUAUAAUGAGCCAUAUUUAACAUUAUGGUCACCUGUCUUGAAAAGGAUACUGUAGUACUGGAGAAAGUGCUGAAAGGGGAUAUUCAAAUGACCUGGUGGUGAAGGCAGAAUGUAUUAAUUAUGAACAAUGGUUUAGGAAUUUGGGAGGGUGGGAUAUUUUAAUUUUAAUUUGGUGGGUGAGGAAUAUGACUCCAGAAUGUAGGAAGUGCCUUGCUAGAUCAGACUCAAGGCUCAUGUAGUCAGGCAUGCUGUUUUCACUAACAAAGAUUAAGUGGUUAUAGUACACCAUUAUGUCUAAAAUUCACUCAAGGCAGCUUACACAAUAACAGAUAAAAAAUGCAAUUCCAUUUAUGACAAAGUAGAAUACAUUUUUUUAAAACUACAUCCCGUCAAAUAAGAACAUUAAUGAAACCUUUAAUAAACAGACAACCAACUCAAAGAUAAAACUCAUUCCCCCCCACAAAGGUUUCUGUGUCUUGAAUUACAUUUUCCUUCUUUUCUCUCUCUCUUUAGGGCUGAAAAAACAGAAGUCCUAAAUGAAGAUCUCUUGCAGGUACAGUGUUUAUCUUUCUGACAUCUUCUGCAAUCACUUGAUAUUGUACACUACUCCAUGCACAAAAUACAAAACUAAACUUUGAAGAGGCUGGUUUAGCAGGGGCUAUCCUCUAAUAGGAAAUGAAAUCAGCAUGCUUAACAUGAAGUUGGUAAUAACAAAAUUGGAUGUAUGAGAAAUCUAUCCAUCAAGUCUCCACAAUGAACGUUGGAGGAUUGUGGAAUGCAGUCUCACUGGCAGCCUCUGAAGGUCAAAAAAUUUCUCUUGCUUACACCAAGGACCAAGUAGAUCCAGUUUCAGAGAAGCCUCAAGCUGUAGCACCUCCAUAUUGACUUAGAAAAUAGCAUGAAUGGGGGUGGGGGUGAUCUCUUUCAGAAUUCUAUAGUAGCAUAUAUAUGUAGAGAGGAUACCAAAUAUAAUAUGUGCCUCAUCAGCAGAACAGUUGCCUUUUGUUCAUUUGUGUUCCUUUGGUGGUGAGAGAGGUUGGGGUUGGCCUAGGGUGUGGUUGUUCAUUUGUGAUUGGCUGUGUUGAACUUUGUUUUCGUGUGUGAGUGGGGUGGGUGGGCGUUUUGGAGUGAACAGCAAAGAACCUACACAAGCAACGCUGACACCAAACCCUACAUACAGUAAGUAAAAUAGUAACACCGUUGCCUGACCCCACCCCCACCCAUCUUUCCCCCUCUCCACCUCUUUCCCCCUUUUCUUCCCAAAGUCUCAACAAAUGAAACUGAUUUGUAAAAAUGUUACAUGGGGGGGAGGAAUACGAGAGAGACAUUGCAAACACUUUUGUAAAACAAGAAAAUCUUUAAUAAAAUAAAAACUAACCUCUCCCCCCCCCCAAAAAAAACCAACCAGUUGCCUUUUGUGACUAGCUUUCAAACAGGUGGUCGAUGACUUUUUACAGGGCAGGUAGUCUCUAGUCACUCUUCAUUUUUAAUAAGGAAAGUUUGGGGCAACUUCUGAAUAUAACUUUUCACUGAAGUCAAGGAUAUUUUGCACUAAAAGUUGGCUCGCAAUUGAUCACUGGAGACAUUGCAUACAGCUCAACAAUCCAAGUCUAUGUUACUAAAUAAAAAUGCAGAAUCUCUUUGAAAUGUGAAACUUGAGAACCUAAACGUAAAAACCUAAUACCACCGUCCCUUUCACAUUUCAAAGGGAUUCUACAUUUUUAUUUAGUAUCUUUGACUUGGACUAUUGAGCUGUAUGCAAUGUCUCCAGUGAGCAAGUGAGAACCAAAGAGCCAGCUCCCAGUUCCUGGAUGUGAGCAUCUGCCAGUUUAUUUUAUUUUAUUUUAUUUUAAAGUCUCAGUAGCAGUCUCUGACAUCUUCUCUUUCCAGGCCCCCAAAUCAAUCCUGGGAGACCUAAAGGGGUCCCACUACCAUUUUUGCUAGAGUGCAUGCCAGAUGAGCUGUCCAUGCCUAUUUUCAGAAGAUAUGGCAUCUCCCCUUAUGAGAUCAGCCAGAUAAUUAUGCCAUUUUCCAAAACUGACUAGUCUCUAGAAGCCAGUCAAUUACAGGAGGUAUUUCAACAGUGGCUUCAGGUAGCUAGCUACAUUCUUCAUUUGAACAUUCACUUUCGGGUUGCCUCCAUAAUUCCAAGCCUUUAUUUUGCAGUUGUCCUUUUAGCAUCUCAUUACGUUGCUUCCUUUCUUAAUACAGACACAGUUACUUAUCCACCAUAUCUCCAUUCAUUCCUAAAAUAGGAAUCACAACAUUUUAUUCUACUUAAGUUCCAGCUUUUGUUUCAGGAUAUUAAAUUAAAAUCAACACUAAAGCAGUUGUUUUUCCUCUCUCAAACUUUUAACCACAGUGGUUUGUCUGUAAAUUACCGUAAUGGGAUUAGAAUGGGUAAGCACACUUAUUUUUGGAUUACUAAUUCACUUCCAUAGCUAGAGAGUGGUGUUUGGGCUUGGUAAACCAAAGAUGGUACAAACCAAACAUUGUACUAAGCGCAUCAUUCCUGAAUGCUGAAGUAACAUAGGGUGACUGAGGAUGCCAAAGUUCAGAUUUUGCUGGCAUCUUGAGUGCCAUUUCCUGCAUUUCUGAGGAUGCUCAAGUAAUCAAGGAAGACUGGGAAGUAUAGUUUUCUAGAAUACUCAGACACUCAAAAGUGCCCCUUGAGCAUUUUGGAAAACUAUAUUUCUUGGAAAUCCUUUUGCCUGGGAUGUAGUUUCCAGAUUGCCUGGCAUCUCUGCUAUCACAGCUUAUGGGCCUGGUUUUUAUUUUAUGUUACUUGUAACUUUUUAAUUUAAACUCUAGUGAAAUCCUAUCCAACUCAGAGUACCCUUCUUUGUAACUUCAUUUCGGAGCCUGAUUCAGAGUGCUCACUUUGACAUUUGAGUUCUUUCAUGACUUGGAGCCACAGUGACUGAAUAACCAUCUCUUCCCAUAUGCACCUAAACGUGCCCUGUGGUCAUCAAUGUGGGCUCUUCACCAGGUUUUCCUACUAGUUGGAAUAUUGUGUAGUAGCAACAGGAAACAGGUCCUCCUCAGCAAUGAUCUCACAUUUAGAGAUUGCCUGCCUUGUGGCAUUAGGCAACUAACUCUUCAGUCUCACAGAUUUUAUUAAACCCUCUGUUAUGUGGUCUUUUAAUGUGUCUGUUUUACUUUCUGGAGACUUUUAAGGUCUGUAGUGCCUGCUGCUUGGUAUGAUCUUUUAGCUUUUUGCCCUGUGUUUACAAUGAUGGUUAUCUUGGUGUUGUCUAUUGAAUGUAUUCUUUUUGAAUUGCAUUAUCUUAAUUUGCUUUAAAUACUUGUGUACUUCACCCUGAAAAUUAUCGUUGUUGGGUGACUAAGAAAAGAGCCAGGAAAGAAAAAAUUGUGAAGUCUGAUAAUGUUAAUCAACUAUUUAUUGUGUCAUUUGUUCCUUAAUUGUCAUAUAGUCCAGCGUGUUAAAAUUGGCUGCUGAUGAAUGGAGUAUGCAAUUGGACACUUUAAGGGGACCCAGAGGGCAGGGCCUACAUGAACUGAAUUGUUUCUCUCUCUUAUGUCCAGAUAGCUGAGAGUUGAGGACGAGCACCUCUGAUGUGAUGCCUUCUUGUUGUGUUCAUCCCCAGGUGGAGAAGCGUUUGGAGUUGGUGAAGCAGGUCUCCCACAGCACACACAAGAAACUGACAGCGUGUCUUCAGGGUCAGCAGGGAUCGGAUUCUGAUAAGCGCUCGGUGAGAGAUUCCAGCACCCACCAGACAACAGAGCUGGGUUCAUGUCUCUACGUGUUUCACAUGGAGAAGAGGCAGGAGGGAGGGAAUCAAGCUGAGAAGACAGCACAACUAGCUUUCCUCCCCUCCUGUGUGUAAAUUGUAUGUGAGCAUAAGAGUUAGUAAAACGGGUUCGUGGGGUUUUUUUAUAAACAAAUAAUAUUGUUUGGAAAUAGUGUCAUUUUCUGGGAAUGAAGUGGGCUCAAACUGUGAUGUGAUGGAUUUAAAAACAAACCCUAAAUUCAUACAGCAGUUGCUUUUGUUGCAGAAGAAAUUGCCUUUGACAUCGCUAGCCCAAUGCUUGAUGGAAGGUUCUGCUAUUCUAGGGGACGACUCCCUGCUUGGGUAAGAUUCUUCCCAUUCAAAAUACCCACCUAUUGGGCAAGAUACAACUCUCUCUCUUUUUUUAAUCUGUUCCAGUCACAAUAAUGUUCCUCAGCUGAAAGGCCACUUCAGUAGGAAACAUGUUGGUGGAUUUAUUUAAAAUAUUUAUACCCUGCCCUUUCCUUUAUAAAACAUUUAAGGCAGCUCACAAACAAGAACUGUAAAAUGCAUUAAAAAUAAAAGGAUCGCAAGUCUAGGGUUGUAAUGAAAAAUCCUUUUGCCUGAACCAAUUUUAAUAGCUUCUUGCUACUUUUCAAUUGCCACCCCCUUUUCCAACUAACCUUUUUCAGGUUGGGUCUCCUCAGUCUUAUUUCAUGUGCUUUAAACAUUUAGAGACACCCUUUCAUGUAAAAUAGCAAGGUGGUUUAUAGCAUAAAUCAAUACAAAAGACAAUAAAAAGAUACUAGGUGUUGCCUCUGCCAUGGCACCUUCGCAGGAUGCAGCAAUAGGUUGUCGUUUCACACCAGCCUGUUUUAUUACAAAUAAACCAAAGCAUGUUAGUGGAAGGACACAUUUUGUGCUUCAGGUGAUAUAGAAGCCUCUUGGCCUGCUGCCUUACAGAGCCUGCAUGAUUAGUGCUUCAGAUCCUCUGUCUGCCACACAUCAUCUGUCUCAGGUCCAUGACCAUCUCUGUACCUCUCUCUGUCUGUGUCUCUUGCUUGCCUUUCCAUCUCUGCUGCUUGCCGUACCACUUCAUUGCAAUUGUCUGUUUUCAUGCUCUGCAGGAAGAUGCUGAAGUUAUGUGGGGAAGCAGAGGACAAGCUUUCUCAAGAGCUCAUCCACUUUGAGCUGGAAGUUGAGCGGGAUGUGAUUGAGCCUCUCUUCGUACUGGCUGAGGUGAGAAAAAACACAAGCGGUGGCAAUUAAUAGCUGCAGUGAGCACUGUUUUGGGUUGUUCUGAUGUGUUGGUAUAAGUCAGGCAUAGGCAAACUCCGGCCCUCCAGAUGUUUGGGACUACAAUUCCCAUCAUCCCUAGCUAACAGGACCAGUGGUCAGGGAUGAUGGGAAUUGUAGUCACAAACAUCUGGAGGGCCGGAGUUUGCCUACGCCUGGUAUAAGUGGUAUGACCUCUAAAGUACGGGGGGACUUGUGGCACACCAGACAGUAUGCACUUUUAACUCCCUUCAGCCCCUGCCAGCUUAGCCAGUGAUCAGGGAUUAUGGGAGUUCAAGCCCAGCAAGUUCCCCUACCUCUGCUCUAACAAAAAGGGCCCAUGAAGCAAGGGGGCAGUUCUGAAGAAGAUUCAAGGAUAAGAACCACAUUUGCAAUGAAGGACUUCUGGUAUUUGGCCCAUUGGAAGUUGGGUGCAGGCAGGGAGCAGGGCAGUGCCAGCUCAACAAGUUCCCGUUAGGUGAAAAGACUGGGCAGCUAGUAAAGCUCAUGGGCAGGUAGAAAGACUUGAGUUUGGCUCUGUGAGAAAAACUCAAGCUCUGGGUUCAUUAAGCAGCAAGGCUGGGAGGGGUUGUGAAGCAGGAACAGGGUUAUGCAGGGCCAGGAAGUAAGGCAAGAGUAAAAGAGAGGCAACUCUGGGAGCCAAGAACAAAAUUUUCUUCAGGUUUUAAAGUGUGUGUGUGUGUGUGUGUGUGUGUGUGUGUGUGUGUUGCAAGGAAUAUUUAAAAAUCAUGUCAGAUUUUGAAUGCUGCUCUCUCUAGGUAAAUGUAUCCCAGCCUACUUUGAAUUAACUGAAGGGAUUUCCUUUAAAAAAUCAUUGUGAACUUUCUCCUCACAGUGUGUGAAUCCUGGUAUUUUACACCAAAACAUGGUAGCCAUUUUAAGUUGCUCCAUGUUGUCAGCCUUUUGCUGCUCCCUAUAUUGUCAGAGGAGGGGUGUGUGUGUACUUGUUUUGCUGUUACAAGUUCACAUGCACAAGACCAAACAAGGAAAUACUCACUUUGCAGAAAUGAAGCCAGACUAUUUUUUAAUGAGAGGUUGAGUGUAUUCCAGAGGUGCUCCUUGUUCUUGUGGGUCUACUUUCAAAUCAGGCGUUUUGGAGCUGAGGGGAUAGUAGAUACAUGCACCACUGGCUAAUUAGGUGUUCUCUAGGAUAGGGACACCACAAUCAUCACCUUCGUUUUUUUCCUUUCCUCCUGUCAUAUUUCUUUAAAGUGGAUGGGCUAAAAGUAUUUUUCAGAUCUACUAGAUUGAGAUAGCUGCCAAGCACUGCUGCCUGUUUCUUUUCCAAUUUUCUGCUUUUAACACCAGCCAGAGAGCAUUGACGGCAAGUUGUUCUGGGGGCAGUAUGUGGCUUCUUGUCAUCUGGGAACUGUCCAACAGUGGUAUAUGCCCCUAGCUGCUGGUGUUGACUCUAGGCUCCGAAUCAGAUGCAAAAUCCUGAGAAUUCACUUUGACCUUGCUUGGAUUCAGUGACAGGGAUGUUUAUUGGAGUUCUCUGCAGAAAAUACCCAUGUUACUAUCAUUUAUUUUAGGUAGAAAUCCCCAAUAUCCAAAAACAGAGGAAACACUUAGCGAAAUUAGUUCUGGACAUGGAUUCGUCAAGGACAAGGUAAGAAGCAUGUUAGCUUUUUGUCUGCCCAUCCUUAAAGUACCAUGUCCCUUGCUUCAUGUUAAAAAUUCAUGCAUUUUUUAAAAAAUAUAUAAAUACUAUUGUUUAAUGUACAUAACAAUAAUAAAAAGCCAUAUCAAGUUCCAGUGGGUUAAGCAGCAAAUCACAGAUAAAUGCACUAGUUUUGUUCAUUCAAUUUAUGUGUUGCUUUCUAUGAAUGAAGGUCUCUCGAAGCAACUUUAAACCAUAAAAAUGCAAUAUGUUUCAAAGGAAUUGUUUAAAUAAGCACUAAAAAGUUCAUCCGCCAGCAAUCAAUUACAAAAUCAUCAAAAUACUGUAUCCCACCCAGCAACAAGACAAACACCAAGAUAAAAUAAAAACAGGCACCGUUAUCAGAGCACAAAUUAAUGCCCAAACACCUGGGAGAAUAAGAACAUCUGCCUGGCACUGAAAAUAUGGCAGACGUUGAUGCCUGGUGUUGAUACUUGGGAAGAGCAUUCCACAAAUGGGGGCUACCUCCAGAAAGGCCCCUUUUUUUGUUUCCACCCUCUAAACUUCUUUUGGAAGGGUCACAUAGAGAAGGGAUUGAAUAGGCUCAUACAGGGGAAACUGCUACUAUUAGCCUUUGAACUACCAGUGAAAACAGAAUUUUAAAAAUCUGUCCCUGAUGGAUUUACUGCUAGAAUGACAUAUCUUGUCAUUUGUUGCUAUUUGCCCAUCAGGCUUCUUGCACUGCCCUCAGUCUUGCCUGCUCAACAGCAACACUACGCCAGCGUGGUGUAGUGGUUAGGAGUGGUGGACUCGUAAUCUGGUGAACCGGGUUCGCUUCCCUCUCCUCCACAUGCAGCUGCUGGGUGACCUUGGGCUAGUCGCACUUCUCUGAAGUCUCUCAGCCUCACUCACGUCACAGAGUGUUUGUUGUGGGGGAGGAAGGGAAAGGAGAUUGCUGGCCGCUUUGAGACUCCUUAAGGGGAGUGAAAGACGGGAUAUCAAGUCCAAACUCUUCCUCCUCCUUCCCUUCUUCUUCUUCUACGCGAAGAGGCCAUGUUUCUGUUUCCCAUUUGGCAAAAGAAGGUUCCCUGGAAGAUGGGGCGAGAGCAGUCUGAGAUACUUUCAGCUCUUUCCACACACAUAGAUGGAGUCAGUGAGGGCUUUGGAAAUUCCCCCAGUUGUUUGAUCCUGUGUACUCCUCAGUCUGUCAGAUCCAGCUAAAAUGUCCUACAGAAUUCCCAUGUCUCCAGAUCUUUUUCUGUCAGAGAAUCCAAAAGAGAAGGCAGCGCAGGAGGAUUUACAGUCUCGUACAAUGGUCUAGUAUUAAAUUUCUGUCAGUGUCAUUCAGUGAGGAGUCUGCAUUUACUCUGACUCUGCUGUUGGUGAAAGAGAGAAGGGAUUACCACAACAUAUCUUAUUAGCUGGUAUACUGUGCCGCUGAUCAUGCCCAAGGAAGAGCUCUAUUUCCUGCCUCUUCAGCUGUGAAGCAGGUGGCUGAGACUCUCCCUCACUGGGGCAAACAGAUAAUCUGAAAGCCAAAUCCUGUCACUAUCACUAUGCCCCCAAGCCAGCCUAAACAGCAAGCUGGUAUUUCUGAUCAUGUCUGGAAAAAAUGUAAAUUGUGUUUAUUUCCUUCCCGGUGCUCCUUGAAAGCAAGCUAUUUUUGCCUUGCGCAAGCUGAUCUCAUUCCCUGGAGGUGCCAUUGAUAUGUUGCCACAAAACUGGAGAAAUCAUGAUGUCUGCAGACAAUUGAACUGGUAUUUCCAUGAAGUGGAAAAAAAUCUCACCACAGCCACCACCAGGCUUGUUUUGUUUUGAUUAUUACAUUUAUGUCCUACCUCUUCAAGAAGCUGCAGGUGGUUUAUAUGAUUCACCACCUCCUCCUCCCUGUUUUAUCCUCAAAACAACCCUGUGAGAUAGGUAAGGCUGAGAGACUGUGACUGGCCUAAGAUCAUCUCGUGAGUAGGGCAUUGAAACCCUGGUCUCCAGGUCCUAGUCUAACCACUCUACACCGCAAUGGCUCUGUUCCUCCCAUCGCCAAAAGAACAUACACUUUCACGCAUCUGCCUAGAAGAAGAAGAAGAGUAGUUUGGAUUUGAUAUCCCACUUUAUCACUACCCAGAGGAGUCUCAAAGUGGCUAACAAUCUCCUUUCCCUUCCUCUCCCACAACAAACACUCUGUGAGGUGAGUGAGGCUGAGAGACUUCAGAGAAGUGUGACUGGCCCAAGGUCACCCAGCAGCUGCAUGUGGAGGAGCAGGGAAGCGAACCCAGUUCACCAGAUUAUGAGUCCACCGCUCUUAACCACCGCACCAAAGAGAAGCUCGUGUUUCAGUAAAUAAGCUCAGCUUUAAGAUACAACAAGAUUCUUGGUCUUCUCAGACAAAUCGGUAGGAAACCAGGGGAGCACCCUGAACUGCCUUUUGCCCACGAGAUAGUGCGAUGCUGCUGCAGUCAGUAAAAUAACUUUCAGCUGGUCCUAUGUCAGUGUGAUCAUGGGAUGAAGCCUCUUGGGUGUUGCAGCAAAAGGAAACAAGAUUAGAAGGGAUGAAUUUACACAUGUGGAAGUCAGAGGGAGGAAGAGGCAGUGUUCUUGAUUCCAUAGUGACAGGUGACUAUUUUCUCUGUGCCAUAAAGGAAAAUACAUUGGAGAUAAAGAUGAACAGCUUCUGAGAGAUUUGUGUUCUCCCAAAGUUGAGAGAGCCUGAUGUGGAUGGCACUCACCCUUUCACUUUAAUUCCACUAAGACUAUGGAUGUGGUCCACCCUUAAACACAUAACGUCUGUGUCAGCAUUUCAGCACUGCAAGAACUGACAGCGUCUGGCCCUCAAAGGUGGGAGGGGAAAUGAUUUGAGAGGAGCCAGACGGCAUUUCUGUUUUCCCUUCAAAUUAGGUUUGCUGAUCUUUGGGAAUAAUCUUCUUAUUUGAAACUGGUUAUAAACAGCUGGUUACUCUGACUAGAAGUAUUGAGUUAACUGAGGAUUAAAAAAAAAAAUCCUCCCUGAUCUCAAGUGGAGGACAUCUUCCCACUGCUGGCCACAGAUAUCUGCCUUAAUCCUACAUGAGACAGAAUGUGCUGCUGCUGAAUACAGGCUGCUCGUCCAUGUCAUGGAUUUUGGGAUGUCUGCCAGUUCACCUGGGAAACCUACUGAUGGCUACCAGCCAUGAUGGCUGCGUUCUUCUGCCACAGUUGGAGGUAGCAAUGCUUCUGGAAACCGCAAGAGGGGAGAGCACUCUUGUGCUCAUGCUCUGUUUGCUGGUUUCCCACAGCAACUGUGAGAACAUGAUGCAGAACUAGAUGGGCCAUUGGCCUGAUCCAGCAGGCUCUACUUAUGUUCAUUCAUGGCUUUCAAGGAUGGGCCCUAAGUUUUUCAUCAGGCGAAAUCUAUGUUUAGAAAUAGCUGCACACCUGGUGUCAAAAAAGGUUAUUUAUGUAUGCCACUACUGCAGCCCACGUUUUGUUAGCACAAAAAUGGAAAACGAGCGAGGUCCCAGACAAAGAAGAAUGGCAAAUUAAGUUGACCGAAUAUGCGCAGCUUGCAGACUUAAUGUAUAGAGUAAGAGAACAAGAAGAACAUGCGUUUAGAAAAGAUUGGAAAACGUUUAUUGAAUAUAUGGGAAAUAACUGUGUACAGCUGAAAACACUGGCAGCAUUAAGAUAAAUUCAACAGUGUGAAUAAGUUUUGAUGGAUGUAAUAAUGGAAUACUGAAUGGUAUAGUUUUUUGUAAAAUAUGCAGGGAUUUGUGAUAUGCAAAAUGAACCAUGGAAAGAGAAGAAGGGAAGUCAUUGACAUCUUAAGGAUGUAAAAAUGAGUACUUUAAAUUGCAAAACAGAAAAAUUAAGUAUGUAUAUUAUAUAUAAUUAGAAUUAGAACAGAUUGAAAUAGCUGCACAAUUAUUUAGGCCCAGUUCUUGUGGCAUGGAAGUUGCUUCAGGGGACCAGCUUUGCCUGAGCAGUCAGGGUAACGUGAGAGGAUAACUUUUAAAUCUUGAGCAGGUGCUUUUAUUGUACUGUUUUUAACACCUGCUUUAAAACAAAAAAGCAAAAAACCCUCUUAUUUAGGCAGGCUGUGGUUUAGAGAAUAAGACAGCUUGGGACGUAAUAUUUUGUUAGAAGAAAGUGGGGAGUUGGAACUGCUCCAGUGGCUUCAUUGCUGUAGGAAUGGCCCACUAGGCAGCUGUCAUUUAAGCUGACAUCCUGUUCAUCCUCAGAUCGGAGGCAUGAAUAGAGACAGCUCCAUUCUGAGCUGGCCAGUGAGGUCAAUCAGUGGAACAUCUCUGUCUCUCCUCAGCACAGGACUUUGCUGCAUGCUUUUUAAAACGUUAUCUUCAACAAAGCAGUAUCCUAUUAAGUUCCAUCACAGGCAGAUGGCAGUAAAGAUAAGGAUGCAAGUAGCAGAUUUUUAGGCUCCAUAAUGGUGUUUAUUGGGUUUAGGAGGUUUCCAUCUUAAGGGCAAAUUACUCCAUAGAUUAUUGCAUCCAUUGAGUAUUGCUUGCAUUUUGGAGUUUCCCAGGUCAUUCUUUCCAAGGGUUUGCUAUUGUUGCUUCUUCUGAUAAGAGAAGCAGUUGUUCAGUGAAUAUAUAUGUGAAUUUACAAAUGGUGAUUGAGGGAGAGUCUAAAGACAACCUGAGGAAAGGGCGGGAUUGAAAGGUUGUGUGCCUUCAAGCUGAUUGUGUGCCUUCAGGCUCUUGUACUGGUGACUGCCCUUGCUAAAAGUUCUGCCCCACCCACAAGUAGGAGUCCUCUCAUCUGUUGCUAAUGUCAUUUAACUUCUUUCUCCGGCAGGUGGCAGCAGUCAGCCAAAUCUUCAGGUUUGUCAAGCAACUUGCAGCCUUCGGGCGCCAAAGCGGAUGCUCUCAGGGAAGAGAUGGAGGAGGCAGCAAACAGAGUGGAGAUUUGCAGGGUAUCUAUCAUCUAUCUAUCUAUCUAAUCUAUCAUCUAUCUAUCUAUCUAUCUAUCAUUUCUUUCUUUAUUUCUCUCUGUCUUUCUAUUCCUGGUGAAGCAUCAUUUGUGCCAUCUGGAAUGUGGCUCAGGUGAUGGCUCCAAAAGCCACUGUUCUUAGCCCAUUGAAGCCUAGUAUUGUUGGUGCAGUAGCAAGUACUAUCGCUUGGGGAGGAGAGUAUUUAAAACUGCAAUUUUCAGCCAUUUGCCCUAGUUUGAUGAAUAGAACUUUGGGCAAGAGGUAGAUCAAUGUGUGAAUUGUGAUCCAAUUAACAUUCUUACUAUAGGUGUGGUUUUAGUUUUUAUCUGAAUUUCUGGAAAGGAAAUGCAUUUUGCAGCACUACAGCUGUUGCAGUGAGCUCGGCUUGGCCAUUUUGCAUCCGUGUAACUCUUGUCAUUUCUGUACUUCCCGCAGGAUCAGCUCUCAGCUGACAUGUACAACUUUGUGGCCAAAGAGAUAGACUAUGCAAACUAUUUUCAGACUGUAAGUAGCAGAAAACUUGGCUUUUCAUGAGGGGGGUGGGGCACUCAUGCGCCUCAACUUCCCCAUCUCCCUUUGGAAAACCAUAAUGCUUUCCAGGGCAUGAGUUUUCUUACCAGCUGCCUCUUGUUUCAUCUUUCUCCCAGUUAAUAGAAGUGCAAGCAGAGUACCACAGGAAGUCAUUAGCACUUUUGCAGAAUGUGUUGCCUCAGAUCAAAGCACAGCAGGGUAAGUGUGAUGCAGUGUCUCUUACAUUACCAUUUGUCACAUAUUACAUGAGAGACGUUCAGUGCUGCUCGCUGAGGCAACGUGACUACCAUACCAAGCAUCAAAAGUCAAGGUGAUUCUACCCAUCAAUCCAGAGCCCCCAGCCUGCUAAUAGUUGCCUUUGUGGUAGAUGAGACAGUGUGACAGCUUAGCAGUCACAAAAUGAAGUAGGUCUGUGGAUUGCAGCCAGCCAGAAUACUAAAAAUAAGAAUGCCACCAUAUAUAUCAUUCCUAGAAUCGUUGCCAGCACCUUACUCUAAUCAAAAUGUUAGGGCUCAUUUGGGCCUACUCUUGAGCUCACAAAAACUAUGAGGAAUCAACAAGGCUAGCACUAUAGGAUGUUAUCCACAUUAAGGCUCUUUUCCGGGUGUGUUUUGUUCAGUUUGCUAACCACUCUUCACCAGUGAGAUCCUAGGAUAUUAUACCAAAAUAUAUUUGAAACCUUAGCCAAUACUUUAAACUGACCAAAUCUCCUGGAAGAAGAUGUUCCAUAGGUCGGCUGUGACUGCAGAGGAGGGGCCUAAGUCAUUGAGGUUUUUUGUAAACAUCAAAACCGUGAAUAGUGCCCAGUAGCUUCUUUGCAGUCAGUGCAGCCUGAGUAGAAUCAGUGUUAGAUUUUUACCAGCUGGAUAUACCCCUCAGCGCUCUGGAGUCUGUCUUCCACACUAGCUGUGGGUUCCACCCCAUCUUCAAAGGCAGCCCCAUGUAGACCACAUUGCAGUGGCCCUGAGGAAAGUGGAAGUCUGGGUUCUCAACUGUGUUGACGUACCCCCAUGGUUCUGCGGGUUCCUCCCUUUAAUCAGGCAAGGGGCCAAAAGGAGGUGAGCACAAUCCCAUGCAGCGAAGUUAGCUGCAAGUCCACGCUGUACCCUAAUUGCCUCUUAAGGCACUGUUAAGGUGAUGAUGCCUGAAAACGGCUUUAGACAUGUAAACAGAGGGUGAUCUUCCAGUCUCAAGGCACAUGGCAUUAGGGACAGCUCUGCAAACAAGCCAGGAGUGUGUAGAAGUCUGGCUACUGCAUGUUACCAAGAGAGUGAGUUGUGGGUACAUUGUGAUUGCUUCUUAUUUGGACUGCCUUCCACAGAAGCUUGGAUUGAAAAGCCCUCCUUUGGGAAGCCCCUGGAGGAGCACCUAGCUGUCAGUGGCCGGGAGAUUGCUUUCCCCAUCGAGGCGUGUGUCACUAUGCUCCUGGAGUGUGGCAUGCAGGAGGAGGUCUGUAUUGGGCAACUGAUGCCCCUUCAUGCUAAGGCCUGGGAGUGCUUACCACCACCACCCCAUAUUCCCAUCCCUAGCCCCAAUGCUGUGUUGCCCACACUACCUUCCUUGGGAUUUGCAGGCUGGACAGACAUGUCAUUAUCGUCUCCCCCCCCCCCCCGCCCCACAACCACACACACUUUUAUUUCACAUCUUGUGUUUGCAGGGCCUAUUCCGGGUGGCCCCUUCAGCCUCUAAACUAAAGAAACUUAAGGCAGCUCUUGACUGCUGUGUUGUGGAUGUUCAGGAGUACUCAGCUGACCCACAUGCCAUUGCAGGUAAGAGCUGCUCUUGUCUUGGCAUACCAGACUGGUGUUGUAGUGAAUACUAUUAGCUUGAACAAAUGGAAGAAGGUUGCUUUCAGUGGCAAACGUUGACAAUUAAUCAAUUAUACACACAACCCACUAAGCAUCCUUAUCAAACCAAAGGCAGAAUUGUAACUUGAGUCAAUGAGUCACUCACAAACAUAUACACACCAGACAAAUCCUCAAACACACCAAAACUAACAUUAAUAGUUUUUAAAUCUAUAUUAUAUUUAAAGCUAUAGGUGUAUAAUUACUGCAGUUUUUAAACUCUUUUCAAAUACAGAAAUAGCACUUGGAAUAAAAUCUGAAAAGCAGAGAAAAUAUUGUCGUCCCCCCUUUAAAACACAGCUGUAGUUGUGAAACUCCUACAGCACAAGGCAGUCCACCCCCCUCACACCAAUAUGGAUACAGAGAGUCAUCUAGCCAUGUGGAGAAGCCUUGCUAUUUAUUUUAAGAGCAUACGUACACACCGCUCUUCAUCAUAUGUUGGGAUGAGUAGCAAAAAACCUCCUGCCCCAUUUACUUUAAUACAAAUGACCAAGUGGUAGGAAACUCUACCAUGUUGUCAGAUGGUCAUCUAUAUUAGUUCUUGUGUCCAGAAAGGGAAAUAUUGAUCUCAGCAUUAGAUAGUACAGCAUUUUUGCUCCUGUCAGUUAAGGGCUGGUUCAUCGACUUCAGCUGUUGCCCCAAACCAAAGAAAGUUCAAUGAGGAAAAAAAUUCCCUCCAAAUUAGGAUGAGGCUUUCUGCUUUGGUAAUGCAUGUUCUGUGUUUCUAUGUCUCUUGCACAGGGGCACUGAAGUCCUAUCUUCGGGAAUUGCCAGAACCGCUCAUGACAUUUGAACUCUAUGAAGAAUGGAUCCAAGCCUCAAAGUGAGUUGUUCACCGUUGCUUGAGCCCUGCUUCUUCACCUUCUGCUAUAAAAAUAGAAUAUCAAACAAGGUUGAAAUUCUGGACGCUUCUUUCAGAAUAAGUCCUAUUGAAUUCAGUGAAAAUUGCUUCCAAGUAAACAUGCAGAGGAUCAGGCUGAAACUUGUACCUUAUCAGAUUCACUCAAAAUUAUUGUUUGUUUAUACAUAAAUUAUAAAUUGUUUAUAUAUAAAUUACUGUUUGUUCCCUGACAAGACUCAAGGUGGCUUACAGAUAAAAACAAGAACUGCUCAAAACACAGAAAAAUCAGUCAUUAAAGUAUAAUUAAACAUGGAUAGAAUUACAGCUAUGAGUAGUGAUUUAUGGAAGUGAGAGCUGGACCACAAAGAAGGCUGAUCGCCGAAGAAUUGAUGCUUUUGAAUUUUGGUGUUGGAGGAGACACUUGAGAGUGUCCAGCUUCACUGGAAGGGCAGAUCUUGAAGCUGAGGCUCCAAUAUUUGGCCACCUCAUGAGAAGAGAAGACUCCCUGGAAAAGACCCUGAUGUUGGGAAAGAUGGAGGGCACAAGGAGAAGGGGACGACAGAGGACGAAAUGGUUGGACAGUGUUCUCGAAGCUACCAGCAUGAGUUUGACCAAACUGCAGGAGGCAGUGGAAGACAAGAGUGCCUGGUGUGCUCUGGUCCAUGGGGUCACGAAGAGUCAGAUAUGACUAAAUGACUGAACAACAACAACACAUAUAUAGAAUCUGUUUUAAAACUUACCAGUGGUUACAAUAAAAGCAGCACGGCGCCAGCCCUUUAAUUAAAACCAGUUAGUUCCCAAAUGCCUGUUGAAACAAGAAAGUCUUCAUCUGCUGGCAGAAGGACAGCAAGGAGAGAGCCAAUCUAGCUUCUCUAGGGAGGGAAUUCCGAAUUCUGGGAGCCCACAAUAUUUGCCAUGCAGAACCAGGAACUUCAUGGGACAGAUCAAACCCAUUUGGUGUAAUUUAUUGUGGGAAAUUCCAAUCCCCACCCACCCACCCACCCCAAAAUUAUUUCUCCAAGAGCCUCUGCCUAUGCACAUGUAUGACAUUAUCAUUUAUUUGUUUCUCUCAUUUAUUAGUCACUUUUCAGGGCCACACCCUCACACAUUCAGGGCUUCAUUCAAUAUGCAGAUAUAUUCAAAUUCAGGGCCCAUUGGUGAAAUGUGAAUGAGUCCCAAGCAACAGGUGUCUGCUAUGCAUAGAAAGGAGACUAUUCUCUGACAUAUGUCAAAGCUGUAUGUCUAAGGUUGCCCACCUUAGUUUCCCAAGGAAUUCCUCUGCUUCCAGAGGAAACAUUAGUUGCACCUAAGUCACAAUGUGAUCAAUCAGUUAGUGUUUCAGCAGGACUCAAAUUUAACUAAUUUCCUUUGGAUCCAGGGCCCAGUUCUGAAGAGCUUGUUGUUGUGUCCCAAGUACUCCAACAGAUUCAAACGAAUUGCCAUUUUCUUUAAUUGGUUUUGCUUCAAAUGAAUUGCCUCAGCUUGUCCCCUCUUGAGACUGAGUAAUGACAUCUCUGCUGCUAGGAAGGGGAUUUUCUCAAAAUUUGCCACAGCUAUAGUCUAGCCUAAAGCUUCCCUAAUAAGAUUGGGAAUGAAGACGUUCUUCCAGCCCUCAUCGCCUGACGUAAGAAAAGUGAGCCAAGACUGUCCCUGAUCUUACCAGGCAUUUAAAGUGGCUACACUUUUCAAAGGUCUGCUUUAAACAUUUACAUAAAUCUGAUGCUGAAGUGCGAUCUGGGGCUUGUCACUUCAGGAUAAGUGAUUGUGCAAGUAGGCCCCACCGCAACUGUUGCUUCCAGUACAUGACAAGGAGCAGAAGUCACAUUCCCAGAGAGGUGAAAUGUGAAGCGCAUUGGCAACUUUCCCAGCAGUGACUGUCCUGUCCUGUCUGUAGUGUGACAGGUUUCAAGUGCGAAAUUAAUGGAGGGCAAGGGGGCAGCUCCCUCGGUGAAUCGUCUGUUCACAACUUGUCUCUAUGCCGCUGCCUCAGCUCAGGCAAGCUUAGGAAAGAGAGGCUGAAGGUGCAGAGAUACAAAAUCCCGAUAUGUUUUAUCCAUCGUCCCACUGCUGAAUUAAUCCCAGACAUCUCAUUCUUGCUUCACAGCAUCCAGGACCAAGACAAGAGGCUGCAGGCCCUGUGGAAUGCCCUUGAGAAGUUGCCCAAGCCCAGCUACAACAAUCUAAGGCAGGUGUACGCAAGCCAAAGGAUAUACCUUCACUUCUUCACUGUCUGUCUCUUGCUGACAUUAGUUUUACAGUUUGCAAUUGCUGUGUGGCCAAAAGGUCCACCCAAAGGCUAUACAGUCAUACCUUGGUUCUUGAACACCUUGGCACUCAUACAUUUUGGCUCCCGAAUGCCACAAACCUGAAAGUAAGUUUUCCAGUUUGCGAACAAUUUUUGGAAGCCGAACAUCCGACGCUGCUUCGGCUUGACUGCAGGAAGCUCCUGCAGCCAAUCAGAAGCUGCACCUUGGUUUUAAGUUCAAGAACUAAGGUACCACUGUACCUUUAAAGUAAUGGUGGGUGCGUGGGGUGAAGGUUGAUUAAUGUUGAUGAUAUUUUGCAUUUCCUGGCCUGGAAAGUUUCUGAUGCAGCUUCAGUCCCAGCACGCAAGAAAAGAGAAAUAUGUGUGGAUGGGUAACCAUUGCUCCAAGCACCUAUCACAUAUUUUGUGCCAGGUCUUCUCUUCUCUCACAUGGCCUGCCUUGCAAAAAGAGACCAGCUCAUUUCAAGAGCCAGGCUGGCCUGAAACUUGACCUUGUCUGCACCACAGUAAAGGACUUGCUAGUUCUCACCCACUGCCAGCAAGAUGUUUUGCCUGUACUUGGGUGUUGGGGAGCCUCGGGGGAAAGCUUGUAAUGGCUUUGAAAGCUUGCUGUGUCUAAAGUUGCCACGUUGAUUCCACCAGGAGGCCUCUCUGCGACAUGGCAUUGCAGUUAAACAGAGUUGUGUCAGUGAGACACAAGAGUGCUUGGCACUGCUGACUCUUUGCAAUGCACCUCGAGAAAACUUUGCCUCCAGCUCACUGCCUUCUGAAUAGCAAGGGAUGGUUCCUACCUCAACAUCCAAACCAAUUUCACAAGGAUCCUCCCUAAGAGACAGGAGGGAGAUCUGGCAUGCUGCUUUGCUAGAAUGAUUAUACAGGAGCAGAGGAGCAGAUACAUGCAAUGUUUUUAUUUAUCAUUUAUUCCUUUCCAUUUAGGAAUUGCUUCCUAUGACAUUUCUCAAAUAAAUUCAACAAUACAAAAGCAUCCGUAAUAAAAACUUAUGUGGAACCAUUUAAUUUAUUAAAACAACUUCAAAUUUAAUACAGAUAUGGACCAGGAUUUUUUUAUUAUUAUUUUUAAUAUCCCCUUUAAAAGGCUCAGGAAAAAUUGGCACCAAAAAGACAAUAGCAACAGUGCCUGUCUGAUAUGUACUUCCAAAAGGUAGGCAGCACCAUGGUAAAGGCCUGAUUCCUAUACUGUGCAGAACAGGCCUCCAGAUGAGAUAGUAUCUGCAAGAGGCAUUCUCCUGCAGAGAGAAGUGAUUGAUUGGGUAUAUAAAAGGUGAGAAGGUCUUUUAGGUUUCCUGGUCGCAAUCUGUGUACAGGGUACGCCAUUAUCAGCACCUUGAACUUAAGGCCAGUAGCAGUUUUUCAGCUGCGGCAUAAUACAAUAGUGGUUGUCUGCCCCAAUGUCAUGCCACCAGCUGCAGCUUCCAAGCCAACUUCAGGGGUAGCUCCCACAUCGAGGUAUUGCCUACAAGUACACUGAUGAAACGGCUAAUAUAAGUCACAUCUGGUGCUUGAGGAUAUCAGGCAGCAAUGCCAAGAUACUUGUUGGGUGGCAGGGUAAAUCGCUCCUGCCCCUCUUGAAAUUCAGAGGCAGAGAUCUACAGGCGGUGUUGCAAUACUGUUUUUCUCCUCUUACGGACUACAGGAGCUGCACCAAGAGGGCUUAAUUCCUUAGUGGCAAAGUCAGUAUAUUUCUUGCUGGAAGUUAGAUGUGCACUGCAUAGAAGGGCUAGAGGAGGACUGCAGCAGCAGCAGUCACCAAUAAACCAUAGAGAGAAAGUGGUCACUACUGUGGCAAGCAGUGCAUUCUCCUUGGCUUAUAUACAGUGAUGUUUGAGGCAUCUUACAUUGCCGGCCUGAUACCCAGUAAUUUGUACAUUAUACUAGUACAUGUAUACUAGUCAAUGUGAGCUUCUCCCCCUGGUGGUUGGUACGUGUAAAAUGCAAAUAAUGGCACUUGCCCAUUUAUUCGUAUGAACCCCUGGGAAAGUAUCCACUAGUGCAUGUCUAUUGGUUAGCAAUAGUCUAAUGAUCCAGUCAGUAGCUGCUGAAUGUGCACCCACCACUCCAUUUUAACUCUAUUGCCUUCGAUUGCAGGUACCUGAUCAAAUUCCUUGCACAUUUAACAGAGUACCAGGAUGCAAACAAAAUGACCCCAAGCAACAUAGCAAUUGUGCUGGGGCCUAACCUUCUCUGGCCUCAGACAGAAGGGUAAGUGGUUGACAUCUAGAACACUGCAGUUCUGAAAUGCUAGAUAAAAUAACUUAAGAACAUACCGGUCCUGGGGCUGGCUUUUCUUACCUUCAUUUUGCAAGCCUCUUGUUCAAUUUUCAUGCUUUGAUCCAUUUGCAACAUCUGGAUGUCUCUCUCAGGGUGAAGAGCAGGGAUGAAGUGAGGGCAAAAUGUGGAAAAUGAGUUGCAGUAAGGCAUGAGAAAAGGAUAGGCAGAUUGCUGAGUGGAGGAAUCGCCCUUGCAGCACAAUCCUGUGCAUGCUUACUUACAAGGAUGUCCCAAUGUGUUCAGUGGAGCUUACACCUGUGUCAGCCUGCAUAGGAAUGUAUCCUUAGAACUCUUCUCUGUAUUUCUCAAUUAUUUGCAUUUCAGAAACACAAACACAGUUGAAGAGAAUGGGUAGUUACUGAGCAUCAGCAUGGGAUAGAUCACACCCAUUGCCACCAUUAAUGUAUACAAGUCUGAUAGUUUGUUUAACAAACACAUCACCACAAUGCAAAUCAUCACUUCUAGUGCUAGUGGGCAUCCGGUGAACAAAUGUAGAAUAUAGAAACCAAUCUGCCCCAAUUCCUCUGAAAAUGUCUGGUAAAGUAUCCAGAGCAGCAUCCUACCUUUCAUAGCUGACCAACCUUGGCAGGUUCCUGAGACAGAAGAAUCUGCAGGAGACAUGUUGCCUUAGAGCCAGGAGCUGGACUUUAUCCUCUAGUCCAGGCAUCCCCAAAAUCGGCCCUCCAGCUGUUUUGGGACUACAACUCCCAUCAUCCCCAGCUAACGGGACCAGUGGUCAGGGAUGAUGGGAAUUGUAGUCCCAAAACAGCUGGAGGGCCAAGUUUGGGGAUGCUAGCUCUAGUCCCUUCCAACCCUGUGAUGUUGUCAUUUUGUUUUGGCCUUCAGAAGGACCUGCCUUACUGCUCCCCUUACCUGUCCAUUUCUCUCUCCCACCUUUUUGUUUCAGAAACAUCACCGAGAUGAUGGCGACCGUCUCCCUGCAGAUUGUUGCAAUUAUUGAGCCCCUCAUCCAGCAUGCAGAUUGGUUCUUUCCAGGAGGUAGGACUGUUUUUUGUUUGCUAGAGCCCAACUGACCUAAGGCAAAGUGGGCAGGGCAGAACUGGUGACAGCCAGGCCACCGAUUUUAUCCUUUUUGGAUAGAUCACCUCCCAUAGGCACCAUUUGUGGUUCUUGCUGUUCCUUUCCCUGAUGGCUCACAUUCUCCAUAGUCUUGGCUAGGGGUCCUAGAGGUCUCAGCCUGUGCCUCCUAAACCAAAGGUCUGUGCUUCUGAUCAUUUGCUGUUCCAGACAAGAAUCUUUCCAUGGGCUUGGUUUCCCUGUUUAUGCUUUGCAUGGUAUUACUGAGAACAGUUGUUACCUAGAAAAACCUAUAUGGGGCUGCUAGGUUCCCCAUCCACAUUAAAAGUGUUUAUGAUGAUGAGUACAUCAUCGUUGUUGUUGUUGUUGCUCACCCUUCACAAGCAGGGUGGGUCACAAUAAUUUAAAAUCCAGUUUAAAACAAUUAAAACAAAUUACAGCCACAGGAAUAGGGAGGGUGCUGAAAACACAUGUCUCCGGUUUCAAAAAGCCAGGUGAACAGGUGCAUCUUCUGCAUCUGCUGAAAGCUGUAUAGUGAAGGUCCAGAUGCACUUCUGUGGGGAGAGAACUCCACAACUUAGGGGGCUGCCACAGAGAAUUGUCCUUUUCUUGGCUGCCACCACCAAAACCUAUGAGGGCAGCAGAACUACCAAGAGGUGUGUAUAUGACCAGGAACGUCUGCUUCUGGGGGGGUGUAUAUUUGAUUUACACUUAUCCUUGCCAAGCCUCUGUCUGGCCUCCCUCUGACUUCAAGUGGGAGCCACAAGCACUACUUGGCCAUUUUGCUCUCUCCUAACUAGACAUUGAGUUCAACUUGACCGGGAACUAUGGCAGCCCUGUGCAUGUGAACCACAACGCAAAUUACAAUUCUAUGCCGUCACCUGAUAUGGACCACGCCGACCGCAAGCAUCCUGACCAGGCCCGGCGACCACUUAGCGUGGCCACAGACAACAUGAUGCUGGAGUUCUACAAGAAGGAUGGGUAGGGGGUGCUUUUUAUUUUGCUGCAGGAGGAGUAAGGGGAGGGGAGCUGGGAAGGGGCUGUGCUGGCCUGGAGUCGCUGCUGCUCCAUAGAAGUAGUGCCCAUGUUUUCUAGGCGUGCAAACACACUUCACUGCCUUGCCACUAACAUCCCACUCCGCUCCUGAUGCCACACCAUCUGCAGGCACCUGGCCCGUGGCCUCUUUAAAGGGAAGCGGGGCUGUUGCACCUGGCCUGUCUGCCUAUUCACCUGGUAUGUGCCUGGCCCAAGCUAGCUGUAUGGCUCUGCGCAUUGACUCAACAAGCAGCAUAGGUGUUCCCCGGGACGGGAAGCUGAGAUCUACCUCACUGUACUAAAACUGGUCCUGAUAACUUCCAGAGUGAAACUUGUCUUACACUGAUUUUCUAGUGAUGCAGUGAACGUUUCAAAACAUGUUAUCAGUUGGUUGAUGGGUGUUUGCUGUCAUUUUCAAAGAGCCUAAAUAAUAGGUCACAUGCAUUUCUGGCCUGAUCAGCAUGCUGGGACAUUUGUAGUUUUUGCCAUCCAGAACUACUUUGGCAGAGAGCAAAAAAAAAGGGGGGGGGAGAGACUUGUCUUCCACGAUUGACAACAUACCACCAUAGCACCGUUUGCUUCUGCUGCCCAUUAAAGGAGACAUCUGUGCUGAGAUCAGGAGAGGGAGCAAUACAGCCAUGGGUGAAAAAAGAUGCUGAGCUACUGAGAUACCUAUUGGAUCCUGUUGACUCUAGCUUCGCAUGCAUAUUUCUUAGCAGUUGUUCCUUGCUGUGGUAAGGUUAGCACAGGUGAGCAGCACUCUGCCUGCUCGAUUGGCCUGAGCACAUGCAGUAGUUACAGUGCUGCUCCUUUCUCUACCAUCUGUAGACCUGAAGAGCUAUAGAUCUGGAAUCCAGGGCAUUGAUAGCUCUUGGUAGCCAGGGACUAGAGGUGAGAAUGGAGGGAGGGAGGAGACGCUUUCCACCUUUCAUACAUUACAGCCUGUCCUGCUCAGGCUGUGUGCAUCUGGUCAUGCGUCUACAGGUUCUCACUAACAUCUCCUGCAUCCUCUAGGUGUGAGCUAAUAGUAUUAAAUGUAUACUGUAAAACACUGAUGGUGGUAGCUUUACCAUUCUGGAAGAGGAGAGGGAAGAGUGGUUGUUCGUUUAGUGAGGUCUUGAAAUUAAAAAGCUGUCAUUCAUUGUUAGAAGAAAGGACAAUAUUUCAUCUUUCUUUUAAAUAUGGAAGAGAUCUAUUGAUAGGAAAGGGAAACAAAACAUCUCUCAAAAAUGAACUAGGUAAUGGACCAUUAAUGGAUUAACGGUCCAUCGGUUUUAAAAGACACAUUGGGUUGUAUUCAGCUGUGUCCGUCUCAGAGUAGACCCAUUGAAAUUAAUGGACCCAAGUUAGUCACAUCCAUUAUUUAAGUAAAAACUUCAUGUGGCAAGUCAUGCACUAUCUGCUACCUUCUUGUAAGUUUCUAUUUGUCAAAGCAGGCUCAGGGAAGAGGGGGAUGGUGUGAGUUUUGUAAACAGCUUUGAUGUUUUUAGAAUCAAGUGGUAUAUAAAUUAUAUGAAAUAAAUAAAUAGCAUGAAUUUUAUUGCGGGGCGGGGAACAAAGUGUAGCCUGCAUGGUGGAAAGUCAUCCAAAAGUUCCUAGGCCUGCAGUCCCUGCUUGUAUCACCUCCCCCAAUUAUUAUUUUUUUUGGGGGGGGGAUCUUAAUCAGUGAUUGAAGAGCUUAAUAUUGGUAUGCAGUACACCUUAUGCAUUCCUGCCUAAUCAGUUUAAAGCUCACUUUCCUAUAAUAAACAUAUGCCGUUUAAAACUUCCUACUUGCAAUUCCUCAGUUAGUUUAGUGAUUGGUUUUCUUUUCUUGGAUUUACGAAGAGAUUCUCAAUUUGGACCUUUUCUCUCCUGUGACUUGCUUUGAUCUCUUCAGAACGGCCAUGAAUGCCCUACUGAGUUUGCCAUCCAUAUGCAUAAAGCUUGGAUAGUAAGGAAUGCCCUUGCCUGAUGGAGACUGCAUUGUCAGAUCUUUGGUGUUUAAAAGGUCUCUUGAGGGUUGGACUUGGAACUGUUCUCAGGCUUAGUUUUAGUAUGCUUUACCUGUGUCGAUGUUAUAGUGAUCCCAAGGUCUAGGAAAGGCCUUAGUGAGAAAUCUCAACAUUUGUUUUUAUUUUUGCAUGAAGCAUGCAAAGGAAAUUUAGCUCUCUGUAGAAGGUUGUGGCAAGUACCUGGAGCUGGGCUGUGCAAGAGAAGUCAUAGGUUAUUUUCCUUAUGCCAUGAAAGAGCUCUGACAGGAAGGCACAACCUGGAAAAGAUCCCAGAUAGAGGCUUGAUACUGGCUCAGAUUAGUUUUGGAAACGUUGUAAUCCCACUCUUGAGGAGUUUUCUGUAUGUUGUGGAGUCUUACAGUGCUCAGUGUGGACAUCAAAUAUUGUUAGGUCUAAUUUGCAAAGCCUUUCUCCUCUGGAUCCCAGAAGAAGAACCAUGCAAAGAUUAUUGUAAUCCCCUACUAGGUUCACCUCUAGCCUGCUCUCCCUCUCCCGCAUUCUCCCUACACACACACACACACACAACUGCAAAACAACUGGUAUUGCUUUCACAAAAACCUUCCAUUUCCUCAAAUUCUAUCUUUCACUGAAUGUCCUGCUUCUCCACUUAGCAAUAUGCUUCUCUGCAGCCAAAUUGCCCCGAUCCCCCUGCUUUUUGCAAGCUGCGGCCUUGGACUUCCCAGCCCCUUUCCCAAAGGCCUGCCAAACUGACACAGCAGGAGAAGCAUUUGGCCUUAGUUUCUGUUACACUAAUACCUGUAUGUUUCUGUCCAUGCAGCCUUAGGAAAAUCCAAAGGUAUGGUAUCCUCUGGGUAGCUCUUGAACCAUUCCUACCUUCAGUGUCAAGACCCAGUCAAUUCAGAGCACCCACGGCCUUGCCAGCAGAAGCUCGCCCUUGCCACCCUUAAUGUCAGGGCAAGGCAGAGCAGAAGCCAGCUUCUCCCCGAGAGCACUGAGACGGGAGCCUGUCUUUUGAGUGCCCCGUCAAAAUUUGAAGCUGCCUUAUUACAGAGUCUGCUUUGGUGGACAGCGGCUUUCCAAGGUCUAGAUCAGAGUUUCCCAAACUUGGAUCACAAGUCCCAUCAUCCCUAGCUAGCAGGACCAGUGGUCAGGGAUGAUGGGAACUGUAGUCCAAAAACACUGGAAGACCCAAGUUUGGGAAACCCUGGUCUAGAUAGAAGUUUUUCCUAGCCCUUUUCCCCAAGGUGGUAGUGAUGGACCCUGGGCGCAUGUGCUCUGUCAUCGACCUAUGGCCCUUCCCCCUUUCCUGCAGGAUGUUGUUUUUCCAGUUUUUUAUCAUCUCCAAUGCAAAGGGCAUCAUUUUCCUCUUGGGAAAUUAAUCACAGGUGUCCUGGCUGCACGUUUUUUAAGAUUCUAGAUGCUCCCCUUGCCCCCCGCCGUAGAUGUUUUAUGUUUAGAUCUGUGGCUCUUUGGAAAGGCCUCAUGGUCCCAAGGCUCCCCGUUUUUGUUGAUGUCUGGGAGAACCUCCCUUAGAUACAAAACUUUACCAACCUUGGAAGGUCACUGCUUUUCUGGCUGCCCUGAUGAUUGCAAAUGGCCACUGGGUGUCCCAGCAGAGCAGCCUUUGACCCAAAUGACCCUCAUGGCCAUUCCUCUCUAGAGUCUACAUUUAAGUAAUUCACUCCCAUUAACUGUACGUGGAUCCUUUCAGAGCUUGGAUGCACCUAGAUGGCUUCCCUCCUUCCCCCUGCAAUGUAAAUGUGUGUGUUUAAUUCUCUCAAUGAUUGCUUCCGAGUUGGUAAGGGACUAUCUCUGUGUUCCCCCCCAUAGCAUGGGCGUCCGGGUGAUGGACACCUCAUGGGUGGCUCGCAGAGGCACCUCCAUAGUUCGUAAGGCAUCCUCCACCCCUCCUGCCAUGCAGCCCCCUGCUCCGCCUUCCGAUCUUGCUGCUACUCCUCAGUCACCAAUUCCUGAGCAAUCUCUUGACAUUUCAGCUACUCCCUCCCCUACUCCAACUAGCUUCGGUUUCCCGCCAGGGGCUGAGAGAGCAAGGUAAGUGCUGGAGGGCAGCGCAAGCAGCUGCCACUGUGUUCUGUGGUCCUGGAAGUCUCUGUGGACACGUCUGCCACUCCCACACCUGCAUGGGCCCUCUUUAGUUACGCUUCAGCUUUCACUUUUCAAGUGUGUGUGUGUGUGUGUGUGUGUGUGUGUGUGUUUGAAUGAGAGAGAAUUGAGGCACAAAAUAAUACUUUCCUGUGGCCCAGCUGAAUGUAAGCAAUUUAAAAAACAACAACAGACCUGUUGCUCCAAAGAUUUUAGGCAAGCAGGGAGACUGGCAUCAGGAAUAGUAACAUAGAACAAAAUUCUUUUCCUGAUUUUGCGCUACAGAGACUGGGCAGACCUUCCUAUUUUGCCACCUCGUCCUGUUGGAAUUCGGCACCAGCAGCAUGGAGAGGCUUAUUCUGACCCAAUAUUUUAUUGAUAUCCAUUUAAGGCAAAGGUCUGGCUCUGUUUUUAGGGCCCAGCUUCAUCCAGCUGCCAUGUUGUCAUUUUUAGUCCUGGAUUUUCAGACCUAAUGCAAGACUUGUGUUAUUUUGUGCUGGGGAUUCAUUCAUAAGGGUCAGCUCUGUGGCAAGCUAGAAAUGACUGAUCAUGUUUGCCAUAUUCAUAUGUGCAGAGAGUAGGGGGUUAUCCAUAGGGGGUAUCAUGCAUAUGUUUCUGGUCUGUGCUUCUGCCAUAGAUGUGCUCCCUGCUAAAAGCAAGCAUGGAAUUAGACGUUUAAUGCGUUGCCUGUCAACAUACCCACUAAAAGCAGGGGAGGGAGUGAGACAUGCAUGGGAAUAAGAAGCUGGCAAAACCAUCCACAAAGGCAGGCACUCUCACCUUUCUGUUGCACAUAUUCUCACAAAACAGGAGGAAAUAUGGGCUAAAUCUGAAUUGAGAUAAUAAUUCUGUGUUUACACUGGCAAGAAGAGAGAUUUAGUCCCACCCUUGCUACUUCUCCAGCCUGUGGGAUCCAAUAAUAGGCAGCAUUCAUCUUGUCCUGCAGGAUCCACCAUUUGCAGUCUUUUCUUUUGACUUUCUAUGACAUUCCUGGUUCUUUCUCAACUUCAGUUUUUCCAGGCUUGUUCCUUUCCAGUAAAUUGCCAAGCGCCAAUUUGGGUGGCACUUCUCUGUUUGUGAGCUCACAUUAGCCAGGGAAAGAGGCCAAGAAAGAAGGAUGGGGGCAAAGUCAAGCCCUUGAUAGGAGGACAUGCAACUUCAUUAGAACUCAUUCCAUGCUUCCUUGCCUCCCCUGGGGUCUCUCUCACCUGCAAUUGCAUACCUCACACUUUGGAAGGAGUCCAGGAGUUACACGGCAAACCUUGAUGCUUGCCUGGCAUUGCAUCUCGGUACACUGUCCCGCUGUUUUCUCUGCCAUGCUUUCCUCAGAUCACUAGUUCUCAAUCCAAUAUUCUGCUUAGGGUUGCCUGGCUUCCCAGUGUAAUGAGGCAGCAGGUUCUACUAUGCAGCGUGACCCACUUGUUUUGUGAAGGAUUAGUUUGUCCCAAGUUAAUUGACAAGAGUAAUCAAUUUUCUGAAUUGUGGGGGACCUUGAAUUCCAUAGUCAACCCUCAAGUGCCCCCUGGCUUGGUUUUAUUUUCAAAUUAGCACUUAUGGGUGAAAUCCAACCCAUAGAUACCCAUUUCCUUCAUAUGAAUGAACAUUUUCUUUGUGGGAUAUUCCUCCUCCCCCAAGCCCCUACACACACACACACACACACACACACACACACACACACACACAAGCCCCUGAGACAAAACCAACACUCAGGACAAAUGUCAUCUAGAGAUAUUUUCCAGAUCUCCCCAAACAACUGUUUAGGAAUAGGUGACGUUGGCAAGAUAGAUUUUGCACAGGCCUAGCUUCUGUUUUCCAGCAGAUGAAGUUUCCAAGUGCCAUUUUCUACAUUUGGGUGGCUCAUGAGAGAAAAGCAGAAACCCAGGCCUGGAGCUGUCAGCUCAGGAAGGUGGGGAUUGCUGCCCCAGCCACUGUGUACCUUGCAGUUGAGGAGCCCCUCUUGCUUUCCUUGAAUUUUUGGUUGUUGUUCUCUCUUCUUCUUCUCUCCCCCGCCCCCACCCCAGCCCUCUCCUGGCAAAUGCUUAUGGGCUGUUUUCGAAACUCCUGUUCGGUUCUUCCCUGUACAAACGCUCUCUGCUCUCUUUUUUUUGUUUUUGUUUUGUUGUUUUGGACAUUUGCAGCACGGAUGGUGUGUCGUCUAGUUGGUCGGAUUCCUGUUACAUCUACCCAUCCCCUGAGGACGACAAGCCUCCCCCAUAUCCCUGCUACUCAUCCUUCCACCACCACCACCCCAAGACUGGCCCAUGCGCUAGGCCGGAGCCCCCCUUGCCACUGUACCGGUGGCCAGGGUACAGCCAAACGCUGCCUCCCCCUUCCUCCUCCUCCUCUUCUUCCUCUCCCUCCCCUCAGCAGCUUGACAUUAACUCUAACCCAAAACCGUAUUUCCUGCACCUCCCUAAGCAGAGCUCCUUCACAGAGUUGCAUGGUCCUGAGACUAACCUCUCCUCCGUCUACAUGAAACCCCCCCUCACCUUAUCCAAACCCGAUCCGCCUGGCACUCCUUACAGCUCCCAUAUGUCAGUCUCUCCCCCCUGGGUCAGCUGCACCUGUGCCAGAGACAGAGGAACCGGGCUCGCUAGGUAAAUAACCUCUUAUUUGACAAAUGCUCUGGCAAAUUGGGCACGGUGGUGGAAGGGUGAGCACCACUUGCUUGCCACGUACCAGAGGUCUACGCACAGGGACGAUGCCUAGGGCCUCCACGCCUCCUCGGUAGAUAAAUGAGGCCUUCCUGUUGGCCUCCACAUUGCUACAGAUCUCCUGGAGAGAACUUCAGCUGUAUCAGCUGAUGGAGCCUGCAAGGGAGGGAGUUCCUUGAAGCCAAAUCCAGGUUUAAAAUAGGUUUCAUUGGUCACCUUUCUUUCCCUGAGAAGUGAAGUUCUGAGACAUGCCCAAAGUGCUCUGUAAGAGAAUUUUCAACACCAUCCCCAAGUUACAAUUCCCAAAAUUCCAUGGGGAAACUAUGACAGCCAUGGAAUCCCACAUCACACUCUUUGAAUCAUUCCGUCUGCACAAAUAUUGCAGUUUGUCAGAUGGAACAUCCCUCCCUUUCCUUCCCCCUUCCCACACACACUGGGGCCAAUUUUGACAGGCUCAGGGAGCCCCAUUGCACAAGCAGGAUAUGUUGCACAGAACUUCUUCUUAAAUGGCUAUUUAGGUGAAUCCCAUGCAAUAUAUAUAUCUGUAGCUUGAGUAAGCAUUUAGUGUCAAUAGCAUCCAAUCAACCAGCCCUUUCUUUGGACCCCAAGUUGCAAAGACUUACAUCAGAAGUGGGGAUUCUGUGGCCUUUCAGAUGCUGCUGUUUCACUACAGCUCCUAUCAUCUCUGUCAACAGUCCAUACCAACUGAGGCUGAUGGGAGCUGGAGUUCAACAACAUGGGGGGGGCACAUGUUUACCCAGCCUUGUAUUACAAGAUUUUGAGUUGGGCCCAAAACAGCUGUGCCAGUCCAAUAGCUUCUUUGGGUCCAACCUAUUUAGAGGCGCAGGGGGCACCUACCUCGGCCUGGCAAAUGUUGAGGCUUUCACCAUCCAGGUUUCCAAUUACUGCAUUGAGUUGCCUGGUCUAGCCAACCACCUUGAGUAGCACCUUUCUUGCCACAGAUUAUUUGUGACAAACUCAGUUCCCUCACUGAGGUAAACCAUGGCUUGCCACACUGCCUUGGGGUUGGUGGCCACUUGUAAGCUAAGUGCAAAGGAACAAACUUGGACAACUGACAUGGCCUCAAGUUCAGCAUAACAAGUUCACCUCUUAAAUCUGUGAGGUGCCCCACCCCAUCCCCACCACGAGGAACAGAUCGUAUUGCUGCUGCUCCUCCUCCUCCUGCCCCACCUGCCCCACAGAGUAGUCUCUCUGGAAAACGGCUUCCCUCCAUUUUGUUUCGUCUCAUUGCUGUGUACAGAGUGACUGAGAGGGCUGCAGUGCCAUUCAUGCUCUAGUCAUGCUCAGAUCUGCUUUUGAAGGUGGAUGUGCAAGUUUGUCUGGUCCUUUGGGCGUAUGUUCGGGAGCAAGGCAUCAAAACGCUUUGCUUUGCAAGCAUCAUUGGCUUAUCAUAGCGGAGGGUUAUGGGCCUGCACCCUGGGACUGUGGGACAGGAGGAGGGGGAGGCUAUGGGAGAGGGGGAUUUUUGCAUUUAAGAUGCCCUUCGUACAAAGGGGCUCAUAACUGCUGCUUCUUGUCCACCUUUUGUUUCUUUUUAGCACACUAAAAACCAAGGAACUCUCUCCUGUUUCUGGGCAGAAAGGGAGCCCGGUUUGUGGCCCUGCAGCACCAUGUGGGACCACACAGCAGUUGCCUGGUCUCACACAGCAGCUGUCCACAGAACAGAGCCCACACACCCUGCGGAAAGGUAGGUAUUCACACCUGAACAGGGCAACAGGAGUGGGUUCAGCUGGGUGAAAUGAACAAAGCAACAACUCUCUCUCUCUCUCUCUCUCUCUCUCUCUCUCUCUCUCUCUCUCUUUUAGUGUGUUAACCACACAAUUUAAUUCCACUAGUUAACUGACUGCUUUUUGGCCAGGGCUCCUGUUUUCUCUGUGGGCAACUGCAAAGACUGCAGAUUAAUAGUUCUCCUUUCUGGUGUCCUCAUAAGACUGAGAAAUCUGGUAGGAAAGUUCCUGCCACAAACACUUGAAAUCUUUUCUAAGAAAUAAAGUCACUAGAGUGAACAAGUAGGGUCCAUUGGACAGUUAACCUGGAGGACGUAAAAAAGAGCUAGGUUCAAGCCCUACUUCUGCUUUGCAUUCAGCAUAGCACUAAGGAGAUUGUUCUGUCAACGCAAGCAUUUCUAGUUUACUGAUGGAACAAUCUCUGCUCCCCUCGUACACUGUUCUAUGAGUUCUCCUAACCCUCUGGAACAGAUUUAAUGGAGUGCAAGGGGAGGGGAGGAAGUCCCAUUGCGCUAGCAGAGAACCCUUCUGUUGGCUUCCACUAGUACAAAGAGUUGGUUAAAUAUGGUCCAUGUUCCAGACAUGACUUCCCAUGAACACAGGUUGCCCUUAGGCCUGAGCUUCCAUUCACCAGGGCUCAAGCAGGCCUGAUGGUUGUAUUCAGAAAGCCAGUAGUAAAAAGCUCACCUGACCUCCCAGUGAUGAAUGACAACCAGCUGUAUCUGUGUGUUUGUAUGUGUGUCUCUUUCUCUCUUGUCUUCUGCAGUUUCAAAGAAGCUGACCCCCAUCCCUGCCAAGGUUCCUUACGGACAGUCAGGUGGUAUGUCCGAUCAGUCUACGGGGCAGCCGUCCCCUGCCAGCCUUUCUCCCACCCCACCAAGCACCCCAUCACCCUAUGGACUGAGUUACCCACCAGGCUACUCCCUGGGCUCGGGCCCACUCUCCCCGGCAGCUGCUCCUUCUCUGUCUUCUCCUCCUUCCCUGACGAGCACUUUAACCAAAUCUCGGCCCACCCCUAAGCCACGACAGAGGCCCACGCUGCCACCUCCACAGCCUCCCACAUCAAACGCAUCCGGCUCUAGUCCGCAGUCCAUGGAGCACACAGUACUUGACGGCAUGUCCCCCGGGGAGAGCAUGUCCACAGGUAACAAAGCAGUGGCAGAGGGACAGCACUCUAGGGGGGUGGGGGGUUGCUAGCAGAGACAGAGUGGAGGAGGGAGCAGUGUAUGGGCAGGGCUUGCCAACGUGGCGCCCUCCAGUUAUUGUGGGCAGAACUUGCAUCAUCCUUGAUUUUUGUCCGUGCUGGCUGAGGAUGAUGGGAGUUGUGGUCCUGGGUAUCUGAAGGGCACUGUUGGCUUAGGGGGAAGUUCCAGGUCUGCCUUUUGAUUGCUUAAGGCACAGUUGGCAAGAAGCACUGCAGAGCCAAGAGCAAAUGGUAGGAACAACUAGUACAGAGCACCAUAAUCCAGUCAAGAUUGAGAGUGGAGUUUCCUGGUGGCACAGUCCUUCGUUUUUUUUCUGUAUUCCACAGGCAAGUGGCAAAGCAACAAUUGAGCUAUGUUGUACAUAAAUUCCGGUGCUUGUCAUCUACUUAAUCACUCAAGCAGGAAGUGAUUGCCAUUCAAAACAGGAUUCUGAAACUACCUGAGAAGCAAGGCCAAAAUUCAAGUGUUGCAUUUAGAACAAAAUAUCAAGGGGUAAAUUGCAUACACGGUGAGGAAAUGAGGAUCACCUUCCGAUUCCAGGUCAUAUGUAGUGAGUUAAGUGAGCUGAGCUAAAAUGCUGCUUGAGGAUGAUAUGGAAGGGAAUACUUUGAACAUGAAAGCUGAGCAUAACACAGACCUUUUUAGCCAGGAACUUAGCUUUUCCAGACAAAAGGGACAUUGCGCAAGUGCUGCUAAUCCCUUCUCCCUCUGAAAAUGCAACUCUUUCUCCAUGUUUCGCUCUGGGUCCUGCUACGAUGGACAUGGGUCAUUACUUUCUGAUGUGAUUCAAAUCUCUUGCUCUGCGUAGCAAGGCCGGGGAACCUAUUUCAAGCGGAGGGCCACAUUUCCUUCUGAGUGACCUUCCCCGAGGGCCACCUGGCAGGGACAAAAGUAGGCACAGCAAUGAAUGCAGAUUCUGCCUUUGUACAGGAAGCUGAUUUCUACACACGCACCGCUCUCUCUGUCCUCCAUCCAUGGAAGCAAAGAGGCAUUGUCAGAGUUCAAGGGCCUAUUCCAGCCAGGCAAAAGCCCUCGAGGAGGGUGUGAAGCAAGGCUGGUGAAGGAUGGAAAGUGUGCCCUGGGAAGAGUUCCAAAGGCCAAAGAAAAGGCCUAGAGAACUGCAUUGGGCCCCCAGGCCAAAGGUUCCCCAUCCCUGCUGCGCAGCUAUUUUGCCUUUUUUUAACCCCCUUCUUCCCUUCCCCCUCGCAGGCUGUGCAUUCAUAAUUUCAAAUGCUAGACUGCACAUCUUCAGUAAAAAAAAUUAGCAGUAAAUAACCCAACCAGUAGUGCUCUUUGGUUAAGUAGUAAAAUACCACUGAGGGGGAAAUAUGUAUAUUACCCUUGGGAAACCAGAGUGUCUAGAAAGGCCUUCCACAUUCCGGCAGAGUCUCUGAGAGAGGCAGCAGUUCAGCCUUCAUUUGGGAAUUUCAAAUAUGGCCAGAAAUGCAGGAGCAGAACGAAACUGGUCCACUCUUUGGCACACCUGUCUCCGUGCAGGGCUCUAUUCCUUGGGUGGCUGCAGCUUUUGAUCAGGAGGUCAGUAGUGGCCAAUCUUUGUGUCCCAAUGGCAGAGUAGAGGCACAGCUAGCAGGCAAAGUCUCAAAACUCAGGGGUGGUUUGUGCUUUUGAUCAACUGAUCCCUGUUCUUUUGAAGACCUGGGGCCUCCAAAACAUUGGGGAGGGGUCAACUGCAGUCCGUUCUGGAUACGUGGGCCGAUCGUGGCUCCUGUUGCUACAGCUUGUGCUUUGGGAAUGGCCACGCCUGUGUGGUCAACAUUUGAGAGGGGUUUUGUGUCUCCAGCUUGCCGCUGGUGUUUUUUUGGUAGGCAGGUGCAACUGCUCUGACUUGGAGGUCUUGUUGUGUACUAUUUUUUUUUUUUUUGUCUUUGUUGCUUUUCCUGUUUCUCUUCUGUUCCUUUCUCCCAAUCCUACCAUUGUGUCCCUGCAGCUGUUUGAGGCUCGUGAUGCAAUAUUGGAUAGGUGUGAGGGGAAUGCUCAGGGUAAGCUGGAGUCCCUGCCCUCCUCCCUGAACCUUCUGCCACUACUACUACUACUACUACUGCUGCUGCUGCCAAUGUCACCCCCGCCACCCCUGGCCCCCAUGCCUUUCCUCACACCCACCCACCCACCCACCCACCCCAUCUCGCUGGCCUUGCAUGGGGCACGCUGUUCCAGAACUGCAUGGCUGCUCGAGCCUGCUCUCCACUCCCCAGCUGACUGAUAAUGAUGUCAUUAGUAAACUUGCGGGGAGGGGUGCUUCUCACUUGGCCUUUCAUGCCUGACAUCCGUGUGUGUGUGUGUGUGUUUAAAUAUGUGUGUGUGUGUGUAUUUAAAUAUAUAUAUAUCUAUAUAUGCAGGCAUUCAACUAAUUCCUUUCCAAGCCACGGAAUUCACUGGCUCCUAACCUUGCUAGCCCCUUUUUGACCAACGUGACUUUCUCCCUCUCCCAUUCCAUGUGUUAUUUCCAAAGGGAUGUCAUGAUAUUGCCAUUAAUGGAUAUUAAUGGCAGUUGUUUGUUGUGGGUGAGGCCAAAGGGGCAACCCAGGAGCAGGUGAUGGUCAAGGCUAUGUGUGCCACUGCUCAAAAGGAUACAAAGCUUGCGGGGUCUUCUUCUCACCCAAGUAAGGACAGCUGCCUUUACAGUAUCAGUGGGAGACUGCGGCCCUCCAGAAUUUGUUGGGCUCCGGCCCCCAGCAUCCCUGACCGCAGCUGAAAUCCAGCAACAUCUGGAGGGACAGAGGUUCCCCACUCCUGCUUUUUACACUAUGAAGGUCCUCAGCUCAGCUGAAAAGCCUAACGAAUCGCCCCUUGUUCUGAAGUACAUCUCCCACAGCUGAUUUAGAAUUGCUUCCCCAUUCCCAAUUCAUGGGGGAAUGCUCUCAAGAGUAAAAUCAUAUUAUGAGGGUGAUUUUUACUCAGUAUGCAAGGAUGCCAUGCAGCUUGCAGGUUCUUGACAUACAAGUUCACUUCCCCUGUCUCACAAGUAGCCAUGUGGAAGCUAUUCCUUUGCUUCCGAGAGAAGCAGUGACUUUCAUUGCUUAAAAUUAUACAUAGUGUGACAUGCUCCUCCCUGGCUAGGUAGGGACUGUCUGCAUCUUAAUUGAAAUAGGAGGUUUGUCUGACUGGAAAGGAGGGGUGAACAGGAUGUUUUGUCAUAGCCUAUUUGUGUCUUGUGGAGCUCUGGGGAUAGGUCAUGGCUGUGCAUGGGAUGUUGUCGUUUUGAUAAAUCUGGAGGCUUUUGUUUAUCAACAGAUAAGUAAGCCUACUCUGUCCUAAUUGCACAUAGUCUUCAAAUCAUCUGUUUGGAGGACUUGUCCAUCAAAUCCUAGCCACUUUUGGCCGCACCGUGGAGUUACUUCAUAUGAUUUGUGAAAGAGGCAUUUAGAGUAUAUCCAUCAUGGGGAUGUGCUGUGAACACUGUAUCAUCCAGAGGAGAGAUUUGUGUGUCUACUUUGGCUGCUGGGCAUGUGCUUACCUAUGUCCACAAAUAUUCUUGUCUCCUUCAGAGAUAUGGGGAGAUUUGGUAGGCACAUUUUGAACAUCUUUUUCACAUCUUGAGGAGUGGCCCCAGAUGAGAUUUAGGAAAGAGCUGCCUUUCCUUUAUUCAAUGCCGCCUCUUAGUUCAUUGGAUUAAGCAAGGACCAAAAAUAUUCUGCUCUGAGAAGACAUGUAUUUAACAAUAUCCCUUGUCAUUUCUGCAAUUGACUAGCUCUUCAGGAUGGUUUUGCACAUUUAUAAGCCAACCUGGUCAUUUGGUCCCAAUGUGCAAAUAAGUUAAAUAUUUUACUUAUUUCUGAUAGCAUGUCUAUGGAUAGUAAGCCACCAAAAAGCAUGUAAUAGAAAAGUGAACCUUGAGAAGUUGAAUGGGAUACUUGCCACUUAGGGGGAUAGCAGAGGGAACAGAGAUGCUAAAUUCUAAGUGUAAGUUGUACUGAAGUACUGGCUGCCUAGAUUCCUUCAUUGGAGGGAACCGUUUUCAGCAAGGCUGAGCUAAGGGGGACAGCAAAGGUGUCCAGGAAGCUUUGGCAAAUUUUGUCAUGGUGAUACCCCCUUGCCAAAUGAGAUUGGGGUCUUGGGGUCUUUCCCCUAAAGACAUUUAAAGCAACUUUGCAAGUAACUUCUCAAUUCAGUAUCCUUCAAGUGAUUUGCCUGCCUGCCCACGUACCUGUACGCUAAGUCAUUUGUGGCACAUGGAUGGUGAUAAUGGGAGGAGGACUGGAAGGGAAACUGUCCUCCCAUUUCCAAACUCUUUCCUGCAUGGUUGCCUGGACAUUCUCUCUCACAACAGAUGACAAUCCAAGUUGCUAUUUACAGGCCCAUGGUUAAGACUAGGUUCUGAAACUGCAGAAUAUGCUGCUGUCUGCUGCCAUCGGCCCAGUUUGCUGAGCUGUUGUUGAGAUUAAGAAGCAUGUGGCCUAGACCCCGAUUCAUGCGUGCUUGCGGGGAAGGGACAGCUGUGAAGAAUGUUGCAGCAGCAAAAGGCACAAGCCAAGAUCAUAUUAUGACAUCCCUUUCCUCUGGCAUUAACAGGCUCCGAGAACUGUACUUCCUGCUCAGUUUUAAGUUAAAACGUUGACUAUUUUUGUCUGUCUUAAUCUGUAUAUGAACGGGUGGGCAGACGUUGCCUGGAGCAGCAUGGUAAUUCUCUGUCUCCCUGUGUGUCUGUGCCUGAUUGCAGAUCUUGCCCACCUUGAUAUCCCUUCCAUCCAUGUAGAGGUUGAUGCCACACUCCACCUGGACCCACUGGGACAAGUCCAGAGACAUCCGGUACAAGGAAAAAUCAAUUCAGAGGAGGAUUCAGAAAGCACCGCCCUAUGA
Podarcis lilfordi (Lilford's wall lizard) is the source of this 88879-nucleotide messenger RNA. The record is from the annotation of a GenBank genome assembly. Lineage: Eukaryota; Metazoa; Chordata; Lepidosauria; Squamata; Lacertidae.